Messenger RNA from Labrus bergylta (ballan wrasse), 94246 nucleotides. NCBI's taxonomy places the organism in Eukaryota, Metazoa, Chordata, Actinopteri, Labriformes, Labridae. The record is from RefSeq and is a predicted model, not a curated record.
AUGUCAACACAAGCACCAACGUUCACACAGCCGCUGCAGAGCGUCGUGGCACUAGAGGGUAGUGCCGCGACGUUCGAGGCUCAAGUUAGUGGUUCUCCAGUUCCUGAAGUGAGCUGGUUUCGUGAUGGCCAGGUUCUUUCCGCCGCCGCUUUGCCCGGCAUUCAAAUCUCGUUCAGCGACAGCCGCGCUGUUCUGAGGAUCCCUGCUGUGACCGCCGCACACAGUGGGAGAUUUUCUGUCAGAGCAACCAACGGAGCUGGACAAGCAACGAGCACCGCUGAACUCCUCGUUACAGCCGAGACAGCGCCCCCUAGCUUCCUCCAGAGACUGCAGAGCUCCACAGUGAGACAGGGCAGCCAGGUGAGGCUGGACGUCCGUGUGACAGGAAUCCCAACACCUGUGGUGAAGUUCUUCAGAGAGGGAGCCGAGAUCCAGAGCUCAGCCGACUUCAGAAUCCUUCAAGAAGGAGACCUGUACACUCUGCUGAUCGCUGAGGCUUUUCCAGAGGAUUCUGGGACUUAUUCUGCGACCGCCACCAACAGCAGCGGACGAGCCACCUCCACCGCUGAGCUGCAGGUUCAGGGUGAGGACGAAGCCGUCCCAGCAAAGAAAACAAAGACCGUGAUUUCAACCGCUCAGAUUUCACAGACCCGUCAGACCAGAGUGGAAAAGAGAAUGGAGACCAGUUUCCAGGCCUCCGCCAUGAUGGAGGUGCAGGUGGAGCAUAUGACUCAGCAGCUGGCUCAUAAGACUCCACCCAGAGUUCCACCCAAACCCACGUCCAAGUCCCCGACUCAGCCAUCACUGGUUGCCAAGGUGACUGGAGGACGGCAACAGUCGCCAUCACCUGUCAGACAUGUGAAGGCGCCCACGCCCACACCUGUCAGGUUAGUCGGAUGAAGCCUAUAACAUGACCCCCCUUCAAGACUCUCCGUCUCCCCCUACAGGCCAGUCAAGUCCCCGAUCACCACACGCAAACAGCUGGUAGUUGGCGCCGACGUCCUGCCUCCAUGGAAGCAGGGAGACCCCGGCGUCCCCCCGACGGGCCUGGAGCAGCGUUGGGAGGCACAUGUCAAAGAGGCUGAGGGAGGGAAAAGAGCUGGGGCGGUGGCCAAAGUGGUGGCCGCCGUCGACCUGGCUCGGGUCCGACUGCCUGUGCAUGCAGAGGGCGGUCAAGCUGAAGACGAGUCUGAGGCUGUAGAGGCAGAGUUUAGGAUGCAGGCUGCCGCCGCCGUGGCCACUGCUCAACAAUAUCAAACCGCCUGGACAACAACAGGAGUGCAGGCUGGCCAAAUGCUUACCACUGCUCAGGAGUUUACAACUGAACCAACCAUGCCACUGCCUCAGAUUCAGAGAGCGACAGAAAUCUCCUUCAUCCAGGUGGACACUGGUGGUCCUGCCCCAUCACCUGUUCCCCAAUUUACAGUUUCUAAAGUUUCAGUCCCCAAACAUGAGUCUAGCUCUGAGGUUUCCAUUGCCGGCUCGGCGAUUGCCACUCUACAGAAAGAGUUAUCCUCAAGCUCUGCCACCACUAAAAAGAUCAUCAGGCCUGUCAAGUCUCCCAUCCCGUCUCAUAGAGUGGGGGAGGCCAGAGAGACCCUGGAGUCCAUCCCUGCACCGUUUAAAGAGCUCACUGAGAAAUAUCAGAGUCAUUACGGUGCUGAGUUACUGACAGGGGUGGUGUACUCUGGGGGUCUGGAGAGAAUGUAUGAGGACUGGGGAGCCCAGGUUUUGGAGACAGCAGCUGUACCUUCAGCAGGUGGCGGCGUGGUCCCUCCCACACUGGUGUCUGGUUUGAAAAACACAAAUGUGACGGAGGGCGAGUCGGUGACCCUGGAGUGCCAGAUCAGUGGUCACCCUGCACCCGUCAUCAUGUGGUUCAGAGAGGACUACAAGAUCGAGAGCUCCAUUGAUUUCCAGAUUACUUAUGAGAACGGAAUCGCCCAGCUGGUGAUCCGCGAGGCGUUCGCUGAAGACAGCGGACGCUUCACCUGCACAGCAACAAAUGAGGCUGGAACCGUCAGCACCUCCUGCUACCUGCUCGUCCAGGUGUCUGAGGAAAUUGAGAGCAGAGAGGAAGUUGAAACUGUUGAGAAACUAGUCACUGAAGAAGCCAAAGAUGAGACCAUGUCUCAGGUGAGCGCAGCUGAGUCCGACACUGCUGCCGCUGCUCCUUUCUUUAUCAAGAAACCCACCGCUCAAAAGCUGGUGGAAGGAGGAAGUGUCUUGUUUGACUGCCAGAUUGGAGGGAGCCCCAAACCUCACAUCAUCUGGAAGAAGAGUGGCAUACCACUCACUACUGGAUACAGAUACAAAGUGGCCUACAAGAAGGACACUGGAGAAUGCAGGUUGGAGAUCUCCAUGACCUUUGCUGAUGAUGCCGGAGAAUACUCUGUUUUUGCCAAGAACCAGCUUGGAGAGGUCUCAGCCUCUGUCAGUCUGCUGGAAGAAGAGGAAUAUGAAAUUUAUAUGAAGACACAGGAGGUUACCUUUAAGACUGAAGUGAUGGCAGUAGUGCAGGAGCCCAGAGUGGGUGAUGUUCCCCCUGUGGUUGUUACACCAAUGGCGCAGAUGACCACCAUUAUCUCUGGACAGGAAUUCCACCUUUCUGCCAUUGAGCAGAGGAUUAUCCAGGAGAUUGAACUACGUAUUAUGCAGAUUACCUACACUGAAAUAGUGACUGAGGAUGGAGAAACAAUAAUGACUGCUUCUGCCACUGAGGCCCAGCAGCCUUCCUUUGACACACCUGUCAAAAACUACAGAAUCAUGGAAGGAAUGGGUGUAACUUUCCACUGCAAGAUGUCUGGAAUACCACUUCCCAAGAUUGCUUGGUUCAAAGAUGGACAGCGAAUCAGGACUAGCGACCGUUACCAGAUGGAAGUUCUUCAGGAUGGACGAGCCAGCCUGCGUUUGCCAGUGGUUCUGCCAGAGGAUGAAGGCGUGUACACCGCCCUCACCACCAACAUGACAGGAAAUGCUGUCAGCUCUGGAAAGCUCUACAUUGAGUCAUCUGGAGCUGGAGCCCCUCAAAGAUACACACCACAGCCAGCGAUGCAGAGAAUCAGGUCCACAUCUCCCCGUUCUCUGAGCCGCUCUCCUGGACGUUCUUCAAGUCGUUCUCCUGGACGCUCUCCUGCCAGAAGGCUUGAUGAGACAGAUGAGGCUCAGCUGGAGAGGCUCUACAAGCCUGUGUUUGUAAUGAAGCCUUCUUCGUGUAAAUGUUCUGAGGGGCAGACUGCAAGGUUUGACCUGAAAAUCGUUGGCAGACCCAUGCCCGACACAUACUGGUUCCACAACGGACAACAAGUAGUAAGUGACUACACCCACAAGAUAGUGGUUAAAGAGGAUGGUACCCAAUCCCUUAUUAUUGUCCCAGCCUUGCCUCACGACUCUGGAGAGUGGACCGUCAUUGCUCAGAACAGAGCUGGACGUUCAUCCAUCUCUGUGACCCUCACAGUUGAUGCUAAGGAAACUUUGGUGCGCCCCCAGUUUAUUGAGAAACUGAAGAAUAUCAGCGUGAAGCAGGGUACUCUUGUUGAACUGGCUGUAAAAGCCAUUGGAAAUCCUCUGCCUGAUAUUGUCUGGCUGAAAAACAGCGACAUUAUCACCCCACACAAGCACCCAAACAUAAGGGUUGAAGGAACGAGAGGAGAUGCCAAAUUCCAGAUUCCCUCAGCAGCUGGCUCAGACAGUGCCUGGUACACCGCUACAGCCAUCAACAAGGCUGGCAGAGACACCACACGCUGCAGAGUCAAUGUUGAGGUUGAUUAUGUUGAACCUGAACCAGAGAGGAAGCUCAUUAUUCCCAAAGGAACGUACAAAGCCAAAGACAUCGCAGCUCCAGAGUUGGAGCCCCUUCAUCAGCGAUACGGUCAAGAGCAGUGGGAGGAGGGUGACCUUUAUGACAAAGAGAAGCAGCAGAAACCUCAGUUCAAGAAGAAGCUGACCUCUAUCAGAAUGAAGCGCAUUGGUCCCGCUCAUUUUGAGUGCAGACUAACUCCCAUUGGUGACCCUACCAUGGUGGUGGAGUGGCUGCAUGACGGCAAACCCCUGGCAGCUGCUAACAGAAUGCGAAUGGUCAACGAGUUUGGUUACUGCAGUCUCGACUAUGAGGUUGCUUAUGCUAGAGACAGCGGUGUCAUCACCUGCAGAGCCACAAACAAGUUUGGAGUCGACCAGACCUCGGCCACCUUUGUUGUGAAGGAUGAGAAGGGCCUUGUGGAGGAAUCGCAGCUUCCUGAAGGCAGGAAGGGGGCACACCGAAUUGAUGAGAUGGAACGCAUGGCUCACGAGGGAGGACCCUAUGGAGUCACAGCUGAAGAAGAAACUGAGAAAACAAAACCUGAGAUUGUCCUUCUUCCUGAACCAGCCAGUGUUAUGGAGGGUGACACAGCUAGAUUCCGUUGCAGAGUGACCGGCUAUCCAGCCCCGAAGGUUAACUGGUACCUCAACGGACAACUUAUCCGCAAAAGCAAGAGAUACAGACUUCGCUAUGAUGGCAUUUAUUAUCUUGAGAUCAUUGAAAUCAAAUCCUAUGAUUCAGGAGAGGUGAAAGUAGUGGCUGACAACAGCAUUGGUGUAGCAGAGCACACUGUGAAACUUGAGAUUGGGCAGAAAGAGGACUUCAGAACACAUCUGCGCCGUGCACCUGAGGGCAAGGGAGCUGAAGCUGCAACCGAACCUGGAAAAAUAUCAUUUGAGGUGGUGAAGGCCGAGGCAACUGCAGAAGACUCUCAGCUGAAAGAAGUGGUCAAGCUGAAGAAAGCCCAAAGAGUAGUCCAUGCGAAAGCCACAGAGGAGUCAGAGGAGCUGAGGAGCAAGUUCAAGCGCAGGACGGAAGAAGGUUAUUAUGAGUCCAUCACAGCAGUGGAGCUCAAGGCACGUAAGAGGGAUGAGUCCUAUGAAGAUCUCCUGAAGAAAACGAAGGACGAGCUGGCUCACCGUGCCAAGCAGAAGGAGGAGGCUGAAAAGAAGAAAGAAGAAGAGCGCCGCAAAGUUACAGCUAAACCACUUAAACCAGAAAGAGUCAAGCUCUCAGCCAGCAUGGAGGCUCCAAAGAUCCUGGAGCGUAUCACCAGCCAGACAGUUGCUCAGGGUGAAGAGGUCAAGUUUCGAGUCAGAGUUGUGGGGAGACCGGAACCUGAGUGCCAGUGGUUCAAGAACGGUGUUCAGCUGGAGAAGUCUGACCGUAUUUACUGGUACUGGCCUGAGGAUCAUGUGUGUGAGCUGGUGAUCAGAAACGUCCGUGUGGAGGAUUCUGCCAGCAUCAUGGUUAAAGCUACAAGCAAAGCCGGAGAGACUUCAAGCCAUGCUUUCUUGCUUGUGCAAGGGAAGCAAGUCAUCACAUUCACACAGAAACUGGAGGACGUCAAUGCAAAGGAGAAGGACACCAUGGCUACCUUUGAGUGUGAAACUAACGAGCCUUUCGUCAAGGUGAAAUGGCUGAAGAACAACAUGGAGAUCUUCUCUGGAGAUAAAUACAGAAUGCACUCUGACAGAAAGGUCCACUUCCUGUCUGUGCUGAUUAUUGACAUGAGGGAUGAUGCAGAAUUCACCUGCAUGGUUAUCGAUGAUGAUGUCAGAACAACUGCUAAGCUGAACGUUGAAGGAGCCCCGCUGGAGAUCGUGAAGCAGCUGGAGAGCACAGAGGUACCUGAGACCUACUCUGGAGAGUUUGAGUGUGUUGUAUCUCGUGAGGACGCUGAAGGCAGCUGGUUCUUCGGGGAAAAGCUGCUGUCUCCUAGCAGUAAAUAUGUUAUGACCUCCCGCCGCGGAAGACACGCCCUGUCAGUCAAAGAUGUGAAGAAGGAGGAUCAGGGAAAAUAUACCUUCAAAGUCGGAGAGUUUAAGACAAGUGCUUCACUGAAGAUGAAAUUGCGCCCAGUGACCAUGAUGCAGCCUUUAAGUGACAUGACGGUGUGCGAGGGUGACAUUGCACAGCUGGAGGUUAAGUUCUCCCAGGAGAACGUUGAGGGAUCCUGGAUGAGGAACGGGCAGCCGGUCUCAGCUUCAAACCGUGUGCACAUGGUUAUUGACCGACAGAUCCACAAGCUCCUGAUUGAAGACACCAACAAGGACGACUAUGGAAUGUACUCCUUUGUGGUUCCUGAUCACGGCAUCUCAACCACUGCAAAGCUGGUCAUUCAGACAAUCGGCAUCUUGAUUCCACUGAAGGACACAAGUGCCGUUGAAGGAACCAAAGCUGUUCUGGAGACCAAGAUCUCUGCUCAGGAUGUCAGCUCAGUCAAAUGGUACCACAAUGACAAACAGCUAACGCCCAGUGACCGCAUCCAGAUGGUGGCUAAGGGAGCCAAGCAGCGUCUGGUCUUCAACAGGACCUAUGCCUCCGAUGAAGGACAGUACAAACUGGUGGUCGGCCGCACUGAUACCAGCUGCAGGCUUUCUGUUCAGACUGUCAAGAUCCUGAAACCGAUGUCGGACAAGGAGUGCUCAGAGUCUGAGAAUGUCACUUUCGAAGUCGAGGUUUCUCACUUGGGUAUUGACGCUUUCUGGACCUUCAAGAGGCAGCCACUGAAAGCUAGCGCAAAAUACAAGAUGGAGUCCAAGAACAAGCGCCACACCCUGACUGUCAUGAACGCCAUGAAGGAUGAAGAGGGCGAGUACAUGUUUGCUGCUGGUGAGAAGAUGAGCAGUGCUUUGCUCACAGUCUCAGGUGGAGCAAUUAAAAAGCCCCUGCGGGAUUUGGUGGUGGCCGACUCCCAGACUUCGGUGCUGGAGUGUGAGGUUGCCAACCCCUCCGCUGAGGGCAGGUGGCUGAAAGAAGGACAACCUGUUGACUUCAAUGAGAACACGCUAAGCGAGGUGGACGGUGCCGUCAGACGCCUCAUCAUCAAUAUCACCAAAGCCACAGACGUUGGAGAGUACACCUAUCAGGUGGCUACGUCCUUGACCUCAGCCACCCUGAAAGUGGAGGCUGUGAAGAUCAAGAAGACUCUGAAGAACCUGAACGUGGUUCAGACUCAGGAAGCUGUGUUCAGCCUGGAGCUGACCCAUGAGGAUGUGAGGGGAGCACAAUGGAUCAAAAACGGUGUGGAGGUCCAGAACAGCAAUAAAUAUGAGAUCACAAUUGAAGGCACAGUCCACACCCUGAAGAUCAAGAACUGCACCACACAGGAUGAGUCUGUCUACUCCUUUAAACUGGGGAAACUGGCAGCCAAUGCCAGGCUUAACGUUGAAACCCUCAAGAUUCUGAAGAAGCCAAAGGAUGUGACAUCUCUGUUGGGUGCAACUGCCAUGUUUGAGGUGGGCAUCUCUGAGGACGACAUCCCUGUGAAAUGGAUGUUCAACAACACAGAGCUGAGGCCCAACGAGCACUACAGGAUGCUGUCUGAGAAGAAGAACCACAAACUGAUUGUCCAGGAUGUGGACAACAGCAAAGAGGGAGAGUACACAGCUGUGGUGGGCCACCUUCAGUGCAUCGCUCGCCUCACUGUGGAGUCUCUGCGCGUCACCAAACCCCUGAAGAGCGUGGAGGUCCCAGAAACUCAGGUGGCCACACUUGAGUGUGAAGUGUCUCACUUCAAUGUGCCGUCCACCUGGCUGAAAGACGGUGUGGAGAUUGAGAUGAGCGAGAAGUUCCGGAUUGUGGUUCAAGGGAAACUCCACCAGCUGAAGAUCAUGAACACCAGCAGGGAUGACUCCGCAGAGUACACCUUCGUCUGCGGGAACGACCGAGUGUCGGCUAUGCUAACCGUUAGCCCCGUCCUUAUCACUACAAUGCUGGAAAACCUGAAUGCUCAGGAAAAAGACACGGUCACUUUCGAGGUCAACGUCAACUACGAAGGAAUCACCUACAAAUGGCUGAAGAAUGGCGUGGAGAUCCGGUCCACGGACAGAUGUCAGACUCGCUGCAAACAGCUCAGUCACACUCUGAGCAUCAGGAAUGUUCACUUCGGAGACAGCGCUGAGUACACCUUCAUGGCCGGCUCUGCAGUCACUACAGCCAAACUCUAUGUUGAAGCUCGUGUUGUUGAGUUCACCAAACACCUGAAGGACCUGAAGAUCACAGAGAAAAAGAGAGCGACGUUUGAGUGUGAAGUUUCCGAACCUAAUAUCCAGGUGAUGUGGAUGAAGGACGGUCAGGAGCUUGAGAUGUCCGACAGAUAUAAAAUGACCUCAGAUAAAUUGGUGCACCGCCUGGCUCUGCCGUCUGUCCGUCUGUCUGAUGCCGGUGAAUACACCGCUGUCGCCGGGUCAAGCAUGUCGAUGGGCCGGCUGGCAGUGGAGGGACGGAACGUCAAAAUCUCAGAGCCUGCCAGCAGAGACAUCACUGUUGUUGAGAAACAAAGGGCAACCUUUGAGUUCGAGGUGAAUGAGGAUGAUGUGGAGGGUCACUGGCUGAGGAAUGGGGUGGAGAUCCAGUUCUCAAUGGAGGAGAGGUUCAACUACGCUACCAUCAGGAAGCUGCACCGCCUCACUAUCUCUGAGACGUACAGAAGUGAUGCCGGCGAGUACACCUUCUUAGCCGGCAAGAACAGGAGCACCAUGAACCUCCAUGUUAAACUGCCGGAGCCUCCUCAGAUCAUUCGCCAUAUGCAGCCCCAGACCGCAACAUCAGGUAGAUCAGUGCGCUUCUCGGUGCAGGUGAGCGGCAUCCCGUUGCCUCAGGUCUUCUGGUACAAAGAUUCUCAGGCUCUGUCCACCAGCUACAAGUGCAAGUUCCUCCAUGACGCGGAUGAGCACACACUGAUGCUGCUCGAAGUCUUCCCUGAAGACGCUGCCGUCUACAGCUGCGAAGCCAAGAACGACUAUGGAGAGGCGACAAGCUCCGCCCCUCUCACUGUGGAAGUUCCUGAGGUGGUCGAAACUGUGCGGCUCUCUGCUCCAGUCCUUUUGGCUCCCAUGCGGGACGUCCUGGUUGCAGAGGGUCAUCCUGCCCGUUUCCAGUGCACCAUCUCUGGGGAAGAUCUGCAGGUUUCUUGGUUCUGUAAUGACAGAGAGAUCAGACAGUCGGACAUCUUUAGGAUGUCUCAUUAUGGUGACAUCUGCCAGCUGGACAUUUCCAAAGUUCAAACCAGCCAUGAAGCAGAAUAUUCAUGUGUGGCCACAAAUUCAGCAGGAAUGUCCACAAGUGCUGCCACUUUGAAUAUUGAUGGUGAUGUGUCAAGCACUGUGGCUGAGACUCAGAGUGAACAUUUCAGCUCUCCGUCUGUGGGACAAACUUCCCACAAGGUUGAGUUUUCUGAGUCAGUCUCUGAGAGUUCCUCAGUGUCUUGGAGGACUGUUGAGAUUCAGAUGGAGAGUAUGAGCUCACUGGAGAUGAGCUCUGACAGCAUCUUUGAUAUCAAACUCUCGACCAGACCUGAACUGUUGAUGGAAAUGAGCGACAUCCGUGUGAAAAGCGGAGAGAUGGCUGAGUUCAGCUGCUCCUUCAAAGGGCAGCCCUUCACUGGGGUAGUGUGGGAUCACAAUGGCCAAAGUCUGGCGGACACGGAGCGGGUGAGGAGCUCUCAAAUGGGGGGGCUGUUGUCUCUGAUCAUCCAGAGUGUUGGCAUGGCAGAUCAGGGCAUGUACUGCUGCACCGCCACCAACCAACACGGCCAGAUCAGCUCCUCUGCCAAGCUGACCGUCGAAGCUAAAGAAGCAAAUCUCAAAGCAGAAACCCCCAUUCCCGCUGAUUCUGUACGUAAAGUGUCUCAGGCAGACAGGGAGACCCCUAGUGACCCCCCCAACCAAGAAAAGCAGGAGGUUGUGGACAAGCCUGGACCAUCUCCUCCAUCUUCCCAGAGACCUUACAGCCUCAUCAGCCACCUAUACUUCCCUGACGUGGAGCCUCAGCGUCUCUCCAGCUUCCCUGAGUUCCUGAUCAAACUGCCGUCUGAGCUUCUGAUCACAAACAGAGACAGCGGCUCCUUGUAUUGCGUUAUGAAGGGGGUUCCCUCCCCGUUCCUCAUUUGGCUUUACAACCGGUUGAAUGUUGAGGAUUCUGUGUCUUACUCGCUGAAACAUGACGGCCCCUUGUGCUGUGUAAAUGUUAACAAUAUGGGACCCGGACAAGGGGGCUCUUACACUUGCAAAAAUGUGACCUCAGCUGACGAUGCUGAGUGCAACACGGUGAUGAAAGUAACUGAAGUGCAGAAGGAACCUACGGAUCAGGUCAAGGAAGAAGUGAAAGCUUUCUCUAGCUCAACCAUCACAGAGGAAGAGGAAACCCAAGAGUCUUACUACACUGGUCUCAAACUAGCAGAUAAAACCAGAACACUUGAACUUAAGCCUGAGUCCAAACGCUUCUCCAGCAAUUUGGAGAAUAAGAAAGAAAAGCCAGUUUUUCUCAGCCAACUUUCUCCAGCAGCUGUGACUGUUGGAGAAACUGCUAAAUUGACAGUCAGAGUGUCAGGUUUCCCUAAACCCACUGUUCAGUGGUUCUACAACGGGCAGACUAUAACAAAGUCGUCCGUGUAUACAUUCAUCCACGAGCGGGAUGAGUUCAGCUUGGUCAUCACCAAAGUUCAAAGGGAAUUUGAGGGAGAGUACUCGUGUACUGUCAGUAAUAGAUUUGGCAAAUCAACCUGCACCUCUCAUAUGCAUGUUCAGGUUAAGGGGCCAGAAAAAGAGGAAACAGUAGACAGAAAACCCUCUGUACCUGCUGGAAAAGCCCCAGAAUUCAUCAAAAAUAUUGAGUCUGUUCAGCUGUUUGAAGGCGGUCAGGCCUUCUUCAGAUACAUGGCGACAGGAGAUCCUCUUCCUGAGAUUCAGUGGCUCAAAGGCAGCUUUCACAUUCAGCCUGGUGGGUUCUGUAUCAUUGUGAGCAACCCAGAUGGAUCAGGCUUUAUGAAUUUAAAGAGUGUCAAACAAGAGCACAGUGGUGUCUACACCUGUAAAGCCUCCAACCAAUACGGAGAGGCUUCUUGUUCUGCCAAGCUACUGGUGUGCAGGGAGAAGGUUCAGGAAGAGCACACAAUGGUUAAGAAAACCAAAGGUUUGAAAAUAUCCAUGACUGAACAAACCACAGAAUCAAGAUUUUUAGCUGAGAGGACCCUGUCUGAUCAGAUGAUUUACACCAUUAGCACUGAAGACAGGCAGAUUAUUCCCAGUGAGGAGGCAGGAACCUUCAGGGAGCUUGAUAUCUCUGCGGCCACCCUUCAACGAGAGCUGCUCACCCAGCAGGCUGCAGUGCUGCAGUCUCAUGAAAUACAGGAAAGGGUUUCUGUAGCUCCCAGUCACCCCCCUCAGGUCUCAGCAGUCCCUAUGAAACAGCUUCACAUGUCAACCUUCUUAUCUUCAGUCCAGGAGAAACAAAAGAUCACCGAGCAGCACUCUGAACGGAUUCUCAGUCCUGAGAUCGUAGAACUUGAAUUUGCCAAAGAGCACCCCUCGAAACUCAUGUCGGCCACAACUGAAGAGACCCUCCCCCUCUCCACAGUGAGAGCCGAGGCCUUAAUGGAGCAGGCUACAGAGCACCUGAAGACAUCGACAGAACCCAGGCAGCUCAUUAGCAGUCACCAAGUCCAGUCCACACUUGCUAUCCUAGAUGAAACUUCUGAAGCCACCCACAGGCCAGAGGAGGAGAGGAGUUUCAGAGUCACAGAGGGGGUUAAGAUUUUAUACUCGGCUCAAUCUACAGGGCACCUACCAAUUACAGAGAGACACUGUGAGUCUCUGUCAGAUUUAGAUUCAGCUACUGAACCCUUUAUUGAGAGAGAACAGUCUAAACCAGUGGUAGCACCAGUGAGUGAAAAUAGAGUGGCUUUAUCCAAGGAGCAGACAUUUAAAAUACACAGACCAGAACAGGAGAGUAUCAUCCCAGACAAAGUGACAGUUUAUAAGUCGGCUGUAACCGCUGAAGAGAGAUAUGAACUCCAAGGUGAAAAGGCAGGGCAGGUGCCAGGCAUAGCAUCUUCUUUGUGUCUGCAGCCCCAGAGAGAGGGAGAAAGAGUCCUGAACCUGCAGGUUAUCAGUGAGCAGGAUAUUUUACAGUCUGAGGGCAGGUUCAGCAGUGAAAAGCCAUCUACAAAGCAGGCAGAGGCAAGGAAGAGUCCAACACUUCUGCACUCUGUCACCCAAGAAGAGCAAAGGACCACUGUUUGUGAAAUGACCUCAGAGUUCUCAGCAAAGACUGAUACUACAACUGUUCAGCCAAAGAAAGAGUUACCGUCAACUAAAUACCUCCAGUCAAUUCAUUCUGUAGCAGUUUUACCAAAGGAAGACAUACUUACCAUCACUAAACCUGACCAGCAGGUGGCCGCCAAGAAGCAGGAAAAGGCUAGAACUCAUGCAGCUUCUUCAGAAGAGCGAAGAGAGAUCACAGCAGAGUAUCACAAAUAUCUAGAUGUUUCUGUAACUGGAGUUCAAUCAAAGCUUCAAAUUGAGCCCAGGUCUUCCAACAUCCUCGCAGUCUCCUCCAAACCCAUACAGCUGCCUAAAGAGGAACCAUUCAUGAGUGAUGCCAAGCAGCAGCGUGCCCUAGUCCAGAAAGAGGAUAACUGGAGAAUCAUGCACUCUUUAAGUAUCACAGACACUCAGACUUUGGAGGAGGGUCACACCAUUAGCAUUCAAACUGAUGAGAAGUUCAAAACUGAGACAAGAAUUGAGCCCAAGAUCCCGAAAAAACCUGUUUUCAUUGAGGAGAAGGCAGUUGCUACUGAAAGCUGUUCUAUCUUAGAAGCAGCUGAGCAGGACUAUGCAGUUCAGAUCCAGGAAGGUCAGACAGUCCAACGGUCGGUGUUGCUGGAAGAAAAGCGUGUCAUAACCGGAGAGCAGUCCUGUGAGAUGCAUAAGUCUGAGGGCUCAGCUCUCAGCAUUCAGAUGCAGCCUAAUGAAGUACUGUUUGUUCAUGAGUCUCAGGACACUCAGACUCUUCCCAAGGAACUCAACUUUGUCAUUCAGAUUCCCAAGCCUUUCAGUUUACCUCUCCGCCAUCAGCUCAGAGAUGCUCUUAAGUCUGCUGUGGCUAGUGACCAGCUAGAGUUACUGGCCGAUGUUGUGGGAAGGUUAGAGGCAGUGGAGGUUCAGGAGGUGAAGGUUAACAGAGAGCCCAAACGGGCCACAUGUACAUACUUGAUAACAACACCAGGUGCCCCAAUGGAGAUCACACUGUCAUUUGAUGGAGAAUACCCUCAGACAGCUGACCUCAGGUCUGAACUCCAGGUAGCUCUGAAGGCUAUGGUUUUCCAGGAACAGCAGAGUCUCACAUCAGAACAACCAGGUACCAUGCAGAUCGACAAGCCCCAGAGAGUGCUGGUCAGUUCAGCACCCUCCAAAAAGGUUUUGUCGACUGUGGUGGACACCUUGACAGUGGCAGAGAGUGCAGUAGGGUUUCCUCCUGCUGUAUCUCAGUCUGCAGCUGUCAAAACUGAAGCCAUGGCUUCCUUCCACAGUGCAUCAGUUCAGAGUUGUUCUGAGAUCCGUGAGUCUAAGCAGGUGAGCAGUAUUAGAGUCGGGUCAGAGAGGCAUACCGCUGCUGCUGAAGUGACUGCCUUAGUGCCUGUGGAUCAGACUCCUGCUGAACAUCAUGUGAAAGUUAUCAUCCACAAAGAAAGCAGAGAAGAGUAUCUCUCAGAGGCUAUUAUGAUAAGUGAGUCCUCUGACAGUCUUCUAGAUUAUCCUGUUGUUGUUGAUUCUCUGGAAGACAUUUGUGCUGAGGAAAAUGGUAAGGCCUCUUUUACCACCACCAUUAAGUACACCACAAGAGUUAACUGGUUUUUCAACGGCCAGUUGGUAAAAUCUGGCAAAGAGUUCAAGUGUUCUGAAGACCUUGACAAAUACACAUUAAUCAUUGAAAAAGUGGUCAAGGAGAAGCACCAAGGAGAAUAUGUUUGUGAGGCUGAGAACGAAGCCGGCAAGACGACAACUUCAUCAAGACUCACUGUGGUCUCAAGAGUGAAACCUGUGUUCAGGCACAGGAUAGUCCCCGUGGAGAUCAACAUUGGCGGCUCUGCCAAGUUUGAAUGUGAAACUGAGGACGCUCCCAACGUGAGCUUCAAGUGGUUCAAAGAUGGACACCCCAUCAAAGAGGGGGACAAGUACAGGAUUAUCAGUCGCUUUAGCACUGCCAGUUUGGAGCUUCUGAGCCCAAAUAAGGACGAUAGCGGUGAAUACACCUGCAAGGCGUCCAAUCAGCAUGGAAGUGACGAAUGUUCUGCCUCUCUCAGCGUGACAGAGCUAUGUCCUCCUGCCUUUAUAACUAAACCUGAACAGCAGACUAUGUAUGUUGGGAAAAGGGCAAUGAUACAGUGUGUAAUAACAGGAUCUGUUCCACUGAAUGUUGUCUGGCUCAAAAACAACCAGACCCUACCCACAGUGCCCACACACUACCAGAUCCAUUGUGAAAAGAAUAAGCACACUCUUGAGAUAAUCAAACUUGAGCCGGAUGACAGGGGGCUUUAUGUGUGCAAGGUGUCGAAUAAUGUUGGGACAGCUGAAUGCAGCAUGGAGCUGCGUGUUAUUACCCAGCCCAACUUUGUAAAGCCCCUGGGUCCAGUCGCAGCUGUGGUUGGAGCUCCUCUACACCUGGAGUGUCAGGUGGAUGAGGACACUGGAGUAAAUGUCACCUGGACCAGAGAUGGUAGAAAAGUCCACCAGUCUCCGGACUGUAAACUGUCUUUUGAGGAUAAGACAGUGAGUCUUGAUAUCCUAAAGACCACACUGAAAGAUUGUGGAAAUUAUGUAUGCACAGUGACAAAUGAGGCUGGGAGUGCCUCUUGCUCCACUUCUGUGAAAGUACAAGAGCCGCCUAUCUUUGUAAAGAGGCUCGAAGCUAACACAGUUUGGAAGCAAGGCAGCACUGCACGGCUGCAGUGCAGCAUCAAAGGAUCCCCUGAACUCCAUACCAGCUGGUUCUUUAAUGACAGCAAACUCUCUGUGGGUGGCAGAUACAAUGUUAGUCAGAAGGAUGGUCUCACCACUCUUGAGGUACAGGAUGUCAUGCCAAGUGACAGUGGAAACUACUCCUGUGAGGUUCAUAAUGACUCUGGCUCUGAAAGCAGCAGCACUAAAGUCACAGUGAAAGAACCCCCAUCUUUCAGAAAGGAGUUACUCCCCAUAGAGGCGGUCAGAGGAUCUGUAGCUGUGUUGGAGUGUGAGAUUUCAGGCUCUGCACCAUUCGAGGUGGCCUGGAAAAAGAAUAAGAAACGUCUGUCCCCAGAUAACAAAUACAGCAUAGUCUCACAGGGAGCUCUGAGCUCUCUCGAGAUCCGCUCAUUUGAGAGCGCUGACACUGGGGAAUAUGAAUGUGUCGUGUCAAAUGAGGUCGGGUCAGUAACAUCGAAGUCAGUAGCUAAACAAAGAGAGCCACCUAUGUUCUCUAAGAGGAUUGAGAGUGCUACAGCAGUGUUGGGAAACACAGUGAAACUACAGGGAGCCCUCAAAGGCUCAGCCCCCAUCACUAUCAAAUGGUUGAAAGAUUCUGAGCUGCUCAGAGAUGACGAUCCGAGUGUGAAAAUGACGUUUGAAAACAACAUCCCUAGCAUUUCCUUCUCAUCUGUUGAGAUGAAGCAUGGGGCCAAGUACACAUGCCUUGCUGAAAAUGAGGCGGGGCAGCAGAAAAGUGAAGCUGUCUUAACAAUUCAAGAACCUGCUAGGAUCAUAGAGAAGGCAGCGUCCAUCAGUGUGACUGCAGGGGAUUCAGCCACUUUGGAGUGCACAAUCUGUGGAAGCCCAGACCUCAAAGUGAAAUGGUUUAAAGAUGGCAAGGAGCUGAUGAGUGGGCGUAAAUAUAAAGUGAUUGUGAAGGAGAACACUGCCACCUUAAAGAUUCUCUCAGCAGAUAAAGGAGACACCUCGGAGUACAUGAUGGAGGUGUCCAAUAAAGUAGGAAAAGACCAGUGCACCUGCUCAGUCACCAUUAUAGAUCGUGCAGUGCCACCAUCCUUCACCAAAUCUCUAAAGAAAGUUGAUGGAAGUGUUGGUAGUAAUGUUACUUUGGAGUGCAGAGUUGCUGGGUCUCAGCCGAUGAUUGUUUCCUGGUACAAAGACGAUAAAGAAAUCCACAGUGAUGGAAAAUAUAAGAUUGAUGUCAGUGAGAGUACAGCCUCCGUGACUGUAACCGGCCUGGAGCAGACAGAUGGAGGAGUUUAUAAAUGCCGGGCCUCGAAUGAUGCCGGAGAAAAAGAGACCAGUGGUACCUUGUCUGUAAGAGAGCCUCCGGUGUUCACAGUCAACCCGGAAUCCCAGGACGCUUCACCGGGAUCAAAUGUUGUCAUAAAAUCAGCUUUCACAGGAUCAGCUCCUCUGGUUGUGAAAUGGUUCAGAGAGGAAAAAGAGAUAUUCACAGGGGGGAAGUGUUUGAUAAAGAAAGAUGCUACUUCAAGCACUUUGGAGCUUCACUCUGUGAAACCCAGUGACUCUGCUAGAUACACAUGCCAAGUAUCCAACGAUGCUGGGAAGGUGGAUUGUACUGUAGACCUCUUUGUGAAAGAAGCCCCAACGUUUACAAUCAAGCUUGAGCCCUCACAGCAACUGAAAACAGGACAGCCUCUGAAGUUGUCCUGCAAAGUACAGGGCACUCCUGUUAUUAGCAUCUUGUGGUUUAAAAAUGGGGAAGAAAUAGCCUCAGACCACAGACAUACAAUGUCCUUCGACAACUCUAUAGCAACUCUGGAGGUAGACGACUGUUCUAUAGAGGACAGCGGAGAUUAUGUCUGUAUGGCAUCCAGCGAGGCCGGCAGAGACCAGUGCAGCAGCUCAGUAACCAUGAAAGAACCUCCAGUGUUUGUGAGGCCUUUUGAAUCGGCUGAGCUUGUGAAAGGAUCUUGCAUUGUCUUGGAAGGGGCCGUAACAGGUUCUCCUCCAUUUGAAAUAAGCUGUUUCCUCAACGAUAAGCUGAUCAGAAGCGACCCAAGGCAUAAGAUCAGCUUUGAGAAUGAAACUGUCACUCUUCAGAUCUCACACUGUGAGACUGCAGAUGCUGGGACAUACCAGUGCACUGUUGCAAACGAUGUUGGGGAGACAUCUUGUUCUUGCCAGAUUUCUCUUAAAGAACCACCAUCAUUUGUUCAAAGACUAGAGGAUAUGUCCUGCAUGGUGGGAUCUGAGAUCUCUAUGAAGUGUAUGUUAUCUGGAUCACUUCCCAUGACUUUCACCUGGAUAAAGGAUGAUCAUGAGCUCACAGAGGAUGAGCAUGUUAAGAUGUCCUCUGAAACCAAAUGUGCCGUGUUGAAUUUGAAAAAUGCUCAGUUAUCACACGGUGGGAAAUAUGUCUGUCAGGCAAUGAACAAAGCCGGGACUCGCAGCUGUGCCGCUGUGCUCGUAAUGACAGAGCCAGCAAAUAUCACAGAACAUGCAAAGUCUAUCAGUGUAACUCAAGGUGACCCAGCCAGGCUUGAAUGCAGAUUCUCAGGCACUAAACCGCUGAAGUCCAGAUGGACGAAGGCGGGAAAGGAGCUGACCUCAGGCCAGAAAUAUAACAUAAGAGGCACAGACGCCAGCUCUGUGCUGAAGAUUGUUAAAACAGAGAAAAGUGAUAGUGGUGACUACACUUUUGAGGUUUCAAAUAAAGCUGGUUGCAGUUCCUGUGAAGCAGCUGUGACGGUCUUAGAACCGCCGUGUAUUCUUGAAAAGCCAGAAUCCGUAAAUGUGUUGCCUGGCUCAAAGGUCCAGUUAAAUGUACUGGUCUCUGGUACAGCACCACUAAAGAUCAAGUGGUUUAAAAACAAGAAAGAGAUUUUAUCAAGUGCUGACUGCUCCGUGAUCAAAGACAACACCUCAAGCACACUGGAGCUCUUCUUUGCCAAAACCUCAGAUUCUGGAGACUACAUCUGUGAAAUACAGAACGAUGUGGGCUCAACGUCAUGCCAGGCAGCACUCUUUGUCAAAGAGCCGCCAUAUUUCCUUGAAAAACCUGAAGGUGUAUCAGUGGUAGCAUCAGGAGACGCUAAAGUGUUUGAGUGCAAGUUAGCUGGUACUCCAGAGAUCUCUGUGCGCUGGUUUAGAGAUGGAGCUGAGAUUCAGCAAAGUGUCAAACACAAGAUCUCAUUUUACAACUCUGUUGCCACCCUGGAGAUUUGUGAAGCUAGUGAAAACGACAACGGUAAAUACAUCUGCGAAGCGUGCAACGAAGCAGGCACAGAGAGUUGCAGUGUUGAGCUUGAAGUGAAAGAACCUCCUUCCUUUUUGAAAGAGCUCAUGCAUCUUGAAGUUGUAAAAGGCUCCACAGCAGCGUUUGCUUGCAAAGUGGCAGGAAGUGCUCCAUUCAAGGUCACAUGGUUCAAAGAUAGAAAGCCUAUCAAAUCCAGCCAGAAGUAUGUUAUUGCUGAUAGUGACAAUGUGAGCUUGAAGAUCCAGGACUGUAAAGCGGACGAUGUUGGUACUUAUAAGUGCUUGGUAGCAAAUGAAGUUGGAAGUUGUACCGGCUUUGCAGCUUUGUCUCUGAAAGUCCCUCCAACUUUCCAUAUGAAGAUAGAAAACGUCUCAACUAUUGCGGGAGGUGCCGCUAUCUUCUGCUGCAUGGUGGAAGGUUCUCAGCCUCUCUCUGUGCAGUGGCAAAGAGAUGAUAACUGGAUCCCAGAGGACCCAAAGAUUGAGAGAACAUUUCAAAACAACGAGGCCACACUCAGGAUCCCGGUCUGUGAGGCGCCUCACAUGGGAAAAUACACAUGCCAUGUUGUUAACGAGGCCGGGCAGGACAAAUGCUUUGCCAAGCUGGUAGUGCUAGAACCACCCACGAUCACAGAGAAGCCUGAGGUAGUCAAAGUGACUUGUGGAGAUCCUGUUACUCUUGAAUGCAAGGUAGCUGGAACUCCUGAGAUAAGUGUAAAAUGGAUCAAAGAUGGUAAAGAGCUCCAGUCAAGGAAGAAACACAGUCUCCACUUUGUAAACAACCUCAGCCGUUUAAACAUACCGACCUCUCAGCUGGAAGACGGUGGAGAGUUUCUGUUUGAAGCCAGAAACUCUGUUGGGACCUGCAGCUGUAAAAUCCUGCUGGUUGUUUUAGAGGAGGUCAUUCCUCCGGUGAUCCUUAGAAAAUUAACAAACAUUCAAGCGAUCAUGGGUUCAGUAGUAACCAUGGAGUGCAAAGUGGCUGGUUCUCUUCCAAUGUCUGUUGAAUGGAGCAGAGGGAAACAAGAGAUUACCAAGAGCUCCAAAUAUAAGCUUCUGCAAAUUGAAAAUACUCUCUCACUGGAGUUUAAACUGACAGAGAGUGAUGAUACCGGAGAAUAUUCUUGUAAAGUAUCAAACAAAGCAGGCAGCAUUGUGUGCAGUGGAGUUCUUACAGCUAAAGUGCCACCAAGGUUCAAAUCUGAGCCUGAGUCUCAGGCUGUUAUUCCAAAGUCUACUGUGUGCUUCAGAAGUGACUUUGAAGGAACACCUCCAUUUAUGGUCAAAUGGUUCAAGGAUGACACCGAACUCAUCACAGGACCCUCCUGUACAAUUAAAAUGGAGACGUAUUCUUCCUCUGUAGAUCUGCACUCAGUCGGGACUCUGCAAAGUGGGAUUUAUUCAUGCCAAGUUAGCAAUGAAGCAGGCGCAGUGAAAAGUGCAGCAGACUUGUUGGUGAAAGAACCACCACAGUUUGUCCAGAAACUUCCUCCCACUACCUUUGUGAAGCAGUGUGAGGGAUACCGUUUCGAAUGCAAGGCCAUGGAGGCACAGUCUCUGACUAUGUGCUGGUACAAAAAUGACCAAAAGAUAACCGAUGGAGGCAACUAUAAAACAAUGUUUGUAGACUCCACCGCAUAUCUCCAGCUUUGCACCACAAAGUUCGAGGAUAAUGGUGUCUACACCUGUGAGGCUCAUAAUGAUGCUGGCAGUGCAAGCUGCAGCACUGUUCUCAAAGUUCAAGAGGCCCCAUCUUUUACUAAUACCCCAAGCCCAGUAGAGGGCAUUAAAGGGAAAGAUGCCAGCCUACACUGUGAGGUGUACGGCACGCCACCAUUCCAGGUAAACUGGUACAAAGACAAAAGGCCACUGAAGGAGAGCAGGAAAUAUAAGAUGGUCAUUGAAGCCAGCUCUGCCACUCUUCACAUAAUGAAGCUGGAGCUGGAUGAUGCUGGUCUCUAUGAGUGCAGAGUGUCCAACAAUGUAGGAACUGGAUUCUGUCACACCACCGUUAGCCUGAAAGAACAACCAGCAUUUGUGAAGAAACUGGUGGACCAAUCAGUCAAGGUUGGUCAGCAGCUGACUCUGACAGCUACAGUGAAAGGCUCCGAGCCUCUGACUGUGUGCUGGGUUCAGGACAAAGAUCACAUUCUCAGAGACGGUGAUAACAGAAAGAUUACCUUUGAGAAUAACGUGGUCACUCUUGUGGUACCUAAAGCCGACUUGACCACUGCUGGUAAAUACACCUGCAAGCUGAGAGGAGACUCUGGAGUUGUUGAGUCUGUCUCCCAAGUGACCGUUCUAGAGCCCGCUGCUAUCGUGGAUUGCCCAGAGUCGUUGAACGUGAAGUCAGGAGAAAAUACCUCUCUUGAAGUCACAGUUUCUGGCUCACCAGAACUGAAGGUUCAGUGGUUCAAGGAUAACAAAAAACUCUCUGCUGGUGCCAAGUAUCAGAUGUCCUUCACAAAGAAGGUUGCAGUCCUGAAGCUUCGCUCUGCAGAUAAAGCAGAUGCCGGAGAAUACAAGUUAGAGGUCACAAACCAUGUUGGUACGGCCUCUUGCAAAACUAAGCUCUCUGUUUCAGAUAAGUUGAUUCCUCCGAGCUUCAUAAGGAAGCUGAGAGACACCCACCUUGUUGUUGGUAAGCCUGGUGAGAUGGAGUGUAAGGUUGCUGGCUCUGCUCCCCUAACAACAUCCUGGUUCCACAACGGCCAAGAGAUCAAGAGUGGACCAAACUAUGACAUUAGCUGCACUGAUAAUAACUGCAAACUGAGAGUCCCAACAAUCAAGAUGUCAGAUUCUGGCAAAUACACAUGUAAAGCUGUAAACUCUGCUGGAACCAGCGAGACCAGUGCUCCCAUGAAUGUGACAGAACCUCCUUAUUUUGUGGAAUCACCCGAAGCGAAGGAAACACUACCCGGCAAAAAUGUGUCUUUCUCAGCUAAAGUGAACGGCAGUGCUCCACUGAAGGUCAAAUGGUUCAGGGGAGCUAAAGAAAUGCAGCAUGGUCGGGGCUGUGAGAUCGGCCUGAAGAACGAAGUCGCUACUUUGGUGCUUCACAAAGUUGAGAAAUCCCAUGCAGGAGAGUACACCUGCCAAAUCAUUAACGAGGCAGGGAAGGAAAGCUGCCCGGUUAAUCUGUUCGUUAAAGAACCAGUCCACUUCGUGAAGAAGCUGAAGGACGUAUCUGCCGAAAAGGGAAAACCCUUGAGGCUUGAGGUCACAUUUGCUGGAACUCCGAGGGUAAAUGUGACCUGGAAGAAGGAUGGUAAACCCGUCUGGGCCUCAUAUCAGUACAAUGUGAUCACCACAGACACCUCCUGCAUUCUGGAGGUUCUUAGCGCUGACAGGACGGAGGCUGCCGGUAGAUACUUUUGCGAAGUAGACAACGGAGUCGGAAGUGACAAAUGUGAAGCUCAAGUGUCAAUAUUAGAGCGACCAUACUUUGUCGAAAAGAUGGAGCCAGCAGCGCUAACCAUGGGCGAUGCGGUCACCCUGAAAUGCCGUAUUGCAGGGACCCCUGACAUCUCUGUAGCUUGGUUCAAAGGUGAUGGAAAGCUGCGCAAGUCGAACGUUUGCUCGAUGGAUUUCACAAACGGUGUUGCAACUCUGAAACUGAUCAAAACAACCAAAUUUGAUCACGGCGAGUACACCUGCCAGGCAGAGAAUCGGGUCGGCUCAGCCUCUGCCAGGUGUAACGUAAUGGUGAAAGAACCUGUGCGCUUUACCGCCAAGCUGGAGGACACUAUUCUCAUAGUCGGUCAGCCGCUGAAACUGGCCUGUGCUUACAUUGGAAGCCAGAGGGUCAACGUCACAUGGAAAAAGGACGGCAAGCUGAUUUGGGCCUCUUAUCAGUACAAUGUUAGAACCACUGAUUCUAUCUGCGUUCUGGAAGUCCUUAACAGCAACAGGCCAGAGGCAGCUGGGAAGUACACUUGUGAAAUUUCAAAUGGGGUGGGAACUGACGUCUGCCACGCUCGAGUGAGCCUAGAGCCCGCUCGCUUUGUCCAAAAGCUGGAAGACACGUAUUUCAGACUCCAUGAAAGGCUGACCUUAAAAUGCAUGUACACUGGAAGUCAGAGAAUCAACAUAACCUGGAAGAAAGACGGCAAACUAAUCUGGGCAUCGUACAAGUACAACGUGAAGACCACCAAAGACACCUGUUUCCUGGAAGUGCUCAACAGCGACAGAGAAGAGGCUGUUGGGAAAUACACAUGUGAAAUUUCUAACGCCGAAGGAAGGGAUGUGUGCCAUGCUAAUGUCAAACUAGAACCGGUUCGAUUUGUGAGAAAACUGAGAAACACCUUUUAUAAAAUCGGCCACCCUCUGACGCUGGAGUGCACGUUUACCGGCAGCCAGAGGAUCUACAUCAGCUGGAUGAAGGACGGCAAACCCAUCUGGGCUUCGUACAAAUACAACGUUAAAACCUCCAACUUCUCCAGCACCCUGGAAGUUCUCAACAGCGACAGUGGGGAAGCUGUCGGGAAAUACUCGUGCGAAAUAUCCAAUUCAGAGGGCACUGAUAUCUGCCAUGCUAUGGUUAAGAUAGAACCUGUGCGCUUUAUCAAAGAGCUGGAAGACACCACUUUCAGAUUGGGCCAGCCGCUGACACUGUACUGCGGGUUCAGUGCCAGCCCGAGGGUCUAUGUGAGCUGGACAAAGGAUGGCAAACCAAUCUGGGCUUCCUACAAAUACAAUGUCAAGACCACAGAUAACUCUUGUGUCUUGGAGGUCCUAAACAGUGACCGUCUGGAAGCAGCGGGCAGAUACUCCUGUGAGAUCUCAAACUCUGAGAACUCGGCUAUCUGCCACGCUCAGGUCAAGCUAGCACCUGUGCGCUUCGUGAAAAAGCUGGAGGACAUGACCUUUAGGGUUGGACAGCCUCUGAAGCUCCAGGUCAUGUACACGGGCAGCCAGCACGUGCACGUGACUUGGACUAAAGACGGCAAGCCCAUUUGGGCUUCGUAUAAGUACAACAUCAAGACCACGAACGACUCCUGUCUGUUGGAGGUUCUCAAUAGCAACAGAGAAGAGGCUGCUGGGAAAUAUUCCUGUGCAAUAUCCAAUGCUACUAGCUCAGCUAGCUGUCAUGCUCAUGUCAGACUAGAACCUGUGCGCUUUUUGAAAAAGCUCGAAGACACACCUUACCGUCUGGGCGAUCCAUUGCGUCUGUCUUGCACUUACGCUGGAAGCCAGCAAGUGCACGUCAGCUGGACAAAGGACGGCAAACCAAUCUGGGCUUCGUACAAAUACAACAUCAAGACCACCGAUUGCUUGUGCUUUCUGGAAGUCCUCAAUAAGCCCACACGCUUCAUCAGAAAGCUGGAAAACACCACAUUCAGAGUCGGCCAGCCGCUGACACUUAGGGUCGCAUUCACGGGUAGCCAACGAGUGAGUGUGAGCUGGAGGAAGGAUGGCAGUCCGAUCUGGGCCUCUUAUCAGUACAAUGUCAAGACCACAGACUGUAGCUGUGUGUUGGACGUCCUCAACAGUGACAGAGAAGACGCUCAGGGAAGAUACACUUGCGAAAUUUCCAACGCAGAUGGAUCUGACAUCUGCCAUGCUUAUGUCAAACUAGAACCUGUGCGAUUUGUCAAGAAGCUGGCGGACAUGUGCCAUGAACAGGGUAAACCCUUGAGGCUGGAGUGCACUUACAGCGGCAGUCAGAGGGUCAACGUGACAUGGAAGAAGGACGACAAGCUGAUCUGGGCUUCUUACCAGUACAACGUCAAAACCACCGACUCCUCGUGUGUUCUGGAGGUUCUCUACAGCAACAGAGCCACAGCAGCAGGAAAAUACACGUGCGAAAUUUCCAAUGCAGAAGGAUCGGACACCUGUCAUGCUCAUGUUAAAAUAGAGCGCAAAGUGCCUCCAAACUUCACCAGGAAGCCCUCUGAGUCUAUGGUGGAUUCUGUGGGUAAGACGGUGAAGAUAGAGGGCCGGGUGUCAGGCUCUCAGCCUCUGACCGUCACCUGGUACAAGGACAACAGCGAAAUCUAUGGCUCUGACAAAUACGAUGUCAGCUUCCACAACAACAUGGCUGUGCUGUGUGUCAGAGACUCGUCCACCUAUGACAGCGGAGAGUACACAUGCACAGCCUCAAACGAAGCUGGAGAAGCUUCAUGUCGGGUUUCUCUCUCCAUCUCAGAAAGCGGCCAGGUUCCAAAGUUCGACAUCCCUCUGGAGCCGACGACGGUGAACGAGGGCGAGAAGCUGAGCAUCAAAUGCCACGUGAUCGGCUCGGCUCCUCUGAACAUCCAGUGGAUGAAAGACAGGAGGGAGCUGACGUCCAGUGGAAACACCAGAAUCACAUUUGUUGGCGGGAACGCCUCUCUGGAGGUCAGCUCUGCUUCAAAGAGUGACGCUGGAGAUUAUCUGUGCAAGGCCAGCAACGCCAACGGCAGCAACUUCUGCAAGUCCAGGGUCACUGUGACAGCCGAGCCUGCCGCCCCAGCUGCCCCAGCCGCUGCCCCUGUCAAGAGACUUGACAACCUUUUCUUCAUCGAGGAACCUAAAAACAUCUCGGUCACAGAGAAGGGCACUGCAACUUUCAUCGCCAAGAUUGGCGGGGACCCGAUCCCCAGCGUGAAGUGGAUGAAGGGCAAAUGGAGGCAGAUCACUGCUGGUGGUCGUAUCUCUAUUGAGCACAAGGGCCAGGACGCCAAGAUGGAGAUCCGAGAGGCCACCAAGUCUGAUGCUGGUCUCUACAGGUGUGUGGCCACCAACAAACACGGAGAGAUCGAGUGCAGCGCUGAGAUGGCUGUCACCAAGAAGGAGGAGAUGGAAGGACUGGGAGACAUCAGGACGAGGCUGAAGAAGACACCAUCAAAGCAGAAGAGUCCAAAGAAAGAGGGAGACAUCGACAUUGUGGAGCUGCUCAGAGGUCACGACCCCAAAGAAUAUGAGAGGAUCCUGACCGAGCACGGUAUCCACGACUACCGCGCCAUCCUGCAGGCCAUCGAGUUCCUGAAGAGGGAGAAGGAGAUGGAGACUGGAAAAGUGGAAGUGGAGCAUGGCGGCCGGGUCGAUGAGGCGGACAUGGCUCGAUUCAUCACACAGCUGGAGGGACGUGUCGGCACCGAGCCCGUCUCCGUGCUUGAGGACAUCACGGACCAGACGACAGCUGAGAACCAGAGCGCCACCUUUGAGUGCCGGGUCCGGAUCAACUACCCGGAGAUCACACUCACCUGGUACAAGGGCACGCAGAAGCUGGACAGCAGCGAUAAGUACGACAUCAGCACAGAGGGCGACCGCCACUGCCUGAAGAUCAAGAACUGCAUGGUGAAAGAUCAGGGCAACUACCGCGUGGUGUGUGGACCUCACAUCUCCAACGCCAAGCUCACCGUGACAGCCCAACAAAUUCAGUUCACUAAAAGCAUCCGAAGUAUCUUGGUGGACGAACGCCCUGCUGCCACCUUCGAGUGCGAGUUGGCCUUUGACAAUGCCAACGUGACUUGGUACAAAGACUCAUGGGAGCUCAAAGAGAGCACAAAAUAUAACUUCAGGACCGAGGGGCGCCAGCACUUUAUGACCAUCCGCAACGUAACUCCGAAGGACGAAGGCAUUUACUCGGUGAUUGCUCGUCUGGAAACGACCGGAGAAGCUCGAAGCACCGCUGAGCUUUACCUGUCGGGCAAAGAGAUUGGGUUAGGAAGGGUUCCUCAGGACGUCCCAGACUCAUCGGUUCACGUGUCACAAACGUCUUCCAUGGUGGUCCGAGGUGAGUCUUCUGCUGAGUUUUAUCAGUACGAAGAACGAACACAAGUCAAAGAAGAGAAAAAACCUGUGGAGGAAAUAAUUGAGAGGACUCAGUUGGAUAGCAGAGAAGGAACCCCUCAAGCUCCUGAGGGUUACAGGAGAGCAGAGGAGAAACUCUCUGAGCCUGCAGCGCUGUCUUCAGUCUCCUUCACAGUACCUGAGGCGAUGAAACUGCAGCCUGAUGGGACCGUGUCGGCUCAGUCGUGGCAGGAGGAAACUCUGAGCGCAGCAGAACCUUCAGUUUACACCAAACCGCAGCCCAAACAAGAGCUAGUGACUGUUCCUGGGAAGGUCACUCCUCCACCUGCUCCACCUGAGGAGCCUCAAAGGGUUCCUCCUGAGCCUAAAGUAGCCCCCCAAAAAACCCCUGAGCCAACCGCACCCAAACUGAAGCCUCAAGAACCCAAAGUAGAACCUGUGAAGAGAGCACCUGAAGCACCAAAACCUAAAGUGCCAGCUCUUAAGCAAAAGGGUAAGAUUCCGGUUCAAGAGACCAAAACACCUGAAUCACCGAAGAAGAGUAAGCUCACCAGAAUACCCAAAGAGAAGGAACCAGAACCAGAGGUCAUUACGCUGAAGAAGGUUCCAGUGAAAUCUCCAGAGCCUGAGAAGCAAGUCAUAACUCAUAAAGCAGAAGUGACCAGGCAUCAAGACCAGGAAUUGAUAGUUCAUGCGCUUCACGACAGAGAAGAUCGAGAGAUCUUUACACUCGGAAGAACUGAACGAGUCUUCACCGCAGAGGAAGAGACGGUUCAGUUUGACUAUUUUGAGGAGGCUGAAAGAGAUGAAGUUGUGUCGAAAGCAGAGAAAGAAGGAUGGACAAGAACUCCAAAACCACAGAAGGAGGAAGAACCCGAGGUGCCUAAGGUCGAGAAGAAGAAAAUAACCAAACUGCCAAAGACAGAUGAGAAGAAAGAGUCAGUCAAACUGAAACCGUCUGAAAAAUCAGGAAAACCAGAAGAAGAACCACAAGGAAUCAAACUAAAAAAGGUGCCGACCAAACUCAAAGAGCCUGAGAAGGAAGUCAUUACUCACAAGGUUGAAGUGGUGAGGCAUUUCGAUACCGAACUGACUGUUCAGAAGCUCCGGGACAGAGAAGAUCGAGAGGUCCUCACACUCGGGAGAACUGAACGAGUCUUCACUGCAGCUGAAGAGACGUCUGAAAUGAAGCAUCUGGAGGAACCUGAACAACUGGAGCCAGAAGAAGAAAAAUCUAGAUGGAUACGAAUCCCUAAAUUCCCAAAAGAUGAAGAGGAGCUAGAUUUAACUAAAAAGAAAAUAAAGAAGUUGCCAAAGAAAGAUGAGGACCAAGAAGAAGUGACACUGAAACCAUUUGAAAAACCUCAGAAACAAGAAGCAGCUGAAGCUCCAAAAGCUAAGAACAAAGGUGAAGCAAAGACAGAUACUGAAUGCACUCCAUUCAAGAGAGCUGAGACACCACAAAGAGAUCAACCCUCUGCUGCUGUUAGACACAAGAAAGAUGAAGACACUCCCACGAGGAGUCCAAAAGGAACUCCUGAAGUCAGUGAAGACCAGAAGGAGACCCCGCAGGUGAAAAAGGCUGAUAAAGUCCACGAUGAGGAACCAGCAGCCACCGACAAGCUCCGGGGAAAACCUAAAACCAUUACCAAACAAGUCAAAGAGAAAGAGCAGGUUGUGUUGAAGCCUUUCACACACGACACCAAACCUGAAGAAAAGCAGGAAACAGAAUCUGAAGAAGGGGAGAAGAAGCCUGCAGACACCAAUGUCCCCAGCCAAACUCCACAAGAUGACAUUCCUAAAGAUGUGAAAGAACAGCAGCUCAGGAAAGUUGAUAAGACCGCAACUCCUACAAUAGAGGACGAGAAACCUCAGGAGAGAGAGAAACCGGCUGUUUCACAAAAGAAGGCAAGUCCACCAAAACAGAAACAAGCAGAGAAAGAGAUCCCAUCAAAACCAACAGACAUCUUAAAGAAAGGUAUCCAACUGAAAAAGACUCCUUCUCCCAGAGUCGGUAGAGACAAAGUGGAAGAAGAAAAGCCUCUAAAGCCUAUCGAACAACUGAAAAAGGUCGAGCUUAAAAAGACACCUUCGCCAAAACCCAAAGAAAAAGAACCGGAGCAGGUCCCCAUAGAGCCGAAGCCAAGUGCUGAAAAAGUCAAACGGAUUCCUAAAACAGUUUCCCCAAAAGACUCAGUCGAAGCUGUGACGCUCAAAAAGGUCCCAAAGAAGCCGACCCCAGAGGAGGCAUCAGAACCAGACAGGCCUGGUAAAGGACGGGUCCCAUUGGUGAAGGAGGUCUCUCCUGGAGCCGUGCAGAUGAAGAAGGUUCCCACCCAGCCUGAAGAGGAGGUGUUUGAAGAGGAAGAGGAGGCGAAGGAAGAAGAGGAAGCCUGGGGAUGGGAGCUGGUUCCCUCAGAUGACUGGGAAGUUGAAGGGGUGGAUGGGGCUCGGGAGACUCCGGUGGUCCCGGGUGGAAAACGAGAUGGAAAACCAUCAGAGGAGGCACCAAAAGGCAGAGGCCGAGGAUUUGGGGCGAGACAGACCCCGUCUCCUGGUGAUGGUGGGCGGGGCCGAGGCCUGAAGCCUGGUGGAAAAGGUCCGUCACCACCAGAGGAACCCUUCGGAGGGUUCAAGCUCAAAGCAGUCCCUCUGAAGUUCAUCAAGAAGAUUCAGGACAUCGUGCUGCAGGAGGCCGAGUCUAUUGGCUCGUCUGCUGUCUUCGAGUGUGAGGUCUCGCCCUCCACUGCCAUUGCCUCCUGGAUGAAAGAUGGCAGCAAUCUCCGCGAGGGUCCCAAGCACAAGUUUUCUGCUGACGGCAAAGAUCGCAAGUUGGCCAUUAUUGACGUUCAGCUGUCAGACAUGGGUGAAUACACCUGUGUGGCCAAGAACGCCGGCAAGGAAAUAACGUGCACCGCCAAGCUCAUCGUUGAAGAGCUGCCCGUUAAAUGGCUGAAAGAACUGGAACCAGAGACGACGUGUAUGAAGAGUCAGCCCAUGUAUCUGACCUGUGAGUUGAACAAAGAGAGGGACGUGAUCUGGAAGCGUAACGGCGCUGUCCUUAAGAAAAAGGCUGGAAAAGUGGCCAUUAAUAUCAUUGGUAUGCAGCACGCCGUGACCAUCCAGAAUGCCACUGAUGAGGACGCCGGCGCCUACACGUGUGAGGUUGAAGGACAGGAGGACGUCAAGACGACCACCCAGGUUAAAGUAAUCGAAAUCAUCAAAGACUGGCUGGUGAAGCCUCUGAGAGACCAGCACGUCAAACCCAAGGCCAAGGCCGAGUUCAAAUGUGAGCUGUUCAAGGACACUCCCAAUUGGAAGUGGUUCAAAGGCGAGAACGAGCUCACGCCUUCUGACAAAGUGGAGAUCAACAAAGAUGGAAAGGACAUGACGCUCACUAUCAAAAACUGCCAGCCAGAUGACGUCUCAGACUACACCAUCGAGGUGGAGGAUCGCAGAUACACAGCCAAGCUCACUCUUGGAGAGCGCGAGGCUGAGAUCCUGAAGCCUCUGUCCAGCGUGGAGGUGGUGGAGAAGGAGGAGGCCAAGUUUGACACUGAAAUAUCUGAGGAUGAUGUGGUUGGAGAAUGGAAACUGAGAGGCAAUGUGCUGAUGAGAUCUCCGACCUGUGACAUUAAAUCUGAAGGAAAGAAGCGUUUCCUCACGCUAAAAAACGUGCAGCUGGAUCAGGCUGGUGAAGUGUCGUAUCAAGCUCUGAACGCCGUCACGAGCGCCAUGCUCACUGUCAAAGAGAUCGAGAUGAGCUUUGUUGACUCGCUGAAGGACGUUUCUGUGCCUGAAAAGAAACAGGCUAAGUUUGAAUGCACCAUCACCAAGGAGGUGUCAAAGGUCAUGUGGUUCAGGGGGGCGGAGAUCGUCACCCCGUGCCCUAAAUAUGAAAUAAUUGAUGAUGGACGGAAACACAUGCUGAUCAUAAACAGCUGUGAGUUUGAUGAUGAGGCUCAGUACACCAUCGAGGUGUUGGGUCAGAAAUCCAGCGCUCAGCUGGCCGUUGAAGGCAUGAGGCUGAAAUAUGUGCAGCAGCUUCAGGACCAAACGGUGAAAGAAGGUGUAACAGCUCGCUUUGAGCUUGAGCUGUCGCACGACAGCGUGCCUGUGGUUUGGUACCGAAAUGAAGUGAAACUCCACGUGAGCCGCACGGUGCUCAUACACGUGGAAGGAAAGAGACAUUUCCUCGAAAUGAGGAGUCUGUCUCUAGAUGAUACCUGCCAGGUUAAGGCAGAGGCCAAAGGAAUUUACUCCAUGGCAAAACUGACGGUGAUAGAGGGCGAUGCCGUGUUCGUGGUAAAGCUACAGGACUACACGGCCACCGAGAAAGACGAGGUCAGUCUGGACUGUGAACUGAGCAAAGACGUCCCUGUCAUCUGGUACAAAGAGGAGAAGGAGAUCGUCUCCUCCAAGACGGUGGUGAUGAAGUCUGAGGGCACGCGGAGGUCUCUGGUCCUCAAGAAGGUGGAGCAGAGCGAUAAAGGAAAAUACGUAUGUGACUGUGGGACAGACAAGACAGCGGCCAACCUCAACAUCGAAGCUCGUGACAUCAAAGUGGUUCGUCCGAUUUACGGCGUGGAGCUGUUCGAUGGAGAGACGGCUCGCUUCGAGGUGGAGAUCUCAGAGGACGACAUUCACGGCCAGUGGAAACUGAACGGAGAAGUCCUUAGCCCGUCCUCUGAUGUGGACAUCAUUGAGGAAGGAGGCAAACACACUCUGAUCCUGUACAACUGCAAAGUGCAGAUGACCGGAGAAGUGGCAUACGCCGCAGCCAACGCCAAAUGCUCUGCCAACCUGAAGGUCAAAGAGCUUCCUCUGAACUUCCUCAGCCCGCUGAGCGACGUUCAGGUGUACGAGAAGGAUGAGGCCAGGUUCGAGAUCGAGGUGUCGAGAGCACCGAAGACUUUCCGCUGGCUGAAAGGUUCUCAGGAGCUGCAGGCGGACGAAAAGUACGAGAUGAUCCAGGAGGGAAACAUGUACGUUCUGCUGAUCAAGUCGGCCGCGUACGACGACGAGGCCAAGUACAUGUUUGAGGCCGAGGACAAGAGGACGACCGGCAAACUCGUCAUACAAGGUAUCCGCCUGGAGUUUGCCAAGCCGAUUAAAGACGUGACGGUGAAGGAGCGUGAAACCGCAGAGUUUAGCGUUGAACUCUCUCAUGAAAAGAUCACCGUGGUCUGGUACAAGAACGACGUCCGUCUGCACCCCAGCAAGGUAGUGCACAUGUCGGACCAGGGAAAGAUCCACACGCUGGCCUUCAAGGAGGUCACCAUCGACGACACGUCCAUGAUCAAAGUGGAGGCCAUGGACAAGACCAUGACCGCUAUGCUCACUGUGAUUGAGGGCGACCUCUACUUCACCACCAAGCUUCAGAACUACACCGCCGUGGAGAAGGACGAGGUGAAGCUGGUCUGUGAACUCAGCAAAGCCGUCGCUGACGUCAAAUGGUUCAAAGACGGGAAGGAGAUUACUCCCUCCAAGAACAUUGCCAUCAGCACCGAUGGCAAGAAGCGCAUGCUGAUGGUCAGGAAGGCAGAGAAGGCCAACAUCGGAGAGUACACCUGUGACUGCGGCUCCGACAAAACCACAGCCAAUCUCAACAUUGAAGAGCGCGACAUCAAGGUUGUUCGCCCGCUGUACAGUGUGGAGGUGACGGAGAUGGAGACAGCCAAGUUUGAGACAGAGAUCUCAGAAGAGGACGUUCACGGAAACUGGAAACUGAAGGGAGAAGCUCUACAUCAGUCUCCUGAUGUGGAGAUUAAAGAGGAAGGAACCAAACACAUGCUGAUCCUCUAUAACGUCCGUAAGGACAUGGCCGGAGGUGUCGACUUCACAGCAGCCAACGCCAAAUCCAACGCCCAGCUCCGAGUGAAAGCGCGCUCCAUCGGGCUGCUGCUUCCUCUGAAGGAUGUGACGGUGACCGCAGGAGAGACUGCCACCUUCGAGUGCGAGCUGUCCUAUGAGGGCAUCGCAGUGGAGUGGUUCCUGGGAGGACAGAAGAUGGAUGCCAGCGAGCGGGUGAAGACUCGUGUCACAGGUGGUGUUCACGCUCUGACCAUCAGAGACGUGAAGCUGUCCGAGGCUGGCGAGGUCAAACUCACCUCCAAAGACUUCCAGACUCUGGCCCAGCUCAUCGUCAGAGAGCCACCCGUGGAGUUCACGAAGCCUCUGGAGGACCAAACGGUGGAGGAGGAGGCCAAUGCCACGCUGGAGUGUGAAGUUUCCAGAGAGAACGCGGAGGUACAAUGGUUCAGAGAGGGACAGGAGAUCAGGAAGACCAAAAAGUACGACCUGCUCGCCAACGGGCGCAAGAGGACACUGAUUAUCCACGACUGCUCUCCAGACGACGCAAAGAUGUACACGUGCGACGCCAAAGAGUUCAAGACUUCCUGUUUCCUGGAGGUCACACCUCCUCACGUGGAGUUCGCGAAGCCUCUGCAGGACGUGGAGGUCAAAGAGAAAGAAUCUGCCAAGUUUGAAUGUGAAGUGUCGCGCGAGUCGGCCAAGGUUCGUUGGUUCAAAGAUGGCAGCGAAAUCAGGAAAGGAAAGAAGUACGAGAUCAUUGCUAAGGGUGUCCAGAGGAUCCUCAUCGUUCACAAGUCGGUGUUUGAUGAUGAAGCCGAGUAUGAAUGUGACGCCAGGACUUCAAAGAGUUCCGGCAUGCUCACCGUCAUCGAGGAAGCAGCCAGGUUCACUAAGAACCUGUCCAACGUGGAGGGCACAGAGACGGACAGCGUGAAGAUGAUCUGCGAGGUGUCCAAGGCCAGCGCAGAGGUCACAUGGUUCAAAGGAGAGGAGGAGCUGCCGGAAGGCGGCCGCUACGAGCAAGUCAUGGAUGGACGCAAGAGGAUCCUGAUCAUCCAGGACCUGAGGAUGCAGGACGCCGGAGAGUACAACUGCAGGCUGAGUCCCACCACCAAGACGUCGGCCAUGUUGAAACUCAACGAGCUGGCUGCUGAGUUCAUCGCUCGUCCUCAGAACCAGGAGGUGGUUGAGGGCGACAAGGCUGAGUUCGCCUGCUCUGUCUCUAAGGAGACCUAUGAGGUGAAAUGGUUCAGAGGUGACAAGGAAGUGGAGGCUGGAGACAAAUAUACUGUCAUCAGCGAGGGGAAGAGAAGAGCUCUCAUUGUGAAAAACUGCGAGCUGAAGGAUGAGGGAGGCUACGUUGCCCACAUUGGCACCGUUAAAGCCUCUGCUGAUCUGUUUGUGAUUGAAAAACUGAGGAUCAUCACGCCAAUAAGGGACACGGAGGUGAAGGAGGGAAGUGAGAUGGUGUUCAACUGCGAGACGAACACAGAGGGAGCGAAAGCCAAGUGGCUGAAGAACGAGGAGACCAUAUUCGAGAGCAGCAAGUACAUGAUGGCUCAGAGGGACAACGUGUUCUCUCUGAGGAUCAAAGACGCCAAUAAGGCCGACGAGGCCAGCUACACCAUCAGCCUGACCAAUCAGAGAGGAGAGGCAGCCAAAUGCACUGCCAGCGCGAGAGUGGCAGAGGAGAAGCUGAAGUUCCUGGACCCCAUCGAGGACGUUGAGACUCAGGAGAAGAAGACCAUCGGCUUCGUCUGCAAGGUGAACCGUCCAGAAGUGACGGUGAGGUGGAUGAAGGCCGGCCAGGAGCUGACGCUCAGCAAACGCAUCGUCUACAGAGCUGAUGGCCUCAAACACACGCUGACCAUUAAGGACUGCGUGAUGGACGAUGAGGGAGAGUAUACUGCUGUGGUAGGAGAUGAUAAGUGCUCUGCUGAGCUGAUCAUCAGCGAGGCGCCUACAGACUUCACAGCACAGCUCAAGGACCAGACCAUCACUGAGUUUGAGGACGCAGAGUUCACCUGCAAGCUGAGUAAAGAGAAGGCUGCAGUGAAGUGGUACAGAGACGGACGAGAGAUCAGAGAAGGACCCAGAUAUCACAUGGAAAAAGAAGGCAAGACAUGCCGACUGAUCAUCAAGGUCUGCAGACCUGAUGAUGAGUGUGAAUAUGCAUGUGGUGUGGACGAGAGGAGGACCAGAGCCAGGCUCUUUGUUGAAGAGACCCCGGUGGAGAUUGUCAGACCUCCUCAGGACGUGUUUGAACCUCCUGGUUCUGACAUUGUGUUCGAGGUGGAGCUUAACAAGGACAGAGUGGAGGUGAAAUGGAUGAGGAACAAUAUGAUCAUUGUCCAGGGAGACAAAUACCAGAUGAUCAGCGAGGACAAAGUCCACAGGCUGCAGGUCUGUGAGAUCAGACCCAGAGAUCAGGGAGAGUACAGGAUCGUGGCCAAAGACAAAGAUGCCAGAGCCAAGCUGGAGCUUGCAGCUGUACCAAAGAUCAAAACCACAGACCAGAACCUGGUCACAGAUGCUGGUAAGCCCUUCGUCAUGAGCGUUCCCUAUGACGCCUACCCUCGCGCUGAUGCCGAGUGGUUCUUUGAGGGCUCCAGUCUGCCUGUCCAGGACAUCGACACCUCCAUAGAUAGGACUGAGUUCAGACUUAAGAGCCCCAGCAAGGAGAACCAGGGCCGCUACAGAGUGGUGAUCAAGAACAAGCAUGGGCAGGGAGAGGCCUUCAUCAACCUGGACGUGAUUGAUGUUCCCGGACCCGUCAAGAACCUGAGAGUAGUGGACACUGCUGAUGGUGAGGUCAGUCUGGCAUGGGAGGAGCCUGAGAGCGAUGGAGGAAGCAAGAUCAUGGCAUAUGUGGUCGAGAGACGUGAUGUAAAGCGUAAGACUUGGACCCUGGCUACAGACCGUGCUGAUACUCCGGAGUACUGUGUUAGCGGCCUCCAGAAGGACUCCAUGUACCUCUUCAGAGUCUGCGCAAGAAACCGAGUCGGCAGUGGACCCAUUGUGGCCACUGAGGAUGCCGUCCAGGCCAAGAACAAGUUUGAUGUUCCAGACGCUCCUGAGAACGUUGAAGUUAGCGUGGUGAACAGGUUUGGUGCCACUGUUAACUGGGAGCCUCCUAAGUUUGACGGUGGUUCUGAAAUCACGGCCUACGUGAUUGAGCUCCGUGACAGGACCUCUGUGAAGUGGGAGGCAGCCAUGUUUUGCGGUGCCAAUGACCGCUCGGCUACACUGAACGAUGUGGUGGAGAACAAGGAGUACAUCUUCAGAGUCCGAGCCGAGAACAAGGCUGGCAUCGGCAGGCCCAGCGCUGCAACCAAACCUGUCAAGAUCAUGGAUCCCAUUGAGAGGCCAAGCCCACCUCUGAACCUGAACUUCAGCGACCAAAUCAAGACUGCUGUCACGCUGACCUGGGAGACGCCAACCAGCAACGGCGGCAGCAUGAUCACCGGCUACAUCAUACAGAAGUGUGACGACGGCACUGACAAGUGGCUUCGCUGCAACGCCAGACUGUGUCCAGAUCUCUCCUACCGGGUGUCAGGUCUGAAACCAGGUCAGAAGUACCUCUACAGAGUCUGUGCUGAAAAUGCCGCCGGUGUCUCCGAUCCUACAGAGCAACUUGGCCCCCUGCUCGCAGAUGACCCUCAUGUGGGUCCAACGUUGGACCUCAGUGCCUUCAGGAAUGGUCUGGAGGUGAUCGUCCCUCAGCCUCUCACCAUCAGAGUUCCCAUCACCGGAUACCCGACCCCCAAGGCUAAGUGGACCUUUGGAGAGAAGGAGUUGACCACUGCUGAUGAGCGUGUCUCCAUGGUGACAAAGCCCACAUACACAGAGUUGACUGUCUCGCCAAGUGUCCGUCCAGACAAAGGCACCUACUCCCUGACUCUGGAGAACGACGUCUCGUCGGUCUCUGGAGAAAUCGAAGUUAAUGUCAUCGCAUGCCCCAGUGCUCCCAAGGACUUCAAAGUGGCUGAGGUGACCAGACAUCAUGUCCACAUGAUGUGGGAGGUCCCCGAGCACGAUGGAGGAAGUCCAGUCACCCACUACCAGAUAGAGAAGAGAGAGGUGUCCCGUAAGACCUGGGCCAAGGUGGCAACUGGUGUUCUGGACCUGGAGCACACAGUUACAGAUGUGAUUGAAGGAAAGGAGUAUCUGUUCAGUGUCACAGCCUGCAACAAGUGUGGACCAGGAGAGCCGGCGUACAUUGAUGAGCCCAUCAACGUGUCCUCUCCUGCCACUGUUCCUGAUCCUCCUGAGAACCUGAAAUGGCGAGAUAAGAGUGGCAAGACCAUCUUCCUGUCUUGGGAGCCUCCCAAGUACGAUGGUGGAGCCCCACUCAAAGGUUACGUGGUGGACAAAUGUCAGCGUGGCACAGACAAGUGGGAACCCUGUGGUGACCCCAUCCCUGAACUGAAGUUCCAGGUACAGGGCCUGAUCGAGGGCCAGUGGUAUGCAUACAGAGUCCGAGCUUUCAACAAGCUGGGAGCCGGCCGACCCUGCAGGGCUACUGAUGAGAUCCAGGCUGUGGACGCCAGAGAGCCUCCAGAGAUCCAGCUGGAUGUGAAGCUGCUGGCAGGUCUGACCGCCAGGGCUGGAACCAAGAUUGAGCUUCCAGCUGAUGUCAUUGGAAAGCCUGACCCCAGGGUGAAGUGGACCAAGGCCGACCAAGUCCUGCGUGCUGAUGACCGCAUCACCAUCGACACCCAGCCUGGACACUCGAAGCUGUCCAUUGGAAACACCACCAGAGGAGACACCGCCACCUACAUUAUCGAGGCAGUCAAUGCCUGUGGGCGCGCUACUGCAACUAUUGAUGUCAACAUUCUAGACAAGCCCAGCCCUCCAGCUGCCUUCGAUAUCUCUGAGAUCACCAACGAGUCCUGUUUCCUGGCGUGGAACCCUCCCAGGGACGAUGGUGGCUCGCCAAUCACCAACUACAUCGUAGAGAGUCGACAGACAGACAAAGAGGAGUGGGUGAAGCUAUCAGCCACUGUGAAACACACCACCUUCAAGGCCUGCAAGCUCACAGCAUUGAAGGAGUACAUCUUCAGAAUCAGCGCUGAGAACCAAUACGGCAUUGGAGAGCCUGCCGAACAUGCACCAAUCAUUGCCAAAUAUUCCUUUGAUCCUCCUGGUCCUCCAACAAGAGUCACUCCCUCCGAAAUCGCCAAGGAUGCAGUGACUCUGACCUGGUUCGAGCCGGAUGAGGAUGGUGGUAGCCCCAUCACAGGAUACUGGGUCGAGAAGUUUGAUCCAGAGAGCGACAAGUGGAUCAGAUGCAACAAGCUGCCAAUCAAGGACACCACCUUCAGGGUGAAGGGGCUCCCCACCAAGAAGAAGUACCGCUUCAGGGUUCUGGCUGAGAAUCUGGCUGGACCGGGAAAUCCCAGCGUAGAGACAGAUCCCGUCCUCAUCAAAGACCCAAUUGAUCCUCCAUGGGCUCCCGGCAAACCUUCCAUCAGGGAUGUGGGUAAGACCACCGCCCAGCUGGCAUGGACCAGGCCAGAGCACGAUGGUGGCGCAAAGAUCGAAGGCUACAUCAUCGAGUUCCAGAAGACAGGCAGCGAGGAGUGGAUACGCAUCGCAGAGGAUGUUCCACAGACUGAGCACCAUCUGACGGGCCUGAUGGAGAAGCAGGAGUACUCGUUCAGGGUCAAGGCUGUCAACAAGGCCGGAGAGAGCGAACCCAGCGAGCCCAGUGAGCCUGUGGUCUGCAAGGAGAGGCUCUAUCCUCCGUCCACUCCUCAGUGGCUGGAGGUGGCCAACAUCACCAAGAUCAACGCUGACCUGAAGUGGCAGGCUCCGAGCAGUGAUGGAGGCUCGCCCAUCACUAACUACGUGGUGGAGAAGAGGGAUGUGAGGAGGAAGGCCUGGCAGGCUGUGGACACCACGGUCAAGGAGCUGAAGUACACGGUGACUCCUCUUAACGAGGGAUCUCUUUACGUGUUCCGCGUCGCCGCUGAAAACGCAGUGGGCAUGAGUGAAUUCUGUGAGCUGGAGGACGCCGUGCUCGCCAAAGACACUUUCACAACUCCUGGGCCUCCCUAUGCCUUGACUGUGGUGGAGGUCACCAAGAGACACGUGGAACUGAAAUGGGAAGCUCCUAAGAGUAACGGUGGAAGACCUAUAACCAAGUAUGUGAUUGAGAAGAAAGAGAAGCUGGGGACUCGCUGGCUGAAAUGCUGCAAAACUCCAGACAAACAGACCCAGUUCAAGGUGACAGACGUGGAUGAAGGAUCUGAGGUUCAGUUCCAGGUCCGAGCUGAGAAUGAGGCUGGAGUUGGAGAUCCAAGCGAACCCACUAUGAUCCUCACCAUUGAGGAUGCGACCAGCGCUCCAUCUCCUCCUCUGGAAGUGGCCAUCCCUGAUGCCAGCAGAGAGCACAUCAAUGUCACCUGGAAGCCUCCUGCCAAAGAUGGCGGCUGCCCCAUCACCGGCUACCACGUUGAGGUGGCUGAAGCCCGUCCAGAGCUGAAGUGGCUCAGGGUUAACAGCAGACCUAUCAAGGAGCUUAAUUUCAGGAUCAGCGAUGGAAUCAAACCAGAGAAGAAGUACGUCAUCAGAGUCCGCGCUAUCAACACUGUAGGUGUUAGCGAUCCCUCUGAGAUCUCCGACAAGGUCUUCACCAAGGACCCUGACUGUGCGCCAACCAUGAACUUGGAGGCACAGGACGUGGUUGUGGUUGAAGGUGAAAAGCUGCACCUGAACAUCCCUUACAGGGCGAUCCCAACCCCUAAGAUGGUUUGGCAAAAGGACACAGUUGAGUGUAAGGCUGACGACCGGCUUUCUAUGACUGUGGAGAUGAACAGCGCUCACCUGGAGCUGCUUAAGUGCACACGUGCCGACGCCGGCUCCUAUGCCAUCACUCUGGAGAACAGUCUGGGAACCGCCACCGGGACUGUCAACGUCAAAGUCAUCGGGCUACCCGGUCAGUGUAAAGACAUCAUGUCCAGUGAGGUCACCAAGAACUCCUGCAAGAUCAGCUGGGAAGCCCCAGAGGAUGAUGGUGGAACCCCGAUUGUAAGCUACACACUGGAGCGCCGUGAAGCCUCCAAAAAGACCUAUAUACCCGUCAUGUCAGGAGAGAACGUCCUGACCUACACUGUCAAAGACCUCUAUGUCAACUGUGAGUACUACUUCAGAGUGAAGGCAGUGAACAAGGUCGGAGCCGGAGUGUAUAUGGAGCUACGCAACGCUGUAAUCACAGAGGAAGUCAAACAGAAACCAGACCCCCCAAUCCAGGUGGAGGCUCAAGACCCCUCAUCCAAGUCCAUCACAGUAACCUGGAAGGCUCCAGACUACGAUGGUGGAUGUCCCAUUCAGGGUUACAUCGUGGAGAAGAUGGAAAAAGAUGGCGACCGCUACGAGAGGGUCACCCCGAGCCUGGUGCCUGGUUUCUCACAUGUGGUGAGCGGCCUGAAGGAGGACGUGGAGUACCAGUUCAGGGUCCGCGCUGAAAACGCUGCAGGAGUCAGCGAGCCAUCACGCAGCACGCAGAUGAUGAAGGCCGCAGAUCCUGUCGAAAAACCAAAGGUCACCCUCCACGCUCGUGUGCAGUCUGGUCUGUGCAUCAAGAAGGGCGAGGAGAUCCGCAUCGAUGCCUACAUCUCGGGCUCGCCGUAUCCAAAAGUCACCUGGCUGAAGAACAACGAGGAUGUCACCAAAGAGCCCACCAAGAAAGUCGUCCCACUGAUGAAGAAGAAGACCAAGUCCAAGGUUCCUGAACCAGAGCCGGUGUACGUGACACCCCUUCAUGAGCGUCUGGGACUGGACCAGACCAAGAGAGGUCAGACGGUCCUGAUGAUCCGUGACGCCAUCAGAGUCGACCACGGAGAGUUCACCAUCCAGGUGGAGAAUACACACGGAGUCGCCACCGCCUCCUGCACCGUCAAUGUGCUUGACAAACCCGGCGCUCCGAUCAAUUUCACCUUUGAUGAGGUCAGAAACACGUCUUGCAUCUGUAACUGGGAGCCUCCAGAGGACGAUGGAGGCAGUGAGAUCCUGAACUACAUCCUGGAGAAGAAGGAUAACAAGAACAAGGAGGUUGACUGGAUCACCAUCACCUCCACCCUGAAGGGCACCAGCUGCCCCAUUACCAAACUCAUCGAGGGGAAGGAGUACAUCUUCAGGGUCACCGCUGAGAACAAGUACGGCGUCGGGCCACCGUGCAUCUCCGAGCCGCUCGUUGCCAAGAAUCAGUUCGAUCCUCCCGAUGCUCCCAACACUCCCAGAGUCCGUGAGGUGACGGCGAGCUCUGCCCACAUCUCUUGGCAAGAGCCAAAGGAUAACGGCAGCCCGAUCCUGGGCUACUGGAUCGAGAGGAAAGAAGUGAACAGCAAACACUGGACCAGAGUGAACCACGCCCUCCUCAACUCUCUGGAGGUGAAGGUCAGCGGCCUGAUGGAGGGACUCACCUACAUUUUCAGAGUGUGUGCUGAGAACCUGGCCGGGCCCGGGCCCUUCAGCGAGCCCACAGAACGUAUUGUGGCCAUGGACGCCAUCUUGCCUCCUGGUCCCCCCACUCCAUGGAUCGUGGACACAGGGAAGGACUUUGUGAUCGUGGCCUGGAAGCCUCCACUGUACAAUGGAGGAGGAGACAUCCUGGGAUACCAUGUCGAGAAGGUUCUGGCCGGGGAGAAGGAGUGGACUCGCAGUACAGAGUUCAGGUGUAAGGAGCUGACCUACACGGUGACCGGUCUCACAGAGGAAGCAGAUUACUACAUCCGUGUUGUAGCCGUUAACGACGCCGGACCUGGAGCUCCUGGAGUGACAGAACCUGUUACAGUCAAAGAACCGCAAGAAACUCCCGCUGUAGACUUUGAUGACUCAGUGAAAAAUGGAGUGAUGAUCAAGGCCGGGGAGUCUCUGAGGCUGCCCGCCAUCGUGACUGGACGCCCUCAGCCUGAGGUGAAGUGGUCCAAAGACGAAGCUGACAUCGAUGCUGAGCGAAUGCUUGUUGAGACGGUUGGAAAGAACAGCACUCUGUUCAUCAAGAAGGCGGUGAGGGCAGAUCACGGAAAGUACAAGAUCUCCGGCACCAACAGCAGCGGGACCAAGACGGCCGAGACCAGAGUUGACGUCAUGGACGUCCCCGGGCCGGUGGUCGACCUGAAGACCGUGACUGUGACAAAGAAGAACAUCAUCCUCACCUGGUCCGACCCCUUGGACAACGGCGGCAGUGACAUCUUUGGCUAUGAGGUGCUGAGGAAGGACGCCAAGAUGAAGCUUUUCCGCCAACCCAUCGAGACGGCGUCCUGUAAGUGCGACAUCCAGGGCCUGCUGGCCGGAGAGGAGUAUGACUUCAGGGUCAUCGCCAGGAACAAGUACGGCGACGGAGCUCCUGCCGACCUUGGGCCCAUUGUGGCUGAGGAUCCAAAAGGUACUCCAUCCGCCCCCGAGAAGCUGCACUACACCGACAGAAGCAAGACCACCAUCACGCUGGCGUGGCAGCCUCCACGCACUGAUGGAGGCAGCCCCAUCAGUGGUUACUACGUGGAGAAGAUGAGGUCUGACGGCGCAGAGUUUGAAGUGGCUAACCGCAAGAUCUUCACCGAGUGCUGCGGGACCAUCGAGAACCUGUCCGAGAACCAGGAGUACCAGUUCCGUGUCAAAGCCGUGAACGAGGUUGGAGAUGGAGAUCCCUCCAGGCCAAUCAACGCCAAGAUCCAGGACGAUGAAAUCUCUCCAGUGAUCACCAUCUUGAAGUUCUUCAAGAACAACUCCAUCAAUGUGAAGAAAGGCACGGCCAUCGACAUCCCAGCUGAGGUGAAGGGUCUUCCUCUGCCCACGCUGCAGUGGAUGAAGGAUGACGUGUUGAUCGAGGAGCCUGACGUAGAGAAGAUGACCAUGGAGACCGAGGAGGUGAACCGGACGACUGUCAGGUCAAAGAUCGCCAUCCCAGUAACCAUCCGGAGGGACAAAGGCAACUACAAGCUGGUGGCUGAGAACUGUUUCGGAAAAGCUCAGCAUGUCAUCCCAGUAGAGAUCCUCGACCGUCCUCUACCUCCGAGAAACAUCGUGGUGUCAGACAUCAAAGCAGAGUCCUGCUACCUCACCUGGGACGCCCCAGAGGACAACGGAGGCAGCGAGAUCACCAACUACAUUGUGGAGCGUCGGGAUGCCAGCAAGAAGAAGUCCGACUUCGAGGUCCUGACCAUCAACCUGAUCGACAGGAGAUACGGGGUCUACAAACUGAACCUGAACGGUGCCUACCAGUUCAGGAUCAAAGCUGAGAACAAGUACGGCGUUAGCGACGGCUGCGACUCAGAGAAAGUCCAGCUACGGGAUCCAUUUGGCCUCCCAGGACCUCCACGUAAUCCCAAAAUCAUCUCCGCCACAGCGACCACCAUGACCCUGACCUGGGAUCCUCCUCUGGACAAUGGUGGCUCCACUAUCCAGGGCUACUGGCUGGAGAAGAGGGAGCGUGGUGCUGUGUACUGGGGGCGGGUCAACCGUGCGCCUGUCACCAAACCGGCUGUGAAGGGUCUGCAGUACACUGUACUGAAGCUCAUCGAAGGAACUGAGUACAUGUUCAGGAUUUCAGCCUGCAACGCUGCUGGAGUCGGACCGCCCAGUGAGGCCUCAGAGUGCCGCUUUGCUGCUGAUCCCUGCAACCCCCCCAGCCCGCCUGGAGCCCCGGAGGUAAAAGACAAGACCAAGAGUAGCAUCACGCUCGGCUGGAGCCCACCAGACAAGGACGGCGGCAGCCCUGUCAAGGGUUACAUCAUCGAGGUCCACGAGGAGGGCUCUCCUGACUGGAGGAGGGUGAACCCUGCUGACAAGCUCCACCCGUCCACAGAAAUCACCGUCCCCGACCUGAAAGAGGGCAAGAAAUGCAAGUUUAGGAUCUAUGCCGUGAACGCAGCCGGAAACUCAGAGCCUGCCAAGACAGGCGACAUCUUGGUCCAGGACAUCCUGAUCGAGCCGACGGUGACUCUGGAUGUGAGCGCCCACGACCUGCUGAACUGCAGAGCUAGAACGACCAUCAGGAUCCCUGCCACCAUCACAGGACGACCCAUUCCCAAAGUCUCCUGGACAUUCGACGGAACCGCUGAGACUGAGAAAAAGAAUGAGCUGCACACACUGCCUGUUGACUCCGAGAUCCACUCCACUGACACCACAUCUGUGAUCGUGAUCCCAGAGAGUCAACUGAGCCACAGCGGUCGUUACAUCAUCAACGCUGAGAGUCCUGCUGGACACAAAGUGGUCAAAGUCAGAGUCAACGUGCUCGACCUGCCUGGACCUCCCAGAGACCUUAAGGUCAGCGACAUUACAAGGGGAACCUGCCGACUCACCUGGAAACCUCCUGAGUGUGACGGAGGAGAGAGAGUAAAGAGCUACUUCAUCGAGAGGAAGGCAGUGGAUGGCAAAGCCUGGACCAAGGUUAACCCCGCCUGUGCUGCCCAGUCCCUGGUGGUUCCAGACCUGAUCAACGGUCAGGAGUACCUGUUCCGCAUCAAAGCUGAGAACUGCUUUGGUUUCGGUCCGUUUGUGGAGACCCCUGAAGGAACCAGAGCCAGAGAUCCGAUCCAUCCUCCUGAUCCUCCAACAAGGCUGAAGAUCCAGAGCGUGAGGAAGGGCACCGUGACUCUGACAUGGAAGGCUCCAAAGAACGAUGGCGGUUCACCCGUCACCCACUACAGUGUCGACCUGCUGUGCUGGGAAGCAAGUAGUUCCCAGAAAGAGUCGUGGAGGAGGUGUAACAGGAGAGACGUGGACACCACCAGGUUUAAGGUGGAGGACCUGACCGAGGGAGACGAGUACGAGUUCAGAGUGGUGGCGCAUAACGCAGCCGGAGCCAGUCGACCUUCAACCACAGCAGGACCCGUUGUGAUCCAGGACCAGACCUGCGCUCCUUCCAUUGAGCUGAAAGAGUUCAUGGAGGCGGAACAGGGCUCCGACAUCAGCAUCGUGGCCAAGAUCCGCGGCUGUCCAUUCCCCACACUCACCUGGCACAAGGCUCCGCCCCACAAGUCCGAUGACAAGGUGGAGGUUCAAUACGACGAGCACAUCAACAAGAUCGUGUCAGACGACAGCUGCACAUUGCUCAUCCAGCAGGGCAAACGUCCCGACACCGGCCUCUACACUCUGGUGGCGUCCAACAGCCUUGGCAAGGCCUCCAAGGAGAUGAGGCUCAAUGUGCUUGGCCGGCCGGGUCCUCCCUCUGCUCCGAUUAAGUUUGAAGAGAUUGGAGCUGAGAGGAUCACGCUGUCCUGGCUGCCACCAAAGGACGACGGCGGAUCCAAAGUCACAAACUACGUCAUCUGGAGGCGUGUCGCCAACAGGAUGACCUGGGUCCCUGUUACCAAUGAACCAAAAGACCGUAUCUGGACGGUAGAGAACCUGAUGGCAGGGCAUGAGUAUGUGUUCAGGAUCAUGGCCCAGAACAAGUAUGGAGUCGGAGAGCCACUGGACAGUGAGCCUGAGAUCGCCCGCAACCUCUUUACCGUCCCCGGUCAGUGUGAGAAGCCGACUGUCACCAAUGUCAACAUGGACUCCAUGACAGUUAACUGGGAGGAGCCUGAGGACGAUGGUGGCACCCCAAUCACUGGCUACUGGCUGGAACGCAAAGAGACCACGGGAAAACGCUGGACUCGUGUCAGUCGUGACCCGAUCAGACCCAUGGGUAUGGGUGAGUCAUUUGUGGUUAGCGGACUUAUUGAGGGCUCACAGUACUUGUUCAGAGUCUCUGCCAUCAACGCUGCCGGAAUUGGACUCGCCAGCCCCCCCACUGACCCCUUCUUUGCCAGAGACCCCAUUUCCCCGCCCUCUCCUCCAACACCAAAGGUUUCUGAUUGGACAAAGUCCACAGUGGACCUGGAGUGGAUUCCUCCUUUGAAAGAUGGAGGCUCCAAGAUCAUCGGCUACUGGGUGGAGUACAAGGAGGAGGGUACUGAAGCCUGGGUCAAGGCCAAGGAGACCGAAACCCGAGGCACCCGAUUGGUGAUCACUGGUCUGAAGACCGGUGGAAAGUACAGGUUCAGGGUGAUUGCCUUCAAUGCUGCUGGUAACGGAGAGCCAGGAGAAGUCCCAGAGGUGCUUGAGGUCAACGACAGAUCCAUUGCUCCUGAGGUCGACCUGGACGCCUCAGUGAAGGAGAGAAUGGUGGUCCAUGCCGGUGGAGUGAUCCGUAUCAUCGCUUACGUUUCUGGCCAGCCAACCCCUGAGGUGACCUGGGGCAGAGACGGAGCUGCGCUGCCUCCUGAGGCCAAAGUGGAAACGACAGCCAUCAGUUCUUCUCUGGUUAUCAAACCCUGCAUCAGGAGGCACCUCGGCGUCUACACACUGACAGCCAAGAAUGCUGGAGGGGAGAAGUCCAAGAAGGUCACCGUGGAAGUUCUGGACGUCCCUGGGCCCGUUGGCAUUCCUUUAGUUGCAGAGAACCUGAGCACCGACUCCUGCAAACUCAACUGGUUCUUCCCUGAGAAUGACGGUGGUUCUCCAAUCAGUAACUACAUCAUUGAGAAACGUGAAGCUGAGCGCAAAGCCUGGACCUCACUGUCCUUCACCGCCAGCAGACAGAACGCUAUAUGUCAUGGCCUCACCACUGGAAAGUCUUACUUCUUCAGGGUUGCUGCUGAGAACGCCAUUGGUGUUGGACCCUUCACCACGACCGCAGCCGAGAUGAUCGUCAAGGAACCAAUGAGUGUACCUGACCGCCCUGAGGAACUGGAGGUCACCAAGGUCACCAAAGAUUUGAUCAGCGUCACAUGGAAGGCACCCAAAAACGAUGGUGGUUCAGAGAUCACCAUGUACAUCCUGGAAGCUCGUAUGAUCGGCAAAGACAAGUACACACGACUGACAAAGGAGAAGCUGAUGGACAGGAAGUUCACCUACGAUGGCCUUAGGGAGGGGGACACCUACGAGUUCAGAGUCAUCGCCGUCAAUGAAGUUGGACCCAGCAAGCCAUCUUUCUGCACCAAACCAAUCACCUGCAAGGAUGAACUCGAGCCACCAACCAUUGAGCUGGAUUUCCGUGAUAAGAUCAUUGUCCGUGUGGGAGAGAGCUGCCUGCUGCAGGGCCGUUAUACCGGAAAACCUUCCCCAUCCAUAGCAUGGUACAGAGAUGAUGAGGAGCUGAAGGCCGACAAACAUAUCAUGUUCAAGAAUACCCUGACCACCAUGUCGCUCGGCCUGAUGAAGGCACAGCGUGAGCACAGCGGCAGAUAUGUGGUGCAGGUAGAGAACAGUACUGGUUCCAGGAAGGGAGUCAGCAACAUCAUUGUUGUUGACCGUCCCACCCCUCCUGUUGGCCCUGUGGUGUUUGAAGAGGUGCAUAGGGAGUUCAUGGUCAUCUCCUGGAAACCUCCUCUUGACAGCGGUGGCGUUGAUGUCUCCAACUACAUCAUUGAGAAGAGAGACACCAACAGAGAUAUCUGGACCACUGUGACAUCUGCCAACACCAAGACCACAUGCAAGAUCCCCAAGCUUACAGAGGGCAGGGAAUACAUCAUGAGGAUCUCUGCUGAGAACAUGUACGGCAUCAGCGACCCUCUGGAGUCCGAGGAAAUGAGAGCCAAAGAUCUCUUCAGAGUCCCUGAGGCCCCUGAGAUGCCAACAGUUAGGGAGGUGUAUGGCACCAACGCCCUGGUUCUUUGGACCCGACCUCGGGAUGGCGGAAAGCCCAUCACUAACUAUAUUCUUGAGAAGAAGGAGACAAAAGCCAAGAGGUGGUCCAGAGCCACCAGAGACCCGCUUUACCCUAGCACUCAGUACAGAGUCCAGGACCUGGUGGAGGGCUGUGAGUACGAGUUCAGGGUGAUGGCUGAGAACGAACUGGGAACCGGAGAUCCUAGUGCCCCGUCCCAACCCAUCCUUGCCAAGGAUCCCAUUGUGCGUCCAAGCCCACCAGUGACCCCUGAGGCCUACGAUAAGACCAAGGACUCUGUCAGCCUGAGGUGGAAGAUGCCACGCCAUGAUGGAAAGGGCAGAAUCUUUGGAUAUAUUGUGGAGUACCAGAAGCCUGGUGCUGUUGAGUGGAUUCAGGCCAAUGAGACCCCAGAGCAGUGCCCCGAUCUCCACUAUAUUGCGACAGGUCUGACAGACGGACAGGAGUACGCCUUCAGGAUCUUCACAGUCAAUGCUGCAGGGAAAUCUGACCCUGCCUACGUCAAGCAAACCAUCAAAGUCCAUGACAGACUUGAGGCGCCAGAGUUACUUCUAGAUGCCAACAUGGCACGUGACCACCUGGCAAUGCUGGGAACUGACAUCACCCUGAGUGCAACCAUUAAAGGUGUACCGACGCCAACUGUCAGCUGGAAGAAGAAUGACGGUGAUGUUCCUGCUCACAUCAUGGUUGCUGUCACUGACAACAGCAGCAAAGUUUUUAUCCCCAAGUGUGUGCGCCCAGAUUCUGGCAACUACACCAUCACUGUUGAGAACACUGCUGGAAAGAAAUCAGCUACUGUUGCUGUGCUUGUGCUGAACAAGCCUACUCCUCCAAGAGACUUGGUGAUAUCAGAGAUAACCAGCGAGUCUGCCUACCUGACAUGGAAGGCACCCGAAGACAAUGGUGGUGCCGUCAUCUCCCAUUACGUUGUGGAGAAGAAGGAUGUUGCUGCAGAGCUCUGGGUCCCCGUCUCUGCCGCCAAUAAGAAGCCGAGUCUGAUGGCCAUGUAUCUAAUGGAGGGUAUCCAGUACCUGUUUAGGGUUGCUGCUGAGAACCAGUUUGGCAGGAGCGACUAUGUGGUCACCAGAACACCAAUAAAAGCGAUCGAUCCUCUCUAUCCUCCUGGCCCGCCCAAGAAUCUGCAUCACACUGAUGCAGACAAGACAGAAGUGUGGUUGGCAUGGGAGUGGCCUGACCGCACUGGGGGAAGUGAAAUUACUGGCUUCAUUGUUGAGCACCAGGAAGAGGGCCAGACUGACUGGGUAACAUUCAAGACAGUCAGCAACAACCAUGCUCAUGUUACUGGUCUUGAGGAGGGCAAGACUUAUCGCUUCAGGGUUAAGUCUCAGAAUGCCAUUGGUGUGAGCCGUCCUGACACCAGUGUACCUGUCACCUGCCAAGAGAAGACAUUGCCACCAACUAUAGAGGUUGAUGUGAAACUUAUUGAAGGUCUUAUUGUCAAAGCUGGCAGUCCUAUUAGCCUUCCAGCCAAGAUGACAGGCAUCCCCACUCCCACUGCCAAAUGGAUGACAGAUGACAAGGAGAUCAUUUCUGAAGGCCGCUAUAAGAUUGAGUCUGCUGGAUCCUCUACUAUCCUGAGUAUCCCUGAGUCCCAGAGAGGAGACACUGGAGAGUACAUCCUCACUGUGGCCAAUCCUGCAGGCAGUAAGACUGUUGCCCUGCAUGUUACUGUGCUGGAUCUUCCAGGUCCACCCAUUGGACCUAUAAACAUCUUGGAAGUCACCCCAGAUCAUAUGAUGAUCCAAUGGAGGGCACCCAAGGAUGACGGUGGAACGCCUAUUACCAACUAUGUGGUGGAAAAGAAGGAUGUGAAGAAGCCAUGGGAGCCCUGGUCUGUUGUUAGCUCCAGUGGCACAAGCACCAAGGCCAAGGUAUCGCGGCUGGAAAAGGGCCGUGAAUACAUUGUCCGUGUCCGUGCAGAGAAUAAGAUUGGCAUUGGUGCCGGGCUUGAGAGUCCUCCCACUAUUGCCAAGCACAUGUUUAACCCUCCUGGUCCACCAGGCUUGCCAGAGUGCUCUGAUAUCACAGAGAAUGCUGUGACAGUAGAAUGGACUCUUCCUGACUAUGAUGGAGGCAGCCCCAUUAGUGGCUAUGUGAUUGAACGCAGAGAAAUGACAGGAAAGUGGAUCCGUGUCAACAAAACACCUGUGCUGGACCUCAGAUACAGAGUCUCAGGUCUGUUUGAAGGCAACAGCUAUGAGUUCAGAGUGUUUUCUGAGAACAUUGCUGGUAUCAGUGAGCCUUCUCCCACCUCUGAUCCCAUCAAGGCUACUCGCGCAAUAACCAAACCAGGACCACCUGGAAAUCCUAAACUGAAGGACUGGAGCAAGUCUUAUGCUGACAUCUGCUGGACCAAGCCUACAAGAGAUGGAGGAAGUCCUAUCCUGGGUUAUGUGGUUGAGAUUCAGAAGUCAGGAACUGCCCAGUGGGAUAGAAUCAACAAAGAUCUCAUCAAGAUGUGUGCCCACAGAGUACCCGGUCUUAUUGAAGGAAUGGAGUAUAGAUUCCGCAUUAGGGCUACCAACAAGGUUGGAGACAGUGAACCUAGGGAGUUGAGUGAAACUGUCUUAGCAAAGGACAUCCUUGUGCCCCCUGAGCUUACUGUUGAUGUGUCAUGCCGGGACUCUUUGACAGUCAGAGCAGGUCAGAUCAUAAGUUUGAUCACAAGGGUAAAGGGCAGACCAGAUCCAGAGAUUACAUGGACCAAGGAUGCCAGAGCCUUGUCCCGGGACAAGCGCACAGAGAUGAACAAUAACUAUCCUCUGUGUGAGUUUGUAAUCAAUGAUGCAGUCAGGUCAGACUACGGUAAAUAUGCAAUUGUCGCCAAGAACAGUAGUGGACAGGCACAGGCCACAAUUAUUGUUAAUGUCCUGGACACACCAGGAGCUUGCCAGAACCUAAAAGUAGCCUAUGCGACCAAGAACUCCUGCAUGGUGUCCUGGGAGAACCCAGAGGACAAUGGAGGCACUGAAAUUACUCAAUACAUUAUUGAGUGUCGUCAGCCAAGCCAGAGGGGGUGGACGGUGGUGUCCAAUGACUGCACCAAGCGCCUCAUAAAGGCCCCUCUUACUGAAGGCUGUGAGUACUUUUUCCGUGUUAGUGCAGAGAAUAAGAUUGGCGCUGGUCCAACCAUUGAGAGCAAGACACCUGUGCUUGCUGUUGAUCCGAUUGAGAAGCCUGGUGAACCAAUUGACUUCCAAAUCUCUGAGAUUGGCAAGACUUUCUGCUUCCUUAAAUGGAAGAAACCAGACUAUGAUGGAGGUAGCCGUAACUUGGCUUAUCAUGUUGAGAAGAAGCCUAAGGAGGCUGAAGAAUGGGAGAGGCUUCACAAGGGUGCCAUAAAGGAGACCUACUUCAUGGCUGACCGGUGUAUUGAAAACCAGAUCUACCAGUUUAGAGUUCAGACUAAGAAUGAGGGAGGUGAAAGCAACUGGGUGACCACAGCUGAAGUUCUUGUGAAGGAACAGAUUGUGGAGCCUGAAAUCAAGAUUAAACUAGAUGGAAUACUUGUGGUCAAGGCAGGGGACUCUAUUCCUAUUGAGGCAACAGUGAAGGGCAAACCACAGCCCGAUAUCAGGUGGACUAAAGAUGAAAGCACAGAGGAGAUAAAGAAGAGCCCCAGGCUUCAGUUCGAAAGUGGUGCUGACUUCUCAAAGUUGCUAGUUACUGGUGCCAGGCGGACUGACAGUGGCAAAUAUGUUGUUACUGCCUCAAAUAGUUCAGGAACCUGCUCGGCUCAUGCCAAGGUCAAUGUACUGGAUAGACCCGGCCCCAUCAGGGAUCUUAAGGUGUCUGGUGUCACCAUCGACAGGUGUAAUCUCGACUGGGAGAUCCCAGAGGAUGAUGGCGGCUGCGAUAUUUACAACUACAUUAUUGAGAAAUGUGAGACCAAAAGAGGAGUCUGGUCAGUUCACACCAAUGCUAUCAUCACCAAUAAAGCUAAAGUCACCCGUCUUAUUGAGGGUAAUGAGUACAUCUUCAGGGUUCGUGCUGAGAACAAGAUGGGUCCUGGCCCUGCAGUGCAGAGUGAAGCCAUUGUCGCCGGCACCCAAUUCAGUGUUCCUGAUGCUCCAGAGGCACCUGAAGUCACCAAGAUUGCAAAGGAGGAGAUGACUGUGCAGUGGUCAGAGCCAGAGAAAGAUGGUGGAAAGCCAAUCACUGGUUAUCUGUUGGAGAAGAGGGAGGAGCAUGCAGUUAGGUGGUCUCCUAUCAACAAGGAUCCAAUUCCAUCAACUCGUUUUACAGUGACUGGACUCCUGCCCCUCCAUGACUACCAGUACAGAGUAAAGGCUGUCAAUGAAAUUGGCAUCGGCAGCCCAAGCAAGCCUUCACGUACCAUCACUGCCAAAGAUACAGUUGAGCCUCCUGCACCUCCCACCAACUUGAAGGUCCUUGACAGUACCAAAUCAACCAUCACCCUGGGUUGGACCAAGCCCAUUUCAGAUGGUGGAGCACCCCUUAUUGGCUAUGUUGUGGAAACGAGAGCGCAGGGAAGUGCAAAGAAAGGAGAUGAUGGUUGGAAGAGGUGCAACUCGGCAGCACAGCUGAUUGUGUGCGAGUUCACAGUCACAAGUCUGGAUGAGAACCUUACGUAUGAAUUUAGAGUUUCAGCUCAGAACCAGGUGGGCAUGAGCCUGCCUUGUGACCUUGAGGGUGCUGUGAUACCAAAGGAGAUUCUAGAGGCUCCAGAGGUCGAUUUGGAUGCCAACCUGAAGCAGGGACUGACAGUUAGAGCUGGCUGUCCUAUUAGACUAUGUGCCACUAUCAGAGGUCGACCAGCUCCAAAAGUCACUUGGAGGAGGAUGGGUAUUGAUAAUGUGGUUAGGAAGGGAAAAGUUGACAUUAUUGACACCAUGACCUUCUUGGUCAUCCCUGACAGCACUCGCUAUGAUUCUGGAAAAUACUGCCUGACUCUGCGGAGUACUGCAGGAGAGAAAGCUGUGUUUGUCAAUGUUAAAGUCCUUGACACUCCUGGACCUGUGACAAAUCUGGAAGCUACUGACAUCAAACAGACAUCAGCCAUGCUCUCCUGGGGUCCCCCAGAGACUGACGGUGGCAGUGAGGUUACCCACUACAUUGUCGAGAAACGUGAAAUCGACCGCAAGACUUGGGCAACUGUCAAAGGCGAAGUUGAGAAGGAUAAGAUUCCCUUCAAAGUCAGUGGCCUGACACCAGGCACUGAGUACUACUUCAGAGUCAUGGCUGUCAAUGAGUAUGGUCCUGGAGUUCCAAAGGUGUCACCUACUUCCUACCUGGCUUCUGAUCCUGUCAGCAAGCCUGAUCCAUGUGAAAAGAUUGAAGUUCUGGAGAUAACCAAGAACAGUGCCACCAUUGGCUGGGUUAGACCUGCAAGGGAUGGUGGUGCCAAGAUUGAUGGCUACGUUAUAGAAUACAUAGAGGAGGAAGAGGAGGCAGAACCUGAAAAGGAAGUAUGGAAUGCCUACACUACAGUGAAAGGUUUGACAAUCAGCAUAAGCGGCCUGAAGGAGGGAAAGAGGUACAAGUUCAAAGUGGCUGCCAAGAACAUUAUGGGCAUGAGCUCGUUUACCGAGACCAGGCAGCCAGUGGAGAUCAAGGAACAGAUGUUGGAACCAAAGAUUGUCAUGACAGACACAGCAAGCGCCAGAGCUGGAGCUAAGCUGAGAGUGGAGGCACUGGUUUCCGGAAAACCUGCCCCAACCUGCAAGUGGAUGCGUGGUGAGGAUGCAGUCGUCCCCUCAAGCCGUCUGGCCGUGCACCAGUCAGGAAACCUUUGUGUCUUGAUCAUCAAAGACGUGUCAAGGACUGACAGCGGAGAGUACAGUCUUGUGGCUGAGAACACCUCCGCAAAGGUGACCCAGUCCCUGAAGAUUGUUAUCAGAGACAUCCCUGGUCCUCCUGAGGGCCCUGUGGAAAUCAGCGACAUCGAUUCUGAUGCCUGCUCGCUGUCCUGGAACAAACCACUGGAAGACGGUGGCAGCAAUAUCACCAACUAUGUGGUGGAAAAAUGUGACGUGACUAGAGGUGACUGGGUAACAGCUGUCUCUUCUGGCCUGAAGACCAGUUGCAGGCUUGGAAAGCUCGUCCCUGGAAAAGAAUAUGCGUUCCGUAUACGUGCUGAGAACCGUUAUGGUGUGUCAGACCCCAUUCAGUCUGACAGGAUGGUUGCCAAGUUCCCCUUCGAUGUUCCUAGUGAACCCCUAAACUGCCGCAUCAACAAGACCAACAAGGACUGUAUGUUUGUGGCCUGGGAUAAGCCAGAGAAUGACGGUGGCAGUCCUAUCACAGGUUACUACAUAGAACGCAAGGAGAGGAACAGCCUGCUGUGGGUGAAAGCCAAUGACACCGUUGUACGCACCACUGAGUACCCAUGUGCUGGCCUCAUUGAAGGCCUUGAAUACACAUUCAGAGUGUCUGCCAUCAACCGUGCUGGCCAGGGCAAACCAAGCAAGAAGACUGACUUUGUCACUGCUAGAACCCCUAUUGACACUCCAGGUAAACCUGAGGUCCUAGAUGUAACCAAGAACUCUGUCACUCUGGUUUGGACUCGUCCCAAGAAUGAUGGUGGCAGUAAGAUCAUUGGCUACUAUGUUGAGGCCAUGCGGGUGCCAGGAGACAUCUGGAUACGUUGCAACACCAGCAGCCAGAAUGUCCCAAGGGAGGAGUAUACAGUGACUGGCCUGGAGAGGGACCUUCAGUACCAGUUCAGAGUUAUAGCCAAAACUGCUGUCAACAUAAGCAAACCCUCUGAGCCCACAGAUCCUGUCCUUGUUUGUGCUGAGAAUGUUCCUCCAAGGGUCGAACUUAAUGCCAGGAUGCAGAAAGGUCUUAAGGUAAAGGCCGGAACCACAAUUCUUCUGGAGGCUGAGGUGUUUGGUAAGCCUAUGCCCAGAGUUACCUGGAAGAGAGGAGAUGAUAGCCUGAAGUCAGGUGAAGGCCAGGUCAUCACCCAGCAGAGGCAUCACUUCCAGCUAGAGAUGACAGAAGUCAGCAAAGACCACACAGGAACCUACACCAUCCAGGCCGAUAACGCCAGUGGUUCGAAGGCUGCGGAAAUCCAGGUCAAUGUCCUGGAUGUGCCUGGUCCCCCUGCAAGUGCCAAGUGUGUAGAGGUGUUCGCCACCAGUAUAAAGCUGUCUUGGGAGCCUCCUCUGAAGGAUGGAGGUGCUGCCAUCAGCAACUACAUCAUAGACAAGCGUGAGACCAGCAGAGCCAACUGGGCCCAGGUCAUUGCAAAACAUAAGGGGGAAAUCCUUGAGCUGAAUGUGGAGAAGCUGAUUGAAGGUCGUGAAUACCAGUUCAGAAUCCGUGCUGAGAACAUGUGGGGAGUUGGAGACCCCUUUAUCACCAACCCUGCAAUUGCAAAGAACCCAUUUACUGUACCUGGCUCUUGCGAGGCCCCAGUGAUCACAAAUGUGACCAAGGAUCGUAUGACUGUGAGCUGGAAAGAGCCUGCUGAUGAUGGAAAAUCCACUAUCUUGGGUUACAUGCUUGAAAAGAAAGAGAGCAAGGAGAUUAACUGGACCAAGCUGAACAGGAAGCCCAUGACAGAGAGGAGCCUAGAUGUUACAGGUCUCACAGAGGGAGCAGAGUAUGAGUUCAGAGUCACUGCUGUCAAUGUGGCAGGGCUUGGCAAACCCAGCGAGCCCUCUGCUGGAACCACUGCACAGAAUCCCAUCACUCCUCCUGGCCCAGUUGUGAACCCAAGUGUAGCGGACACAACUCGCAGUACCAUUAGCCUCACCUGGACCACCCCAGCCAAUAAUGGAGGAAGUCCCAUCAUUGGAUACUUGGUGGAGUGCAAGAGGGCAGACACCACAGACUGGAUCAGAUGCAAUGUCCCAAGGAACCUGCAGGAAACCAACUAUGUUAUCCAGAAUCUUAUUGACAAAGCUGAGUACCAGUGCCGCAUCACUGCUGUCAACAAAGUUGGAUUCGGUGAGCCAGUUGAAGUACCUGGCAAGCAUGUUGCCAAAGACAUCAUUGUUCCACCGGAGGCAGAGCUGAGUGCAGAAAUGAAGGAGGGCCUGGAGCUGAAUGCUGGUGCCAUUAUGAGGUUGCAAGCAAUCAUCAAGGGCCAUCCUGUUCCCAAGGUCACCUGGGCAAAGAUGAACACUAAUAUCAAGAACCGCCAGGGCAUUAUCAUAAAAUCAACUAACACUGACACCUUGGUGAUGGUGGAAAAUGUAAACAGAUAUGAUGCUGGCAAAUAUAUUCUGAGCCUGGAUAGCUUGGCUGGCAUGAAGAUGUACACCAUUGUUGUCAAGAUCUUUGAUACUCCUGGACCUCCAGUCAACUUAAUUGUGAAGGAGUCAAGUAAGGACAGUGCAUCCAUCUAUUGGGAUGCUCCUCUGAUCAAUGGUGGCCAUGAAGUCACCCACUACAUAGUGGAGAAGCGUGACACAGAGAGGAAGGCCUGGUCCAUUGUCUCAAACAACUGCGACAAGACAUCAUUCAAAGUGCCAGACCUGGAUGCUGGACGGUCUUACUGCUUCAGAGUGUCUGCAGUUAAUAAGCUUGGUGCCGGAGAGUGUUGUGAGACCGCCGAUGCAGUAAAGGCAUCUGAGGAGCCUGGUCCGGUCAUGGACUUCAAGACCCUGUUGGUUACCAAGGACUCUUGCACUUUAAGCUGGAAGAAACCCCUCACAGAUGGUGGCAGCCGCAUUAUCUGCUAUGUUCUUGAGGUUCUCAAUGGGGACGACAAAUACAAGGAGCUAAUGAGGUCCAAAAACAUGCAGUAUAGUGCCAAGGACCUGGUGGAGGACAGAGAGUAUAACUACAGAGUUAAGGCUGUGAAUGACUCAGGAGAGAGCUCUGCCAAAGAACUGAAAGUGGUUGCCAAAGACCAGAUCAUUCUUCCCAGCUGUGACUUAAGGGACUUGCCUAACAUGUGCUACAUUGCCAAGGAGGGCAGCACCGUUCGUCUGAAGAUCCCAAUCAUCGGAAAACCUACCCCCAAGGUCUCGUGGAAGAAGGGAGAUGAUGAAGACCUGACAGACACAGGCAGAGUGUGCGCAGAGUCCUCUUCAGUUAACACAACCCUCCUGAUUAGGGACUGCCAAAGGAGUGAUGCUUCAAAGUACACCAUCACUCUAAGAAACAGUGCUGGAAGCAAGGAGUCCACCAUUUUUAUCAGGGUGGUGGGAAAACCUGGUAUCCCUAUCGGACCAGUGAAGUUUAAAGAUGUGACUGCAGAUGGUGCUACACUGAAGUGGGGUGCUCCCAAGGAUGAUGGUGGUUCAGAGAUCACAAACUACAUCCUGGAAAAGAGGGACUCCGUCACCAACAUGUGGGUUAAUAUAUCCUCCACUGUGGAGACCAACACCAUGAGGGUGACCGGCCUCCAUGAGGGCACAGAGUACAUUUUCAGAGUCUGUGCUGAAAACAAGUACGGAGUUGGAGAAGGACUCAAGUCUGAACCAGUUGUAGCUAAACAUCCAUUCAAUGUUCCGGAUGCUCCUCUUCCACCUCAAAUCAUGAGUAUGCGCCAUGACUCCGCUUACCUGACCUGGUUUGAUCCUAGGAAAACUGGUGGAUCACCGAUAACAGGCUACCAUGUUGAGUUCAAGGAAAGAAACAGUAUGUUGUGGAAAAGGGCAAGCCCGACAGCCUUGAGGAUGAAGGAACACAAGGUAACAGGGCUGACUGAAGGACUGGAGUACGAGUUCAGAGUCAUGGCUAACAACCUGGCUGGUAUCGGAAGACCAAGUGCUCCCACCGAUCCACAGGUGGCCUUAGAUCCCAUUGAUGCCCCUGGUAAACCUGAUGUGAUCAGCAUCACCAUAAGUACUGUGACCAUGCAGUGGACAGAGCCCCAAUUUGAUGGUGGGCACAGACUGACUGGCUACAUCGUUGAGAGGCGUGACUUGCCAUCCAAGAUAUGGGUGAAGGCCAACAAUGUGAAUGUUGUGGAGCCUGCAUUCACUGUGACAGAUCUACAGGAGGGAUGCAAAUAUGAGUUCAGAAUCAGAGCAAAGAAUGCUGCCGGCGCUCUCAGUCCACCCUCUGAGCAGACAGAUACCAUUAUCUGCAGAGAUGAAUAUGCGGCACCAACCAUUAUAAUAGAUGCGCAGGUGAAGGAGGGUCUGACUGUCAGAGCUGGGGAUACUAUUGUCAUUACUGCCACAAGUAUUUUAGGCAAGCCUGCACCAACCUCUUGCUGGUCAAAGGGAGGAAAAUAUUUCAAACCUUCUGAUCUUGUUCAUAUUGAGACCACUGCAACUUCCUCCACGCUCUCUAUCAAGUAUGCUGGCAGGAAGGACUCUGGAGAGUAUAUUAUCACUGCUAGCAACCCCUUCGGUGUAAAUGAAGAAACAGUCAAGGUCACAGUCCUGGAUGUUCCUGGAGCUCCUGGACCCAUUGAAAGUAGUGGUGUUUCCUCUGAAAAAGUUACUCUUACCUGGACAGCUCCUACUGAGGAUGGAGGCUCUCCUAUUAAGUAUUACACUCUAGAAAAGAGAGAGACCAGUCGCCUGCUUUGGACAAUCCUGGAGAAGAAGGUCAUUGACUCUCACUAUGUUGCCAACAAGCUCAUCCAGGGCAAUGAGUAUUUCUUCAGAGUCUCUGCUGUUAACCAGUAUGGUGGCAGUGAGCCAUCUCACUCUGAAGCAGUCAAGUUGGUUGAUAGAUUUGGUCCACCUGGUCCACCAUCUAAACCAGAAGUAGAGAAAGUUGAUGGACACUCAGCAACUGUCACUUGGAGAAGACCUGUCGAGGAUGGGGGAAGUGACAUCAUAGGUUACUGUGUUGAGAAAAAGGAGAAAAAGGCUAUGAGAUGGCUUAGGGCAUCAAAGAAAUCCAUCGCUGAGCUCAGCUAUGAAGUCACAGGUCUCACUGAGGGCAUGGAAUAUGAGUUCCGUGUUCUUGCAGAGAACAAAGCUGGCUUUGGAGAGCCAAGUGAACCAUCUAUGCCUGUCAGAACAGUAGUUGUUGCCUAUGUACCUGGGCCUCCAGUCAAUCCAAGAGCCACAGACACAACCAAAACCACUGCCACUCUGAACUGGGGAAAGCCUCUUGACAAUGGUGGGCUUGAAGUCACUGGGUAUGUGAUUGAGCACAAGAAAGAAGGAACAGAAGAAUGGGUGAAGGACACUCCUUCAUCACCACUAAGAAUCACAGAGUUUGUAGUUCCCAAUCUAGAAAAUGGGGCAAAAUACUACUUCAGAAUUAGUGCUGUGAAUGCUAAGGGGGCAGGUGAACCUGCUGAAACUCAGGAGCUGGUUGAGAUUGUUGAGCGUGCAGCAGAACCUGAUUUGGAGCUAGAUAUUGAGCUGAGAAGAACCCUUGUUGUAAGGGCUGGCUGCUCCAUUCGCCUCUUUGUCCCUAUCAAGGGACGUCCUGCACCAACAGUCAGCUGGACCAAAGAAGGUGGCCCUGUCCCACGUGCUGUCAUUGACAGUACUGAGUCUUUUACAAUGCUGAUUAUCCCAGAGAGUUCAAGAAUUGAUGCAGGCAAAUAUGAGCUUACCCUUGAAAACACUGCUGGAAAGAAGAGUGCUGAUAUACAUGUGAGAGUUCUAGAUUCACCUGGACCUCCACUUAACCUUAAACCAGUCAAGAUUGACAAGGAUAGCAUCAUUCUUCAGUGGGAGAUGCCGCUCAUUGAUGGUGGAGCCAAGAUCACAAACUAUAUCAUUCAGAAGAGAGAAUCAACACGCAAAGCUUUUGUCACUGCCAUUACAAAUUGCCCCACCACUUCAGUCAGGAUUGCAGAGCUUGGUGAAGGCUGUGAAUACUACUUCAGAGUGUCUGCUGAGAAUGAGUAUGGCAUUGGUGAGGCGGUUGAAACUGCUGACCCCAUUCGUGCAUCCCAGGCCCCAACUCCUCCAGAGAGUAUAAUUCCCACUGAUAUCACAAAGAAUUCUGUGAGCUUGGCUUGGACUAAACCCAAGCAUGAUGGUGGAAGCAGGAUUACUGGAUAUGUCCUUGAAGCACAGAAGAAAGGAACUGAUCAGUGGGCACACGUAACAACAGUUAAGACCAUGGAUUUCACAGUGAAGAAUCUGAAUGAGAAUGAGGAGUACAUUUUCCGUGUAAUGGCUGUAAAUCACUCCGGUAGAAGUGCCCCACGUGACAGCAAACUAAUCGCUGUCAAGGACUGUACUUCCCUGCCUGAGUUUGAUCUUCGUGGUGUGUGUCAGAAAACUGUUAUUGCCAAGGCUGGAGAUGACAUCAAGGUUGAAAUUCCAGUUAUGGGACGUCCUAGACCAUCUGUCUCCUGGCAGAAGGACGGCGCAGCCUUAAAACUCACUCAGAGAACCAAUGUGGAAACUACUGCUGCUACUGUUACGCUCAGCAUAAAUGAAUGCACCAGAGCAGAUGGUGGUGUUUACACCAUGACAGGGAAGAACAUUGUUGGUUCAGUGUCUGACAACAUCAUUGUCAAAGUACAUGAUGUACCUGGGCCACCAAAAGGACCAGUUAAGAUUGUGGAGAUAUCUCGAACAUAUUGCAUCUUUGCAUGGGACACUCCCGAUAAUGAUGGAGGAGUUCCAAUAAACAAUUAUGUGGUUGAAAUCAGAGACACAACUUCCCAAACAUGGAUAGAGCUGUCUUCAACCGUCAUUCGUACCAUGUUCAAAGCUAUCCGUUUAACCACAGGAUCAGAAUACCAGUUCAGAGUAAAGGCUAAGAACAGAUAUGGCGUUGGACCAGCCAUAACCUCAGAGGCAGUGGUGGCUGCCUAUCCAUUUAAGGUCCCUGGGCCUCCUGGUACCCCUGGUGUUGUUGCCUUUACCAAGGAUUCAAUAACAGUUGGCUGGAAUGAACCUGUCGCUGAUGGUGGAAAUGAAGUCAUUGGUUAUCAUGUUGAAAGGAAAGAAAGAAGCAGCAUCAUGUGGAAUAAAAUCAGCAAGGGUCUUGUGAAAGGAAACCUCUUUAAAUCCACAGGUCUUGAAGAUGGAGUGGCCUAUGAGUUCCGUGUCAUGGCUGAAAACAUGGCUGGAGUUGGCAAGCCCAGCAAGUCCUCAGAAGCAAUACUGGCCUUGGACCCUGUUGACCCACCAGGUCAACCAGUGCCAAUAUUUGUCAACAAGAAUGUAAUUACUAUUCAGUGGACAAAGCCCGAGUAUGAUGGUGGCUUCAAAAUCACUGGCUACACAGUGGAGAAGAAAGAAUUACCUACUGGGCGCUGGAUGAGAGCCAACUUCACCAACAUCAUUGACACAACAUUCACUGUAAGUGGACUGACUCAAGAUGCUGCUUAUGAGUUCCGUGUCAUAGCCAGGAACUCAGCAGGUGCAGUUAGUGUGCCCUCAGAUCCCUCAGACCCAAUUACCUGCAAAGAUGACAUUAUUGAGCCACGCAUAAUGGUAGAUGCAAUCUUCAAGGAUGUUGUUUUACUGAAGGCAGGAGAGUCAUUUAAACUUGAUGCUGACAUUGCUGGACAACCAACUCCAUCUAUGGUUUGGACCAAGAAUGGAAAGGAAAUUGAGAACACACUGAAACUGGAAGUUAGGUUCACAGAACUGACAACCAUCCUGACCAACAAGGACUCUGUCAGAUCAGAUGGAGGAGAAUUUGUUUUGACUGCCACUAAUGUUGGUGGAUUUGCUAAGCACAUCUUCAAUGUUAAAGUGCUAGACAGGCCUGGACCACCAGUUGGCCCUCUUCAGGUUUCUCAUGUUACAGCUGAUAAUUGCAUGCUAACCUGGGCUCCACCUGCAGAUGAUGGAGGUGCCAAGAUUGAAGGAUAUGUAAUUGAAAAGCGGGAGUCAAGCAGAUUGGUUUGGACAAAUGUGGUUUCAGACCUGCAGGUUACACAGCAUAAGGUGACCCAGCUGCUUAAGGGAAACGAAUACAUUUUCAGAGUUAUGGCAGUAAACAAGUAUGGAAUUGGUGAAUCUCUUGAUUCAGACCCAACUAUUGCAGACAACCCAUACACAGUCCCAGAUCCACCUGAGAAUCCUGAGGUGACAGCUAUCACUAAAGACUCAAUGGUUGUUAUGUGGCAAGCACCUAAGAGUGAUGGUGGAACACCCAUCAUCAACUACAAUAUUCAAAGAAAAGACCGAAUUGGCCUCAGCUGGGUAAAAUGCAACAAAAGGAAAGUCAAAGAUCUACAAUUCAAGGCAACAGGUCUUGUUGUUUCACAUGAAUAUAAAUUCAGAAUAAUUGCAGAGAAUGCUGCCGGAGUGAGUGCACACAGUGCCUCGAGUUCAUUCUACAAGGCCAGCGAUGCAUUAUACAAGCCUGGGGUUCCAUGCAACCCCCGCAUCUUGGACACAACCAAAUCCUCGAUUACUGUUGCCUGGAACAAACCUGUAUAUGACGGUGGCUCUGACAUCACAGGCUACAUUGUGGAGACCUGUACUCCAUCUGAAAAGGAGGAAGAGGAGGAAUGGACCAUAGCAACACCCAAAGAAGGCCUCCUUGCCACGUCAUUCACUAUUAUUAAUCUGAAGGAAAAUCAGGAGUACAAGAUUAACAUCUCUGCUGUCAACAGUGAAGGAGUUGGAGAUGUAGCAUCUGUACCUGGUAAUCCUAAAGCAGAGGACAGGCUUCUCCCCCCAGAGAUUGAUUUGGACGCUGAGCUCCGCAAGUUAAUCAAUCUUAGAGCAUGCUGCUCUCUAAGACUGUUUGUGCCUAUCAGAGGCAGACCGGCUCCUCAGGCUAAAUGGACCAAAGGAGAAGGGCAGUCUAUUGAAAGGGCAACCAUUGACAGCACAACUUCUUACACAUCACUUGUAAUUGAGAAUGUAAACAGAUUUGACAGUGGAAAGUAUAAUCUUACAGUGGAAAAUAGCUCCGGCUCCAAGACAGUUACAGUCCAAGUCAGGGUGCUUGAUACACCAAGUGCCCCACAAAAUCUGAAGAUAACUGCUGUAACUAAUGAAGCUGUGACACUGACUUGGGAUCCACCAGUGAAUGAUGGAGGAGUAAAGAUUAAAAACUUUUUAGUUGAAAAACGUGAGUCUACAAGAAAAGCUUAUGCCACAGUCAGUGCUAUGUGCCAUCAUACCACCUUCACAGUUGACCAGCUCCUGGAAGGAUGCAAUUAUUACUUCAGAGUUCUAGCUGAGAAUGAAUAUGGCAUUGGAUUGCCCAUUGAAACUGGUGAGUCAGUUAAAGUGUCAGAGAAACCACAGCCACCUGGCAAAAUCACUCUCAAGGACGUUACCAAAAACAGUGUCACUCUCUGCUGGGAGAAGCCAGUGCAUGAUGGUGGCAGCAGAGUAGGCUGUUAUGUUGUUGAGAUCCAGCCAAAGGGAGUUGAUAAGUGGACCCAAGCAGUGAUUGUAAAAGAAACAGAAGCUACUAUAAGUGGACUCAAUGCAGGGGAAGAAUACAUGUUCCGUGUAGCAGCAAGAAAUGAAAAGGGAACAAGUGACCCACGUCAAAUUGGUGUGCCAGUGAUUGUAAAAGAUCUUGUGAUUGCACCUGUUGCAAAAAUGUUGUUUAACACAUUCAGUGUGUUGGCAGGAGAAGAUCUGACAGUGGACGUUCCAUAUGUGGCACGCCCAAAAGCAGCUGUCUCCUGGAUAAAAGAUGGCCAGCCUCUGAAGAGAACUACCAGAGUAAACUUUAGUGCAACUGACACAAUGCUGAACCUCAAAAUAAAAGAGGCCACUAAAGAUGAUGUUGGAAAGUACCAUAUUACUCUUACCAACACAGCAGGAGAGACAACAGCAGACAUUGGCAUUGUUGUUCUUGACAAACCUGGUCAGCCAGGUGGCCCAAUUAAAGUUGAAGAGGUCACUUCUGACAGUGUCACUAUCUCCUGGAACCCACCAGAAUAUGAUGGUGGUUGUACCAUUAAAAAUUACAUUGUGGAAAAGAGAGACACAUCCACAACUACUUGGAUGAUUGUGUCUGCCAACCUUGCUAGGACCAAAAUCAAGGCAGGCAGAUUGAAGACUGGCUCUGAGUAUCAGUUUAGAAUCACUGCAGAAAACAGAUAUGGAAAAGGUCCAGCUCUUCUUUCAGAGUGUAUUACAGCUCAAUACCCUUACAAGCUGCCAGGACCCCCGGGUACACCCUCCAUUGCAGCCUGUGCCAAGGACAGCAUGGUGAUUGUUUGGAAUGAACCUGUGAUUGAUGGUGGAAGCACAAUUUGUGGCUAUCAUCUUGAACGCAAGGAGAGAAACAGUAUAAUGUGGGUUAAACUUAACAAAUCUCUAAUUACUGAACAAACCUUCAAGACCACUGGUCUUGAGCCAGGAAUGGAGUAUGAAUACAGAGUUUAUGCUGAAAACAUUGUUGGAGUAGGCAAAGUGAGCAAAGUGUCAGAGGGAACUAUUGCGAGAGAUCCUUGUGAUCCUCCCGGCACCCCGGAAGCAACUAAGAUCGCUAAAGAUUCUGUGACCAUUGUUUGGACCAAGCCUGAGUAUGAUGGUGGUGCAAAGGUAACAGGCUAUAUUGUGGAAAAGAAAGAGCUUCCUGAAGGUCGUUGGCUAAAGGCUAACUUUACUAACGUCAUUGAGACAGAAUAUGUUGCAACAGGACUUGUACAGGACAAUCAAUAUGAGUUCCGUGUAAUCGCCAGAAAUGCUGCUGGUGUUUUCAGUAUCCCCUCUUACAGCACAGGUCCUAUCACUGCCAGGGAUGAGAUUGAACCACCACGUCUCAGCAUUGACCCAGAAUACACACAAAACAUUGUAGUUAAUGCUGGAGACAACUUCAAGAUUGAUGCAGAUGUCCAUGGCAAACCAUUGCCCUCUAUCCACUGGAUGAAGGGAGAGCAGGAACUAGGCAACACUAUUCAUAGAGAGAUUAAGAAUACACCCACCAGAGCUUAUAUAUCUGUCAAGGAAGCUAAACUGUCUGAUGGAGGCCAAUACACCCUGCUAUUAAAAAAUCCAGGAGGAGAAAAGGCUGUACAAGUCAACGUGGUUGUUCUAGAUAAACCUGGAGAACCACAGGGACCUCUUGAUGUGACAGGAAUAAAUUUAGACCGUUGCUGUCUUGCGUGGAAACCACCACUUCAAGAUGGUGGCAGCAAGAUAUCUCACUACAUUGUGGAGAGGAGAGAGACAAGCAGACUAGUCUGGACUGUUGUUGAUUCGAAAGUGAAAAAUAUUUGCUUAAAGGUCACAAAGCUCCUGGAAGGAAAUGAGUACAUCUUUAGAGUGCGAGCUGUCAACCACUUUGGAGUGGGCGCACCCCUUGAGUCUACUGCAGUCACAAUCAAAGAUCCAUAUAUGCCUCCUGGCACACCGAAAAGUUUGGAAGUUUCAGAAAUUAAAAAGGAUUCAAUGAUGCUUACCUGGGAUGCUCCCUCAGAAGAUGGAGGCAGUCUUAUAACUGGAUACAUAAUUGAGAAACAUGACAAAGAAGGUGUAAGAUGGACCAGGUGCAACAGGAAAACAGUCACUGACUUGUCUUUUAAGGUGACCGGACUCCUGGAAAACCAUAGUUAUGAGUUCAGAGUUGCAGCUGAAAAUGCUGUCGGUGUUGGUGAGCCAAGCUCCCCAACUGUAUUCUUUAAAGCUCUUGAUCCCAUCUUCAGUCCUGGCCCACCACAUAAUCCACGGGUUACUGAUACAACAAAAACAUCAGUGUAUCUAUCAUGGGGCAGGCCUGUCUGUGAUGGAGGCUGUGAGAUUCAAGGAUAUAUUGUUGAGUGUUGCAUUACUACUGAGGCAGAGUGGAUGAUGUGCACACCACCAACAGGUGUUAAGAAGACCAAGUUUGAGGUUGCAAACCUGAAGGAAAACCAGGCAUACAAGUUCAGAAUAUUUGCUAUCAACAAAGUUGGAGUUGGUGAGCAUGCUGAUGUCUCUGGAGCUGUUAUCGUACAAGACAGGGCAGAAGAGCCAGACCUUGACAUUGACCCAGAACUGAGGAAAAUUGUGACCAUUAAAUCUGGUGCUUCUCUUAGACUUUUCAUUCCAAUCAAAGGAAGGCCCAUUCCUACUGUCAAAUGGGACAAAGAUGAAGCUGCACUAAAAGAGACUGCUCAGGUUGAGUCGACCAGCAGUUACACAUCCCUUGUAAUUGACAAAGUGAGCAGGAAUGACAGUGGAAAAUAUAAUCUCACUAUAGAGAACUCCAGUGGAACCAAAUCUGCAUUUGUUGUUGUCCGUGUCCUCGACACACCUAGUGCCCCUGUUAACCUGAAAGUAAAAGAAAUUACUAACCAGUCCGUGACUCUGGCAUGGGAACCAUCUCUUUUGGAUGGUGGGUCCAAGAUCAAGAACUACAUUGUUGAAAAGCGAGAGAGCACGCGCAAAACAUAUGCAGCAGUUGUCACAAAUUGUCAUGCUCUAUCAUGGAAAAUAGAGCCACUCCAGGAGGGUUGCAGUUACUACUUCCGUGUCCUUGCUGAGAAUGCUCAUGGUGUUGGCCUGCCUGUGUCAACUAUUGAUCCUCUAAAGGUCUCAGAGGUGCCCCAGUCGCCAAGGAGCUUGAUUGUUAAAGACCAAACCAAAACAAGUAUCUCAUUGGCUUGGGAGAGGCCAGAGUAUGAUGGUGGUAGCAGAGUAAUGCAGUACCUGCUCGAGGUGCAGCUUAAGGGUACUGAAAAGUGGUCUGGUGUGAACACAUUUAAGACAAUGGAGGCCACUGUUUCCAAUCUGAACCCAGGAGAGGAGUAUCUGUUUAGAGUUACUGCAAUCAAUGAUAAGGGCAAGAGUGACCCCAAAGUCCUUGCUGGUCCAGUCAUGACCAAGGACUUAGUCUUUGAGCCGGAAGUUCGACCAGGUUUUAGCAGCUACAGUGUCCAUGUGGGUAAAGACCUAAAUGUUGAUAUUCCUAUCUUUGGACGCCCUAAACCGACUGUCACAUGGUCUAAAGAUGGUGCUUCACUUAAGUUCACGACCAGAGUCAACAUUGUCAACACACCAACACAUACAACACUGAGCAUUAAAGAGGCAGCAGGGGAUGAUGGUGGAAUGUACAGUAUAAAUGCUGCAAACUCAGCAGGAAAGAAGGACACAACUGUAGAGAUCAUUGUACUUGACAAGCCUGGCCCUCCUUCAGGGCCUGUAAGGUUCGAUGAAAUCACAACACAGAGUGUCACUAUUUCAUGGGAUCCACCAAAGCAUAAUGGGGGCUGCCAGAUUUCAAACUAUAUUGUACAAAAGAGAGAUACUACUACGUCAACAUGGGAAAAUGUAAGCAUCAACUGUGCUAGAACUACCAUUAAAGUGCCUAGACUUAAGACUGGAGCUGAGUACCAGUUCAGGAUAAUUGCCCAGAACCGUUAUGGAAAGAGUCAUGGUCUGGAUUCAUCUGUUGUAGUUGCUCAGUACCCAUACAGAGAGCCAGGCCCACCAGGCACUCCUUUCAUUUCUUCGCUCUCUAGGGACCACCAGAUAGUGGAGUGGCAUGAGCCUGUCGCAGAUGGAGGCAGCCCUGUUCUCGGCUACCAUCUUGAAAGGAAAGAGAGGAAUAGUAUUCUCUGGGUCAAGAUCAACAAGACACUUAUUCAUGGGAAUAGUUUCAAGAGUCAUCCCUUGGAGGAGGGUAUAGAGUAUGAAUAUAGGGUCUAUGCUGAAAACAUUGUUGGUAUAGGCAGGUGCAGUAAGGUCUCUGAGGGCUGCUUUGCCCGUGACCCAUGUGACUCUCCUGGUACACCAGAAGCCAUCCAUGUGACCAAAGACACCAUUGUCAUUCAAUGGACUAAACCAGAGUAUGAUGGUGGCAGUAAUAUAACUGGCUAUACUGUGGAGAAGCGUGAUCUGCCAGAGGGCAGGUGGGUAAGGGCAAACUUCACAAAUGUCAUUGAAACACAGUUCACUGUCACUGGUCUGACUGAAAAUGCCCAGUAUGACUUCAGAGUCAUUGCUAAAAAUGCUGUUGGAACUGUAAGUAAGCCAUCUUACAACAGUGGACCAAUAACUGCAAGUGAUGAGUUGGAAGCACCCAAAUUCUCCAUUGACCCUGCUUUCACAAAGACCAUUAUCAUAAAUGCCAGAGAAACAUUUAAGCUAGAUGCUGAUGUCAGAGGCAAGCCACUGCCCAUGAUCCAGUGGUUCAAAGAUGAAAAACCAAUUGAGAAUACACUCAGACUAGAGAUCAAAAACACAGAAAACCAUGCAAUGAUUGUCAUCAAGGACUGUGUAAGAAUUGAUGGUGGAACAUAUACUUUGCAGCUAACAAAUGAGGCUGGUAUUGAAUCUGUUCCAUUCAAGGUCUUGGUUCUGGACAGGCCUAGCCCAUGUGAAGGACCCCUCUGUAUUGCAGGAGUGGCUGAAGACAGAUGCACACUGGUAUGGCGUGCUCCUCUGCAUGAUGGAGGUAGUCCUAUUACUCAUUAUAUCAUUGAAAGAAGAGAGACUAGCCGUCUAGCUUGGACUGUUGUUUCCAACAGCUGUGACAACACAUGCUACAAAGUCACAAAAUUACUGGAAGGCAAUGAGUACAUGUUCCGUGUCAUGGCAGUGAACAGUUACGGUAUCAGUGAGCCACUGGAGUCUGGUGGAGUGAUUAUGAAGACUCCAUUUGUUCCCCCUGGUCAACCUCACAUUGAAGAUGUAUCCAAUAUUGCCCAUGAUGGCAUGACCAUCACUUGGUCUGGCCCUGAGAAUGAUGGCGGCUGUGAGAUUACCAAUUACAUAAUUGAGAAGAAGGAUAGAAGUGGAAUCAAAUGGACCAGAUGCAACAGGCAAAAAGUAACAGAUCUCUCCUUUAGAGCUACAAGUCUUACCAAGGACCAUGAAUAUGAGUUCAGAGUGAUUGCUGAGAAUGUAGUUGGAGCGGGGGAGCCAAGCCUUCCAAGUUCAUACUUCAAGGCCUGUGAUCCCAAGUACAAACCUGGUGCCCCAGCAUAUGUAAAUGUGAUUGACUCCACAAAGAGUUCUAUUACAGUGUCAUGGGGUAAGCCUCUGUUUGAUGGUGGCAGUGCCAUUCAAGGUUACAUUGUUGAAGUCUGCAAGGCUGAGGAGGAGGAAUGGACCAUGGCAACCCCCCCAACUGGCCUGCGUGUCAACAAAUAUGAGAUUACAAAACUUACUGAAGGUCAGGAGUACAAGAUCCAGGUUUGUGCUCUGAACAAACUGGGUGUUGGUGAACCAGCAGCUCCUUCUGGAACAGCUAAGCCAGAAGAAAGGGUGGACCCGCCACAGAUCCAGCUUGACUCUGAGCUGAGGAAGGGCAUAAUUGUUAAAGCUGGUGGAUCAGCUAGAAUCAAUAUUCCAUUCAAAGGCAGGCCAACACCUGAGAUUAAGUGGACUAAGGAUGAGGGAGACAUGACUGAAAAGGUGGUGGUUGAGAAAGCUCUCAAUUUCACACAGCUGUCUAUUGACUCGUGUGACAGGGGUGAUUCAGGGAAAUACACCCUAAGCCUUACAAACAGCAGUGGCUCUGUGUCUGAGGUUGUUGCUGUUAAAGUCCUGGAUACACCCGGGGCCCCACAGAACCUUGUGGUUAAAGAAAUCAAAAGGGACUGUGUCACUCUGGUGUGGGAUGCCCCACUAAUUGAUGGAGGUUCUAAAAUAAAGAACUAUGUCAUUGACAAACGGGAAUCAACCAGAAAGGCAUAUGCAAAUGUGUCCACUAAAUGCAGUAAAACAACAUUCAAAGUUGAGAACUUGGUUGAAGGUGCCAUGUAUUAUUUCAGAGUCAUGGCUGAGAAUGAUUAUGGAAUUGGCCAGGCUGUUGAAACAAAGACAGCUUCCAAGGCUUCUGAGGUACCAAUGCCUGUCGGGAAUGUCUACCUCACUGAUGUUACCAAGGCCAGUGUCUCAUUGGCUUGGCAGAAACCUGAGCAUGAUGGAGGCAGUAGAAUUGGUGGUUACCUAAUAGAGAUGCAGCCAAAGGGUACAGAUAAGUGGGGAGUUGCAACAAAUACAAAGACAUGUGACGGCACUGUCACAGGCCUCACAUCUGGAACAGAAUACCUAUUCCGAAUCAUUGCUUACAAUGAGAAGGGUAAGAGUGAACCAAAGGCCCUUGCUGCACCAGUUGUUGCCAGUGACAUGACAAUGGAACCAAGCAUUAAGAUGCAAUUCAAAACUUACAGUGUAUUAGCUGGAAAAGAUCUUAAAUUGGAGUUCCCUGUCAUUGGUAGACCAAAACCUAGAGUCAUCUGGGCAAAAGAUGGUCAGUCUCUGAAAGUAACAUCAAGGGUAAAUGUAGUGAGCACUCCAUCCACAACUGGAAUUCAAAUUACUGAAGCGUGCAAGGAGGACUUUGGAAAAUACUCUAUUUCAGCAACCAAUACUGUGGGCACAAUCACAGAGGAUGUAACUGUCAUUAUCCUUGACAAGCCUGGUCCACCAACGGGUCCAGUCAAGGUUGUUGAAGUGAGCAACACCUUUGUUCAUCUUUCAUGGGAUCCACCUGAGUACACAGGUGGAUGCCAGGUAAAGAACUAUAUAGUUGAGAAAAGAGACACCACCACUACAACAUGGCAGUCUGUUACAACACAGCUUGCUAGAACAGCUUUCAAGGUCACAAAACUUAAGACUGGUGCAGAGUACCAGUUCAGAAUCAUAGCUGAGAACAGAUAUGGAAAGGGUGCAUCACUGGACUCCAAAGCCAUUGUUGUGCAAUAUCCAUACAAACCCCCAGGGCCUCCAGGAACACCACGUGUCAAAUCGGCAACAAAGGAAAUGAUGAUCAUUGAAUGGAAUGAGCCAGUCAUUGAUGGCGGAAGUGCAGUUAUUGGUUACCAUCUGGAAAGCAAGGAGAGAAGCAGUAUACUGUGGAACAAACUGAACAAAACUCUUAUCACUGAUACUCAGUUCAAGAUCUGCAAUCUUGAGGAGGGUAUUGGAUAUGAAUUCAGAGUCUGUGGGGAGAAUAUUGUUGGAAUCGGAAGAUGCAGUAAAGUCUCUGAGUCAUUUGUUGCUCGUGACCCAUGUGAUCCCCCUGGUGCUCCCGAAGCUGUAUCUAUUUCUAAGAACCUUAUCAAGAUUCAGUGGACCAAGCCUGAGUAUGAUGGUGGCAGCAAAGUUAAUGGAUAUAUAGUGGAAAGGAAAGAUCUUUCCUCCCCUGAUGGGCGUUGGGUAAGAGCUAACUUCACUAAUAUAAUUGAGACUGAGUAUACUGUCACUGGUCUUACCGAGAAUGAGCAAUAUGAAUUCAGAGUAAUUGCAAGAAAUGCAGCUGGAGUGUUCAGUGAGCCAUCCGACAGCUCCGGACCUAUUACGGCUACUGAUGAAAUUGAACCACCAAGGGCUUCAAUGGACCCAAAAUACAAGGAUGUCAUAGUUGUCAAUGCUGGAGAACAUUUGCUUCUUGAUGCAGACAUUUAUGGAAAACCAAUUCCUGAUGUUGUCUGGCUUAAAGACGGCCAGGAAAUGGACAAAGCCCUACGUAUUGAAGUGAGAACUACACAGAAACGUGCAACCUUAACCAUUAAGGAUGUUACCAAACUUGAUGCUGGCCACUAUGACCUUGUCCUAAAAAAUCUAGGGGGUACAAAGACCUUCCCUAUUACUGUCAGAGUCCUUGAUAAACCAGGUCCACCCACUGGACCCAUGAAUAUAACAGGAGUCAUGUCUGACAGGUGCACCCUUUCCUGGUCUGAGCCAUCCCUGGAUGGUGGGGCUAGCAUCUCUCACUAUAUCUUGGAGAAGAGAGAGACAAGCAGGCUGUCAUGGACAGUGGCGGCAGCAAAUGUAAAGACAUUGUAUUAUAAACUGACAAAUUUGCUCUCUGGAAAUGAAUACAUUUUCAGAGUCAGGGCGGUCAACAAGUAUGGUGUUGGUGAUAAUCUUGAGAGUGAACCCAUCAUUGCACAAAAUCCUUACAAGCCACCUACUGCUCCUGGAACUCCAGAGGCAAGUCAGAUCACAAAAGACUCAAUGAUUCUGUCAUGGACCCCUCCAGAACAGACUGGUGGUGCGGACAUUGAAGGCUACCACCUUGAAAAACGUGACAAAGAUAGUGUGAGGUGGACAAAAUGCAACAGACAAAAGCUGACUGACACCCACUUCAAGGUCACAGGUUUGUUGACAGAUCACUUCUAUGAGUUCCGUGUUGCAGCUGAGAAUGAGGCUGGAAUGGGAGACCUCAGUGAACUGUCUCUAAUGAACAGAGCUUGUGAUGCCACAACACCACCUGGUCCUCCACACCAUCCCAAGGUUACAGAUUACACAAAAUCUUCUGUGUCUCUGUCCUGGGGAAAACCUGAAUUUGAUGGUGGUGCCUAUAUUAAAGGCUACAUUGUUGAAAUGAGAGAGUCAGUAGAAAAAGAAUGGAACAUGUGCACUCCACCCACAGGCACUCAAGCCACAAAACUUACUAUCCCAGACCUGAAGGAGGGUGGAGAGUACCAAUUCCGUGUCUGCGCUAUUAACUCUGAGGGAGUGGGAGAGGCUGCUGAUAUCCAUGGCACUGUCGUAACUUCUGACAGGGCAGAAGCACCAGAGAUUGAGCUUGAUGCCGAUCUCAGAAAAGUGGUCUCUGUCCGUGCUGGUGGAACGCUUCGUCUGUUUGUCACCAUCAGAGGAAGACCUCAACCUGCUGUGAAAUGGGAAAAGGUUGAGGGUACUCUCACAGACCGGGCUUCUAUUGACACAACUAGUUCAUACACUAUGAUUGUUAUUGACAAUGUUAACCGCUUUGAUAGUGGGAAAUACUCACUUACACUGGAGAAUAGCAGUGGCAAAAAAUCUGCUAUCGUUGCAGUAAGAAUUUUAGAUACACCAAGUGCACCACAAAACUUUGCCGUGAAGGAGCUUAAGAAGGAUUCAGUAACUCUUGCCUGGGAUUCUCCACUUACUGAUGGGGGUUCAAAAAUCACAAACUACAUUGUAGAAAAGAGAGAGUCUGUUAGGAAGGCCUAUACUACUGUCACCAGCAACUGCACAGCCAACUCAUUCAAGAUUGAAGAGUUACCUGAGGGUGGAAUUUUCUACUUCAGAGUCUGUGCUGUUAAUGAAUAUGGCCAAGGACAGAUGGUUGAAACCAAAGAAGUCAAAGUGUCUGAAGUACCCCUGCCACCAAGCAAGGUUACCCUUGUAGAUUUGACAAAGACCAGCGUGUCACUAGCAUGGGCCAAACCUGCUCAUGAUGGUGGAAGCAAAGUUAUGUGUUACAAUGUAGAAUUCAAGCCUAAGAGUGGAGAUAAAUGGGGCACAGCAUGCACAGUCAAAGUGCCUGAAGCAACUAUUCCAAAUCUUACUCCUAAUGAAGCCUAUUUGUUUAGAGUUAUUGCAAUAAAUGAGAAGGGAAAGAGUGAGCCAAAGGAGCUUGGCUUGCCUGUGGUUGCAAAGGAUGUUGCAAUUGAACCAUCUAUCAAUUUGCUGUUUAACACAUACAGUGUGAAGUCUGGCAAAGACCUUACCUUGGAGGUACCAGUAAGAGGCAGGCCCAAGCCUGUCGUAUCCUGGAAAAAGGAUGGACUUCCGUUAAAGCAAACAUCAUCAGUGACCAUCCUGAACACAGCAACCGCUUCCAAAAUCAUUAUCAAAGAGGCUACCAGAGAACAUGUUGGAAAGUACGAGAUAACCUUGGCCAACACAGCAGGAACUGCCAAUGCGGAUAUUGGAGUUGUUGUCCUUGACAAACCAGGUCCACCUAAAGGCAUUAAGGUGGAUGCUGUGACUUCAGACAGCAUCACACUGUCCUGGUCCCCACCAGAUUACGAUGGUGGCUGCUCCAUCAGUAACUAUAUUGUUGAGAAGAGGGACACAAACACACAAGAAUGGCAGAUGAUAGCAAGUAAUGUUGCCAGAACAUCUUUCAAGGCUGGCCGCCUGACACAUGGCGCAGAAUACCAAUUCCGUAUCUAUGCAGUAAAUCGUUAUGGAAAGAGUGCAAAUCUGGAUUCAUCUGGUAUCACUGCAAUGUACAACUUCAAACAACCUGGACCUCCUUCCACCCCUAUAGUGAAGUUGGCUACCAAGUCUUACAUGCUGGUAACUUGGAAUGAGCCAGUCAAUGACGGUGGUAGCCCUGUUCUGGGCUACCAUCUUGAAAUGAAAGAGCGUACUAGCAUUCUUUGGACAAAGAUGAACAGAGGGAUGAUCAAAGAUACAGAAUACAAAGUCAACGCAAUUGAGGAAGGAAUGGUUUAUGAAUACCGUGUAUAUGCUGAAAAUAUUGCAGGUAUUGGUAAAUGCAGCAAGGCCUGUGAAGGUGUAGCUGCCAGAGAUCCAUGUGAUCCUCCAGGAACACCUGUGAUCACUGCAAUUACCAGAACAUCCGUCUCAUUGUCUUGGGAUAAACCAGAGUAUGAUGGUGGAGCCAAGGUUUCUGGCUACACCAUUGAACGCAGAGACCUUCCUGAAGGACGCUGGACAAGAUGCAACUUCACUAAUGUGCCCGAGACCCACUAUGAUGUGACAGGCCUUACAGAGAGCAGCCAGUAUGACUUCCGUGUCAUUGCAAAGAAUGCAGCUGGAUUAUUCAGUGAACCAUCUUACAACACUGGCCCCAUUACUGUCAAGGCUGAUGUAGAUCCACCACGCAUCAUGAUGGAUGUCAAGUUCAGAGAAACAGUGCUUGUAAAAGCAGGAGAAUCUCUGAAGAUAAAUGCUGAUCUUGCUGGUCGUCCUGCCCCUGUCAUUUCCUGGACCAAGGAUGGCAAAGAGAUUGAGCUGAGAGCCAGAAUCCAGAUUGUUUCAACUGACACAAGCACUUCUGUAGUUGUAAAGGAUUGCAUCAGAAGAGAUUCUGGACAGUAUGCCCUGACUCUACAGAAUAUUGGUGGAACAGUUACCAUGCCAAUAAACUGUGUGAUUUUAGAUAAGCCAGGACCUCCAGCAGGACCGCUACAGAUCACAGGUCUCACUGCUGAGGAAUGCACUCUGUCAUGGGGUCCUCCUCAGGAAAUUGGUGGUGCUGACAUCACACAUUAUGUUGUUGAGAAGCGUGAGACCAGCCGCUUGGCAUGGACAGUGGUAAAGGGAGAUCUCACAAAAACAUAUUUCAAAGUCACUGGACUGCUAAAGGGCAAUGAAUAUAUAUUUAGAGUUUUGGCUGUUAACAAGCAUGGUCCUGGUGAGUCUCUGGAAAGUGAUGCUGUAAAAAUUACAGAUCCGUAUACAUUUGCCACUGCACCAACUAGUGUUGAUGUCACAGUCAUAACUGGAGAUUCAAUGACACUCACCUGGUGUAAGUCAGUCAGUGAUGGAGGCAGUCCCAUCAUUGGAUAUGUGAUUGAACGCCGUGAGAAGACAGGCAUGCGGUGGAUCCGUGUGAACAGGGAUCUUGUUGUUGAGUGUACAACUGUGGCAACAAAGCUGCGCAAGGGUUGUGAGUAUGACUACAGAGUCUAUGCUGAAAAUGCUGCUGGUUUGAGCCCUCCAAGUGAACGAUCUGCAACAUUUAGAGCAUUAGAUCCUCUGGUUGUUUCCUCUCGCCCGACAAAGCCAAAGAUUGUAAAUUCAACUAAGGACAGCAUAACAAUUGUCUGGAAACCACCAACAAAUGAUGGUGGUGCUCCCAUCCUUGGAUACAGUGAAGAAUAUGAAGAGGAAGAGGAAGAGGAGGUACCUGAAUCACCUGAAGAACUUGCAAGAUGGGUUGAGGCUAUCCCUCUGACGAAGAGCUUGGAGUUCACCGUUACUGGACUAAAGACAGAUGCAGAAUACGAAUUCUCUGUCAAGGCAAUAAACAAAGUUGGCAGCAGUGUGCGUAGCCUAUUUUCAGAUGCAGCUGCAGCAAUGGACAGAACAGCAGAGCCAUCAUUUGAUGUUGACAUUGAGAUGCACAAAGUGCUUAUCGUUAAGCAUGGCACAGCAUUUACUCUCAAUGUACCAUUCAAGGGAAAACCUGUACCGUCAGUGACAUGGGUCAAGGAAGGUGUUGAUCUUAAGGUCAGAGGAACCAUUGAAUCAACAAAAUCUAACACUUCACUGACCCUUGAGAAGUCAACUAGAAAUGACUCUGGAGAAUACAGUGUUACUAUUGAAUCCCCAUUGGGAAAAGCAACAUUGCCAAUGGUUGUCAAGGUGCUUGACUCUCCUGGACCCCCUGUCAAUGUUAAAGUAUCAGCAGUGACAAGGGAUACAGCAACCCUCGCUUGGGAAGCUCCAGAGAAUGAUGGAGGUGAUGCUGUGAAGGCCUAUCAUGUUGAAAAACGUGAGGCCAGUAAGAAGGCUUGGGUGUCUGUGACCAGCAACUGCCACACACUUUCUUACAAAGUGGAAGACCUGCAGGAGGGAGCCAUGUAUUACUUCAGAAUUAUUGGAGAAAAUGAAUAUGGAGUUGGUGUUCCUCAGGAGGCCAAGGCUGGAACAAAGAUUACAGAGGUUCCAAGUCUGCCUAUGAAACUUGGAGUUGCAAAUGUUACAAAGGACAGUGUGACAAUUGCCUGGACAAGACCAGAAUAUGAUGGUGGUAGCAGAGUCACUGGUUAUCUUAUUGAUGCCCUGGAGAAGGGACAGACCAAGUGGGUGAAGUGUGCCACUGUGAGGACCAUGACCCAUGUUAUUAAGAACCUGAGGGAGGGUGCUGAGUACUUUUUCAGAGUUCGUGCUGAAAACCAUGCUGGACUCAGUGAACCAAAGGAGAUGAUUGUACCCGUAAUUGUCAAAGAAAUACAUGAGGCCCCUGAAUUUGACAUGAAGAACUAUCCCAAGAGUACAGUUUAUGUAAAAGCAGGAUCAGAUCUGACCUUUGAGAUCCCUCUUACUGGUAGGCCCACGCCAAAGGUGACUAUGUCCAAGAAUAAUGUUGUCAUCAAGGGAUCUAAGAGGUUGCUUACAGAAGUGACUCCAGACAGUUUAAUCAUCACUCUAUUAGAAAGCAUAUCAACUGAUGCUGGAAAAUAUGAAGUGACUGCCUCAAAUUCUGGAGGCACUACCAAGAUCUUGAUUAUCUUCGUUGUCCUGGAUAAACCUGGGCCACCAGCUGGUCCGGUCGAGAUCGGAGAGGUCGGAGAAACAACUGUAUGUCUGAAAUGGGCACCUCCAGAAUAUGAUGGCGGCAGUCCUGUCACCAACUACAUUGUUCUGAAACGGGAAACUAGCACUCCCACCUGGGCAGAGGUGUCAACUAGCAUUGCCAGAAGUGCAAUCAAGGUGAAUAAGCUGACAAAGGGAGAAGGGUACCAGUUCAGGAUUAAGGCUCAAAAUCGCUUCGGUGUCAGCGACCACAUUGACAGCCAGCCAGUCAUGAUAAAACUUCCAUACAUCAUCCCUGGACCCCCAUCUACACCAUGGCUCAGCUUUGUAUCUAGGGAGAGUCUGACAGUCUGCUGGAAUGAGCCUGUCAAUGAUGGUGGAAACCCUGUGAUUGGAUAUCAUCUCCAGAUGAAAGAGAGGAGCAGUAUCCUCUGGCAGAAGGUCAAUAAGACAGCAAUCCCAGGAAAUCAGUGGCGAGUCUCCAACAUCUGCCCUGGCCUCAUCUAUGAAUUUAAGGUAGCAGCUGAAAAUGCUGCAGGUAUUGGAAAGAUGAGCAAGACCUCUGAAGAAGUGCUUGCAAUUGAUGCCUGUGAGCCCCCAGCAAAUGUUCGCAUCACAGAAGUCACCAAGAACUCAGUCAGCCUGGCAUGGCAGAGGCCUCCAUAUGACGGUGGCAGCAAAAUUACAGGCUACAGUGUGGAGAGGAGGGAUGCUCCAAAUGGCAGAUGGGUGAAGGCCAACUUCACAAACAUUAUUGAGAUGGGCUUCACAGUUUCUGGACUGAACCAGGAUGAGUCUUAUGAGUUCAGAGUGUAUGCCAAGAAUGCAAUUGGGUCUGUCAGCAACCCAUCUCUCAUUGCUGGCCCAGUCACAUGUGUUGAUGCAUGUGGUGCCCCAGCUAUUGAUCUUCCUCCAGAGUAUCUGGAUGUGGUUCAGUACAAGGCUGGAACUUCAGUUAAGCUAAGAGUUGGCAUCAUUGCCAAGCCUCUGCCAACAAUUGAGUGGCUCAAGGAUGGAAAGGAGCUGGUAGCAACUUCUACAAUAUCUGUUGAGAGCACAACUGACUCUUCUGCUGUUCUGAUCAAAGAUGCAGCUCGCCUUCACACAGGCUCAUAUGAGAUAAAGAUCAAGAAUGUUCUCGGUUCAGCAUCUGCAACCAUUAGGAUUGAAAUCCUAGACAAACCUGGACCCCCAGCCGGCAUGAUUAACUUCAACUCCAUCACAGCAGACAAAAUUAUCUUCAGCUGGGAGCCUGUGCCUGAGUCAGACCAGGGUGGUUCAAAGGUCACCCACUACAUUGUUGAGCGGCGCGAAACCAGUAGAGUUGUCUGGUCAACAGUUUCAGACAGGCAUGAGGAGACACACGUCACUGUCGGCCAGCUUUUGCGUGGAAAUGAAUAUGUGUUCCGAGUAAUGGGUGUCAAUAAGUAUGGAGUUGGAGAGACACUGGAGUCAGAGCCUGUCAUUGCUAAGAACGCCUUUGUAACUCCUGGGCAGCCACAUACUCCUGAGGUGACUACCAUCACCAAGUCCACAAUGGUGGUAGAAUGGGACAAACCAGGUGUAGACGGAGGUAGCACUGUAACAGGCUACUACCUGGAGCGACGUGACAAGAAGAGCUUGCGCUGGAUAAGAGUUUAUAAAGACCCUAUCACUGACAUCAAACAGACUGUCUACCAUUUGACAGAAGGAAAUGAGUACCAGUACCGCAUCUGUGCCAUUAACAAAGCUGGGGAGGGACCGUUCUCUGAUGCAUCAGACUACUACAAGGCGGCUGACCCAGUUGAUCCCCCUGAUGAGCCAUGCAAGCUGAAGGUAGUGGACUCAACGAGGACAUCCAUUACUUUAGGCUGGUCCAAGCCAGAAUGGGAUGGAGGCAGUGAAGUCACAAACUACAUGGUGGAGAAGCUUAUUGAAGGAGAGCAAGAGUGGGCAAUGAUAACCUCCAAGGGAGAGGUAAAGACUACAGAAUACACAGUCCAUGACUUAAAACCAGAUGUCAACUACUUCUUCAGAGUCUCUGCUAUCAACUGUACUGGCCGAGGGGAGCCGCUGGAGAUGACUGAGCCUGUGCAGGCUAAGGAUAUCCUUGAGGAGGCCCAGGUUGAUUCAGAUGUGGCCAUGAGAACACACUACAUUGUGAAGGCAGGCAAGGAUGUGGAGCUGACUGUACCUCUAAAGGGCAGACCUUCUCCAACAGCUUCCUGGUGCAAGGGAGACGAAUGCAUUGAUCACAAUCCCAAAUAUGAGUUCCAUCACACAGACACCACUACAGUCCUUGUUAUGCGUGAGGUGACCAGGCUUGAUACUGGAAAGUACACAGUAAAGAUUGAAAAUGGUGUUGGAGAGCCAAAGAAACUGACCCUGUCUGUGAAGGUCCAGGAUACUCCAGCUCAGUGCAAGAAUCUUGUGCUGAAGGAGGUGACCCGUGGAAAGGUCACUCUCUGCUGGGAGCCUCCACUUCUUGAUGGUGGUGCUGAGAUCACAAACUACAUAGUUGAGAAGAGAGACUCCUCCAAGAGAUCUUACUCUGCAGUGACAAGCAAAUGCACAGACACAACAUACACUAUUGAAGAUCUCUCAGAGAAGACAUCCUUCUUCUUCCGUGUGUUAGCAGAAAAUGAGAACGGUGUUGGUGAUCCAUGUGAAACUCUUGAGCCUGUGAAAGCUACAGAGACCCCAGGACCAGUUAAGGAGGUUUCUAUGAAGGAUUCAUCAAAGACCUCUGUAACCCUGCAGUGGCUGAAGCCUGAUUAUGAUGGUGGCAGCAUUAUCUCUGACUACAUCAUUGAGAAGAAGCUCAAGGAUGAGGAAUGGUCAUUGGGAGGAACCAGCAGACAGUGUGAGUUUGAAGUUAAGAAACUCAAGGAGCACUCGGAUGUGUUCUUCAGAGUUGCUGCAAGAAAUGAGAAAGGACAGGGUGACUUUUUUGAGAUUGGACCUAUUAAAGUAAUCGAUUACAUCAUCACACCCGAGGCAAGCCUUGCUGAGUACCCAGAUGGCAGGAUAAGUGUCCGCCUGGGUCACAAUGUGCACAUUGAGCUGCCAUACAAAGGAAAACCAAGACCUUCUGUUCUGUGGCUGAAGGACAACCUGCCACUGAAGGAGAGUGACCAAGUUCGCUUCAAGAAGACGGAAAACAAAGCCACUCUAAUGAUUAAGAAUGUGACAAAGGAGAAUGGGGGCAAAUACACCUUGACUCUUGAUAACAAGGUCAAUAGGAGAUCCUCCCAUAUCCAUGUCAUCACACUUGGACCACCAUCCAAGCCUAUUGGACCCAUCCUCCUGGAUGAAGUCAGAGCUGAGAGCAUCAUGAUAUCCUGGGAAGAACCUAACGACGAUGGUGGUGGAGACAUUACCUGCUACACUGUGGAGAAGCGUGACACCUCCCAAUCCGACUGGAAGAUGGCCUGCUCCGGUGUACAGGGUAAUCAGUUCAAGGUCCCCAACCUUAUCAAGGGUGUCCAAUACCAGUUCAGGGUGUGUGCUGAAAACAGAUAUGGUGUCAGUGAGGCUUUAGUCUCACAGAUGGUCAUUGCCAAGCACCAGUUCAGACCUCCAGGCCCACCAGGCAUGCCCAUUGUGUAUAAUGUGACCACUGAUGGUAUGACAAUCCAAUGGGAGCAGCCAAUCUAUGAUGGUGGUACCCCCAUCCAGGGCUAUCAUGUGGAGAAGAAGGAAAAGAACAGCAUUAUGUGGCAAAAGGUGAACACUGUGUUGAUCACAGAAACAGACUACAGGAUCUUGGGACUCAUUGAAGGCCUUGGGUAUUCCUUCAGAGUCUACGCCCAGAAUGAUGCUGGCUUCAGUCGAAUGAGUGAUGAGAGCAAGUCAACCAUGGCUGUCAGUCCUGUUGAUCCUCCUGGCCAGCCUGAUUACAUUGAUGUGACUAGUGACACAGUGACCCUGAAAUGGGAUGCACCAAAGCGUGAUGGUGGUAGCAAGAUUGCCGGCUACAAUAUUGAGAAGCGUCAAGGACAUGGCCGCUGGUUCAAGGCCAACUUGACUGAUGUACAUGACUGCCAGUACACUGUCACAGGGUUGGCAACAAAUGAACGCUAUGAGUUCAGAGUGAUUGCAAGAAAUGCAAUUGGUGUUGUCAGUCCUCCCUCCAACUCCUCUGGCAUGAUUGUAGUUAGAAGUGAAAACGCUUGUCCAAAUAUUGAGUUUGGCCCAGAGUACUUUGAAGGUUUGACAGUCAAGGCAGGAGACAACAUCAGGCUGAAAGUGACAAUCACAGGGCGGCCUGUUCCCAAGGUGGUCUGGUACAGAGAUGGUGUUGAGAUUACCAAAAAGAUGAUGGACAUUGUCAAUGUCGCUGGAUCCAGCACCUUGUUUGUGAGGGAUGCUGAUCGUACCCACCGUGGCCUCUACACUGUGGAGGCUACAAAUGGAUCUGGAAGCAAGAAGGAGAAUAUCCUUGUUCAAGUCCAAGAUACUCCUGGGGAACCUGUAGGACCAAUGACGUUCAGUAAUAUCUCAGAAGGCAAGUGCACUCUGUCUUGGAACCCACCAGAGAAUGACGGCUGCGCCGAGAUUUCACAUUACAUUGUUGAGAAGCGUGAGACCGCCAAGAUCUCUUGGGCCUUGGUGUCUGAUGAAUGCAUGGAGUGCACAUUCAAUGCAACCAAGCUCAUCAAGACAAAUGAGUACCAGUUCAGGGUCUCCGCUGUAAACAAGUUUGGAGUUGGAAGAUCUUUGGAAUCCAGCCCCAUCAUUGCUCAGCUGCAAUACACUACUCCUGAUGCUCCAGGAACUCCUGACGCUACUGAGGUUACAGGAGAGAGCAUCACUCUGUCCUGGAGUCCUCCAACAUCUGAUGGAGGAAACCCCAUUCAGUAUUACCUCCUGGAGAAACGAGAAAAGAAAACUGUCCGGUUUUACAAGGUUAUAACCAAGAAGCCCAUUGUUGAAUGUGCCAACAAGGUGCUCCACCUAACAGAGGAUAUGGAAUACGAGUUCCGUGUAAUGGCAUUAAAUGAUGCUGGUGUUGGAGCUCCUAGCAACAUCUCUCUGCCUAUCAAAGCCACAGAGCCAAAGGAUAUUCCUUGUGCUCCAUCUGUAAUCUGUGUGUCCGACUCCACUAACACAUCCAUCAGCCUCGAAUGGACCAGGCCUGCGGAUGAUGGAGGCAUGGAGAUCACGGGUUACAUUGUUGAGAUGGUAAAGGGAGAAGAUGAAGAAUGGAAGAGAGUCAAUGAGGAGUUGGUCCCAGAAACAAAUUACAUUGUGACUGGUCUACAGACAGGGGCUGAGUACAAGUUCCGUGUGGCAGCUGUCAAUCACGUUGGUAGAGGUGAAGACAAGGAAAUUCCAGAGCCUGCUCAGGCUGUAGAUAGGCUAAUGCCACCACAGGUGGAUAUUGAUGCAACAUUCAAGCAGACACACAUUGUCAAGGCUGGAGGUUCUGCGUGCCUGGGCAUCCACUUCAGAGGAAAGCCUAUUCCGACAGCCACCUGGGUCAAGGAAGAAGGAGAACUAGGUGUCAUGUCAGAGAUCACAACUACAGAAGGCUACACUUCUCUAAGUAUUGAAAGCUGCUCAAGAAAUGAUACAGGUAAAUACACUGUUAACCUGGAAAACGCAAGUGGCAGCAAGUCCAUUACAUUCACUCUUAAGGUAAUGGACACUCCUGGAGCUCCACAGGCUGUAGCCUUCAAAGAGGUGUCCAGAGGCUCUGUCACACUUGUCUGGGAACCUCCUCUACUUGAUGGUGGAGCCCGAAUCCAUCACUUCAUUGUUGAGAGGCGUGAGGCUAGCCGUCGCACUUGGCAACAGUCUGGUGGCAAAUGUACACAGCUUAUCCUUAAGAUCCAGGACCUGCUUGAGGGAGUGCCAUACUUCUUCAGAGUCUCAGCCGAAAACCAACAUGGUGUUGGUGAGGCAUUUGAGCUUACUGAGCCUGUCAUUGCCACUGCAGAGCCCGCAAGUCCAAAGAGAAUGGAUAUCCUGGACACCACAGACAACUCUGUUUUACUGGGCUGGUUGAAACCAGAGCAUGAUGGAGGUAGCCGCAUCCAGUGCUACGUCAUUGAGGCUAAGCCAAAGGGUACAGACAAAUGGGUAGUGGUUGGAAACACCAAGAAUCUCACUUAUAUGGUUGAAAAGCUUAACAAGGGAGAUGAGUAUGACUUCCGUGUGAAGGCAAAGAAUGAGUCUGGCUACAGUCAACCCAGGGAAACUCUUACUUCUGCACUGGUCAAAGAGCCACACAUUGAACCAGCUGCUGACCUCAGUGACAUUGCCAACCAACUAAUUACAUGUAGGUCUGGCAGUACCUUCAUCAUCGAUGUUCCCAUCAGUGGUAGACCUGCUCCUAAAGUCAGCUGGAAGCUGGAAGAGAUGAGGCUGAAGAGCUCAGACAGAGUCUCCAUCAAAGUAACCAAGGAGAGAGCCAGCAUCUCAGUAAAGGAAGCCAUGAGAGGAGAUGGUGGUAAAUAUUUCCUAACUCUGGAGAAUGUAGCUGGAACCAGGACCUUUACCAUCAAAGUUAAUGUAACUGGUAGACCCAGUCCACCAACUGGACCCAUUGAAAUUUCAUCAAUCACCUCUGAGUCUUGCAUUGUAAACUGGCAACCUCCAGAGGAUGAUGGUGGCACUGACAUCACUAACUACAUUGUGGAGAAACGUGAGUCUGGCUCCACUGCCUGGCAGCUGAUCAACUCCAGUGUAAAGCGCACAUCUCUCCAUGUCAGUCACCUUACCAAGUACAUGCAGUACACGUUCAGAGUGUCUGCUGAGAAUAGAUUUGGUGUCAGCAAAACUACUGAGUCUGAGACAAUUGUUGCAGAGCAUCCUUUCACUCCUCCUGGCCCACCAACAAAACCCUCAAUCUUUAAUGUUUCUGCCAACACAAUGACCAUGAAAUGGGAGGAGCCAUACCAUGAUGGUGGCAGCAAGGUUACAGGUUACUGGAUCGAGAAGAAGGAAAGGAACAAUAUCCUGUGGGUGAGGGAGAACAAGAUCCCUUGCUUUGAGUGUUACUACAAGGUAGAGGGUCUGGUUGAAGGCCUGGAGUACCAAUUCAGAGUUUAUGCCAUGAACAGUGCUGGGCUAAGCAAAGCCAGUGAAGCCUCCAAGGGAGCAGUUGCUCAAAACCCAGUUGAUUCUCCAAGUAAGCCAGAAGUCACAAAUGUUACUAGAACCACCGUUUCCCUCAAAUGGUCAGCUCCACUGAAUGAUGGGGGCAGUCCCAUUGUUGGCUACAUUGUCGAGCGCAAGCCAUACACUUUGACUGGUGAAGGCCGCUGGCUUAAGUGCAACUACACCAAUGUGACAGACACUUUCUACACUGUAACUGCCCUGGGAGAGGGCGAGCCCUAUGAGUUCAGGGUCAUCGCCAAGAAUGCCAACCAGGUCUACAGCAUACCAUCUGAGUCCACUGGGUCUGUGCAAUGCAAGACAGACUUCGAACCUCCAAAAGCUCAGCUGGAUAGUAAACUCCUGUCUGAAACUGUGACGGUCAGAGCUGGUUCCGACCUGGUUCUGGACGCUGCAGUUGGAGGCAGACCUGACCCUAAAGCCUCUUGGUCCAAGGGCAACAGGGAUCUGGAAUUGUGUGAAAAGUAUCACCUUCAGUACACCCCCACCAAGGCCAUGGCCAUCAUCAAGUUCUGUGACAGAGAUGAUACUGGAAAGUACAUACUCACUGUCAGGAAUGUAAGUGGAACCAAGACUGCAGAGGUCAACGUCAAAGUGCUAGACACCCCUGGAGUUUGUGAAGGCAGCAUUAAGGUCAGCAAAAUCACAGAGGAGUCAUGCACACUAAGCUGGAAGCCUCCUCUUGAGGAUGGGGGCGAUGAGAUCUCCCACUACAUAGUGGAGAGGCGUGACACCAACAGACUGAACUGGGUCAUCAUGCAUGCUGAGUGCAAAGAACUCACUUGCGACAUCACUAGGCUCUUCAAGAAUACUGAAUACCUGUUCAGAGUCCGGGGAGUCAACAAGUAUGGAGCUGGAGUCUACCUCCAGUCAGAACCAAUAUUUGCAAGAAACACUUUCACUGUGCCAACUCCUCCUGGUGCUCCAGAAAUACUCGUGUCAGGAAAGGACUUUGCGACCAUUGAGUGGCUGAAGCCAGAAAGUGAUGGUGGUAGCCCACUGAUCCACUACCUUGUAGAGAGGCGCGAGAGGAAGAGUGCCCGCUGGGUGAAGGUGAACAGGGAUGGAGCCCACCUGGACACCACAUUGAAGGUGUCUGGUUUGAUUGAAAGCAACAUCUACCAGUUCAGAGUGACUGCCAUCAACAAAGCUGGAGAGAGUGAAACCAGCGAGGUUUCUCUGUAUGUUGUCUGCAGAGUGCCAACAUGUACCCCUGCUCCUCCCUCUAUUCCUCGUAUUACUGACACCCAUGCCGACAGCAUCAGCCUGGCCUGGUCCCGCCCUGUGGAGGACGGAGGAGCUGAUGUGAUGGGCUACAUCCUGGAGAUGCGGGAAGCUGGGGCAGAGGAAUGGAGUAAGGCCCAUGAAAAGACCCUUCGUGCAACUGAGCAUGUUGUGACCGGACUGUCUGCUGGCAAGAAGUACUGCUUUAGAGUUGCUGGCAUCAACAUUAACGGUACAGGAGACUUCAGUGAGCCUUGUACUGAGACUGAACCCGUGGAGAGAAUUGAAACCCCUGACUUUGAGCUCCAUGAUGACUUAAAGAAGACCAUCUGCUUGCGUGCUGGAGGCUCGCUACGAAUGUUUGUUAAAGUCACUGGUCGUCCUGCUCCUGCCAUCACUUGGAGCAAACAUGAUGUUGACCUUCAAAACAGAGGUUUCAUUGAGGUUACAAAUACGUCCACCACACUCAUCAUUGACAAGGUCCACCGCUACGAUGCUGGCAAGUACACACUGGUUGCUGAGAACUCAGCUGGAAAGCAGGAGGUCAACAUUCUUGUCAAGGUCUACGAUACUCCUGGACCAACUGGACCAAUCAAGAUUAAAGAGUUGACUAAGGAGUCUGCUACUAUCUCUUGGGAAGCCCCAACUGUGGAUGGUGGUGCUCCUGUCAACAACUACAUCAUUGAGAGGCGUGAGGCAUCCAUGAGAGCCUACAAGACCGUCACCUCAAAGUGUACUAAGACAUCAUACAAGAUUGACGGCUUGAUGGAGGGUAUGCUGUACUACUUCAGGGUCCUCCCCGAGAACAUUUAUGGUAUCGGUGAACCCUGUGAGACUCCAGAUGUCAUCCUGGUGUGUGAGGUUCCUCUGCCGCCACAAAAGCUGGAGGUGAUUGAUGUCACUAAAAGCACUGUCACCCUGGGCUGGGAGAAGCCAGAGCAUGAUGGUGGCAGCAGACUGACAGGCUAUCUCAUUGAAGCAUGCAAGUUCGGCACCGAUAAAUGGAUGAAGGUUGCUACACUGAAGACCACAGACCUUGAGCACACCAUCGAGAAGCUUAAUGAGAAAGAGCAGUACUUGAUAAGAAUCAGGGCAAUCAACAGCCGAGGAGCCAGUGAGCCCAAAGAGCUUGUCACAGCUGUCACAGUACAGGAACAGAGAGUAAUGCCUUUGGUAGACUUCUCCAGUAUUCCACAGAAGGUUGUCAAUGUCCUGGCUGGCAAGACUCUCGAUCUAGACCUGCCCAUCAUUGGCAGGCCUCCUCCUGUUUGUUCCUGGUACUUCAGUGAUAACAAGAUAAAAGUCACAGACCGCAUUAAGGUCAAGAGCACUGGCAAGUUUACCAAACUGACCAUGUCUGACACCACCAUUGAUGACACUGGCGACUAUACCCUGGAGGUGAAGAAUGCAGUUGGUGUUAUCAACGAGGUCAUCAAGGUCAUCAUCCUCUCCAAACCGGAUGAACCAAAGGGACCCAUUAGGUUUGAUGAGAUUGAUGCCACCACCGUCACCUGCAGCUGGGAUCCCCCAGUCAGAGAUGGCGGAGCUCCCAUUAGUGGCUAUGUGGUUGAGCAACGUGAAGCUCACAGACCUGGCUGGGUGCCAGUGUGCGACUCUGUGAGCCGACCAACAUUCAAGUUUGAGAACUUGAUUGAGGGAGAUGAGUAUGUCUUCCGCACAGCUGCCAUUAAUCGUUAUGGCACCGGAGAGUUCCAGCAGUCUGAGAUUGUAACCUGCAGGAGCCUAAAGAAUGUGUCUGGACCUCCUGGCCGUCCAACCAUCUUUGAUGUGUCCCGUGAUGGCAUGACUGUGGCCUGGAACCCACCAGAUGAAGAUGGUGGUCUUGAGGUUUCUGGAUACAUUAUUGAGCGCAAAGAAGUCAGGUCUGACAGAUGGGUACGGGCCAACAAGAACCCUAUCACCAUGACCAGAUAUAGGUCAACAGAGCUGAUUGAGGGCCUUGAGUAUGAACACAGAAUCACUGCCAUCAAUGCAAGAGGACUGAGCAAGCCAAGUCUGCCAUCUAAACCAGCAGUGGCAACAGAUCCCAUUGAUCCGCCUGGCUGUCCUCAAAACCCAAGGAUCACUGAUACCACCAAGUCCUCUGUAUCGCUAGCUUGGAGUCCUCCUGAUGAUGAGGGAGAUGCAAGAGUUGACGGUUACUUGAUUGAGAUGCAGAAGGUGGGCACAAUGGCCUGGAUCAAGUGCAACACCACACCAUCUCUAAUCUGCGAGUACACACUGACAAACAUGCCACAAGCAGAGGAGUUCAAAUUCCGUGUAAUGGCCUGCAAUGCUGGCGGUUCUGGAGAGCCAGCUGAGGUGCCUGGAACUGUCACUGUGACAGAGAUGCUUGAAUCCCCAGACUUUGAACUGGAGCUCAAAUAUAAAGAUUUGUACGUGGUCCGCCAGGGAGGAGUGGUUAGACUUUCUGUGCCAAUCAAGGGUAAACCUCAACCAACCUGCAAGUGGUCCAAGGAUGGCGGUGCAUACUCUACCAUGGCCAUGAUUGCUUCCACUGAGGAUGCCAGUGAGCUAGUGAUCAAAGGAGCGGAGAGGGGCGACUCUGGAGUAUACGACCUCCUGCUAGAGAAUAGGGUUGGCAAGAAGAAGGCUCAAAUAAAGGUAAAGGUCAUUGGCCGCCCAACUGCUCCAGAGGGACCAAUGCUCUUUGAGGAGAUCCAGGCCAACUCUGUCAAGGUGUCUUGGAAGGUGCCAACAGAUGAUGGUGGCUCAGAGAUCCUGGGUUAUAUCGUAGAAAGACGUGAGGCAGCCAGAAACGCUUGGUACACUGUGGACUCAAGGGUAACUGACACUCAGCUGGUUGUCAAGGGCUUAAAGGAGGGAACAGAGUACCACUUCAAGGUAACAGCUGAAAAUUCCUUUGGAAUCAGCUCCUCUCUGAAGUCGGAGCGGCCACUGGUGCCAAAGACUCCUCUCUGUCCCCCUGAGCCUUCAGCCACCCCACCAGAAAUUAUGGAUGUGACAAAGAGCUCUGUGGCAUUGGCAUGGUCCAGACCAAAGGACGACGGCGGUACUGCCAUCAUUGGGUACUUUGUGGAGUACAAACUGGUGUCUGCUGAGUCAUGGUCCCGACACCAGAGCAAGAUCACCUCUACUAUGUUUACUCUACCUGGACUCACCCCUGAUUCAGACUACCACUUCCGCAUUGUUGCUGUCAACGGCAUUGGUGAGAGCGAAGCUGGUCCUUUGUCAGACCCUGUCACGUGCAAGGAUCCUUUCGACAAACCAAGCCAGCCAGGAGAGAUUGACACAGUGAAGGUUUCAAACAACUGCAUUAACAUCCGCUGGCAAGCUCCAGAGUGUGAUGGUGGAAAGGAGGUCCUAGGCUACUGGGUAGAGUACAGAAAGUCCAUUGAGAGCACAUGGAAGAAGUGCAACAAACAGAGGCUGAAAGAAAAGGAGUUCAUCAUGCCUGGAUUGGCUGAGGCCACAGAUUAUGAGUUCAGAGUAUUUGCUGAGAAUGAGACAGGAAUGAGUAGACCCCGUAGGACUGCCACAUGCAUCAAGACCAAACUGAGUGUUGAAACUAAACCAAGUCUAAGAAAGGAAAUGGAUGAAGUAACGACCAAGCUUGGCCAGCCUGCUGUCAUGAAGUGCCAGAUUAUUGGUAGACCUGUCCCUGACAUCAAGUGGUAUCAUGCUGGCAAGGAGAUUGUUGAGUCACGCAAGUACGAGAUGAGCUCUGAUGGCCGCAACAACUCUCUAUCCAUCAUGACCGACCAACAGGAGGAUGAAGGACAGUAUACAUGCAAGGGCAUCAAUGAUGCUGGAGAAGCUGAGACCACAGGCAUGUUGGUGUUGGAAGCUGCUUCAUCCUUCCACCCCGACUACCCUCUGAAGGAGACCUACUACGCUGGCCUGGGAUCCACUCUGCGCGUCCACGCUGUCUACAUUGGCCGUCCAGAGCCAAAGAUCAUGUGGCUUCAAGGAUCAAAGACCCUGGAGAACACAGAGGACACAACCAUUGAGACCACAGAGCACUAUACACACCUGGUCAUCAAGAACGUACAGCGCAGACUCCAUGGAGGCAAAUACAGGAUCAGACUGCACAACCACUUCGGCAGGGCUGACACCGCAUUCAAUGUUGAAAUUUAUGACAAACCUGACAGGCCUCAGGGUCCCAUUGUGCUGGUUGCCCUCCUGAAGAACUCUGUCAUCAUCAGCUGGAAGCCUCCUACAGACGACGGAGGCUGCAUGAUCACCAAUUACAUUGUUGAGAAGCGUGAGGACAAAGAGGGCACUGAGUGGGAACUGGUAUCAUCAUCCAUCAAUGGCACAUCUUGCCGUGUACCUAACCUCAUUGACAGUGCCGGAUACUUCUUCCGUGUGUAUGCCCAGAAUCGCUACGGCAACAGUGAACCACUGGAGCUCACUUCACCUAUACUUAUCAAGAGCCAACUGGAGAAACCAUCCCCACCUCUUUCACCAGUUGUUUCUGGUAUCACUAAGGACUCUUGUGUGGUUUCCUGGAAGCCACCACUCAGUGAUGGAGGCUCCAAAAUCAAGAGCUAUUGCCUUGAGAAGAAGCAAAAGAAGGACAAGAAAGAAUGGAAUGAUUGGACCCCAGUGACCACGGAUGAAAUCAAACAAACAGUGUUCUCUGUCAAGCGUCUGACCGAAGGACUUGAGUGCAUUUUCCGUGUAAAGUGUGAGAAUGUCGGAGGACAAAGUGACUACAGUGAAGAGACUGCUCCCAUCAUUCCAGCCACAGCUGUAGAGGUUCGUGCUCCUGCCUUCAAGGAAGAGCUGAGGAACAUGAGUGUCAAGCACAAGAGCAAUGCUACACUUGUCUGCAAGAUUACAGGACAGCCUAAGCCUGUGAUUAAAUGGUUCAGGCGAGGAAAAGAGAUCCACUCCGAUGGAAAGAAGAUUAAGAUCCAGGAGUUUAAGGGAGGUUACCACCAGCUGGUCAUCACUGAAGCUGAUGAGGAAGAUUCUACUGUGUACCAGAUAAGGGCAACCAACCAGGGUGGCUCCAUCUGUGCAACUGUCUCUUUGGAUGUUGAAGUUCCUGCCAAGAUCAACCUGCCAAAGAAUCUGAAGGACAAGGAAGCUAUCCCUGCCCUGCGUGGAGAAGUUGUCAAUAUCAAGAUUCCUUUUGGUGGCAAACCAGAUCCUGUCAUCACAUGGCAGAAGGGACAAGAUCUCAUUGACAGCAACGGUCACUACCAAGUUAUUGUCACAAGAUCAUUCACUUCUUUGGUGUUCCCCAAUGGAGUGGAGAAAAAGGAUGCUGGUUUCUACAUUGUAUGUGCCAAGAACAGAUUUGGCAUUGAUCAGCAGACAGUCGAGCUGGAUGUGGCUGACGUACCUGAUCCUCCACGUGGUGUCACAGCUAGUGACGUCUCUAGAGAUUCAGUCUCACUGAACUGGGUAGCCCCAGCAAAUGAUGGUGGCAGCAAGGUUGUCAGCUACAUCAUUGAGAAGUGCCCAACAACUGCUGAGAGGUGGCAGCGUGUAGCCCAGUCCCGUGACACCCGUUACACCGUUACCAAUCUGUUCGGCGGAACCAGUUAUCAAUUCAGAGUCAUUGCGGAGAAUAAAUUUGGACAGAGUGCUCCAUCAGAGACCACUGGACCGGUCAUGACCAAGGAGGACAAAUCUAGAGUUCUGCUAUACGACAGAGAGGUUGAGGAUACUGAACGUGUGCCCAAAGGAAAGGCUCCACAUUCCGAAGCCAAGAAUUUGCACAACAAAUAUGCCAUUGCAGAAGAACUGAGCAGAGGUCAGUUUGGUAUUGUUCAUCGCUGUGUAAGCACUAGCUCUGAGAAGACCUACAUGGCUAAAUUUGUCAAAGUAAGAGGCGCUGAUCAAGCAAUUGUCAAGAAGGAAAUUGCAACACUGAAUUUGGCUAAACACACUAACUUCCUUCUCCUCCAUGAGUCUUUUGACAGCCCGGAGGAGCUGGUGAUGAUAUAUGACUUUAUCUCAGGUGCUGACAUAUUUGAACGCAUCAACAUAGCAGAGUUUGAGCUCAAUGAACGUGAGAUUGUCAACUACAUCAGACAGAUCUGCUCAGCUCUUGAAUUCCUACAUGCAGAGAGCUAUGGACACUUUGAUAUUAGACCCGAGAAUAUUGUGUACACUACUAGAACUAGCUCUAAUGUGAAGAUUAUUGAGUUGGGCCAGUCCAGACACCUGACCCCUGGAGAGCAAAUCAAGAUUCAGUAUACCACUGCAGAGUAUGCUGCGCCUGAGAUCCACCAGUGUGAUAUGGUUAGCAGUGUCACUGAUAUGUGGUCAGUUGGUGUCCUUGCCUAUGUGCUUCUCAGUGGACUUAAUCCUUUCAUUGCGGAAACCAAUCAACAGAUGAUUGACAAUAUCUCCAAUGCAGCCUACAGCUAUGAUGACGAGUCCUUCAAGCAAGUCAGUGUCGAUGCAUUAGACUUCACAGACCGCUUAAUGACAAAGGAACGUAAGCAUCGUAUGAAUGCAGCAGAAGCUCUGGCACAUCCUUGGUUGACUAAACCUGCUGAGGACAUCAGCACCAGAGCGAUCACAACUAGCAGACAUAAGCGAUACUACCAGACAAUGGUGAGGAAGGAGUGGAGCACUGUCGUCUCAGCAGCCCGUGUUGCCAGCGGUGGGUCCAUCAGGUCCCAGCGCGGUGUUUUUGUAGCAAAGGUGAAGAUUGCGCCAUUUGAAAAUGGUCCUGUAGCUGGCCAGAUUAGCCACGCUGUGGUAAAUGAGGGCAACAGUGUGAAGUUCAUCUGCAACAUUGAAAACUAUGAUAGCACCACUGAAGUGACAUGGUAUUGUGGUGUCAGGCAACUUGAAGCUGGUGACAAAUAUGAAAUCGAAUAUGAGGAUGGACUAGCUGUUAUCACUAUCAACAAGAUCACAAGAGCAGAUGAUGGUACUUACAGAUGCAAGAUUGUGAAUGAGUAUGGUGAGGACAGUGGCUAUGCAGAGCUAUUCAUCAAUGGCGUUAGAUCUUACCGUGACUUCUUCAUCAGCCGUGUGGUCAAGAGAACAAAGCGCAGAGUUGACACUGCCAGAAUGCUUCAGAAGCCACCAGAGUUCACACUUCCUCUGGUCAAUCAUACAGCCUACAUUGGUGAAGAUGUGCGUUUUGGUGUCACAAUCACUGUUCACCCUGAGCCUCGUGUCAUCUGGCACAAAUGUGGACAGAAGCUUAUACCUGGAAAUGAUGACAAGAAAUACACCUUUGUCAACGACAAGGGCCUGUACCAGCUGAUUAUCCACAAACUUGAAGUUGAUGAUGAUGCUGAGUACAGUGUUGUUGCCCGUAACAGGUACGGUGACGACAGCUGCAAGGCUCACCUUACUGUGGUUCCUCGACCUAAGCCAGCUGAUCUUACCUUGAGACCCAUGUUUAAACGCCUGCUUGCCAAUGUUGAGUGCAGAGAGGGCCAGAAUGUGCGCUUUGAGAUCAGAGUAUCAGGCCAUCCUGCACUGAAGUGGGAAAAGGAUGGCACACCUUUAGCCUUUGGACCAUCAAUUGAAGUUGUUCAUGAGGGUCUGGAUUACUUUAUCCUUCAUGUAAGAGACACUCUUCCAGAAGACUCUGGUGUGUACAGAGUUACUGCAACCAACUCUGCUGGGUCAGCCAGUUGCCAGGCCACUCUCAAAGUGGAACGUGUUGCCCAUGUAAAGAAGGAAUAUGAGAUGACUGCAAAGGAGAAGCAAGCUGCAGCUGGAAAAGAGGCCCUUGAGAAAAAAGUCAGGCUCUCUCAGAUUUUGACCGGCACUGUUAUUAUACCUUUACCACCUGCAGCAGUACAAGCUGUCAGGGAAGCAGCCACCAUGUUCAAACCUGCUGUGACAACAAAGAAGGGUGAAAAGACUGAGGCUGAGAUACAGAAAGAAAAAGAGGAGAGGAAGAAGCGGGCAGAUGAGAAGAGGCUGCGUAUGCCCUAUGUUGUCCCUACUCCCCGAGUUGUUAAUCCAGCUGCCCUUGAAGAAGAUGUGGAAAUAAAGCACUUCCAGCCACUUUCUGACAUGAAGUGGUAUAAGAAGCUUCGGGAUCAGUAUGAGUUCCCUGAACCUAUGGAAAAAAUCACACAGAAGAGAAUGAAGCGCAUUCGCCUUUCACGGUGGGAGCAGUUCUAUGAGGUGCCGAUCAGAAUCAAGGACCAGUACAAGCCUAAGUGGCGCAUCUCAUCCUUAACUCAGGAUGAUUUGGAAACUGUGAGGCCUGCAAGGCACCGCACUCCUUCCCCUGAGAUAGAUGUCUACCACAGGAUCAGGAGGAGGUCCCUGGGUGACCUUUCAGAUGAGGAGCUGCUUUUGCCUGUUGAUGAGUAUUUGUCAAUGAAGAGAACAGAGGAGGAUAGGCUUCGUCUGGAGGAAGAGUUGGAGCUUGGCUACUCUGCUUCUCCACCUAGUCUCAGCCCGGUUCGUUUCGAGCUGUCAGCCUUGCGUCCCUCAUCUCCUAGAAGAGCCUACAGUGAUGACGAAGAGGGAGAAGAAAUUCGCAGAUAUGACUCUUACCGAAUCCCAUCUAAAUAUGAGGCAGGCCCAAGUUUUGUUGACCUUCGCCAGCGUCAUGACAAAACAACAUACAAACCUCCAAGACAGAAGCAGAGAGUGUAUGAAGAGAGAGAAGAUCAAGAGCUGCUCCGCCCACACACAACUGCUCAGAGGAUCUCCUCCUACAAGAGUGAACUCAAACGCAUGGAGUUUGAGGAGAAGACUAGGACCGUGAAAAAGGAAACAACUGUCACUGUUGCAUACUCUGAGGGUAUUGAAUCUGAGCACCUGACAUCCUUUACCUCAGAAUAUAUUCCUAAACCAAUCAAGAAGAUCCCCAUGCCUGAGCCUGAGAGAAGGAGAUCUCCUACACCAGGAAAGGCUGCCAAGACAGACGUGACCCUUCCAAGAGUUGAUUUUGCUUCCAGGUAUGAGGAGAGAAAGCAGGCUCUAAGAUCAGAAAGAAGAUCAGUGGAAAGGAAGGUUGAGGUGGUGACACAGGCUCCCUUCAGCCUUGACCAUGCCCCACGUAUUACCAUCAGGAUGCGUUCUCAUCGUGUGCCCUACGGCUCAAGCACAAAGUUCACCCUGAAUGUCCAGGCCAAACCAGAACAAGAGGUCAAGUGGUUCCACAAUGGAAAGGAGAUUAACCAGAGUAGCAAAUACCACAUGACCAACCUUAGUGGGGUUCUUACUCUCCAGAUCAUCAACUGCAUCACUGAAGAUGCUGGAACUUAUCGUGUUGUCUGCAGGAAUGCCAAAGGAGAGACUUCUGACUAUGCCACCCUGGAUGUUGCAGGAGCUGAAUACGCUGCCUUCUCUUCACUCCGCAAGGAUGAGGAGCCUCCAUCCUCUCAUCUCCCUGAGAUGACCAGAACAGAGAUGUAUCAUGUCUCUUCCUCUAAAACAACAGUGAAGGAAACUAAAACUACAACAGAGUCAGUCACUGUUGUUGAGAAGCAAAGAGAGAAGCCCAGCUUAUCUGCAAGGUUCCUAACAAAGCCGAAUUCCCUGACUGUACAGGAGGGAGACUUUGUCAGGUUUGACUGUGAUGUGGAAGGUGAACCAGCACCGUCUAUCACUUGGCUGCACAAAGGAACAGUUGUUGGUUCCACUGCCCGUCACCACGUCAUCUCUUCUCAGAAUAACUCCACCUUUGAGAUCUGUGCUGCUGAGAUGUCAGAUGAAGGCAGCUACAGUGUGCUUGUGGAAAACGCUGGAGGCAAACAAGAGGCUCGAUUCACUCUGACCAUCAACAAGUCCAUGGAGAAAGUUGCCUCUCCCAGAGUCACCUCUCCAGAAGCCAAGUCUCCUCUCGCCAAGUCCCCUGAACCAGUGAAAUCACCUCAGAGAGUCAAGUCCCCUGAGCCAAUCAAGUCACCUCAGAGAGUGAAGUCUCCAGUCUCACCAAAGUCCCCUACACCAAAGUCCCCAACACCAAAGUCCCCUACUCCAUCUGAGAAGGAAUGAGUGACUUCUUCUACAAAGUCACUGCAGACUGGCGGAGAUUUCAACUGAGACUCCAGCUCAGCAACUGUCAACUUUGACAUUUGGUCCAUGAAAAAAAGCUAAUUUAUACCCCCCGUUUUUCUUCAUCCAGAACCUUUUAUUUAGUGAAUUAGCUAAAAUAAUACUUGAUAAAGAUCUGGAUUUCUGUUCUUGUAAAUAUAAACUAUUUUUGUACCAAACUUGACAUUAAUUUAUGCCAAACUAGACUCAAGUCUAAAGUUGUUAUGAAAUGUGCCAUAUUGGACAAGUAUGACUUAGGAUUUUUUAACCACUUUUCUGUGACAUGUACAUAAUGUAUAUAGCCGAAUUGAACGGUUAUGGGAAAUGUAUGCAUUGUUAUUUAUGACAAUAAUAUUAACUGAAACAAAAGAACAAAUGUUUUAACAGGAGAAAGUUUCACCUAGAACGAAUACCCUGUCAAACCAAGAAACUAAACAAUGUGCCUCAACGAUACGUUGAAGUCUUAAGAUUGCCUCAACAGGUAGAGAGGCUCCCUGUUGAUGUUAUGAACCACAAACAGAAAGACAAAGUUAUUGUUUUGAAGACGCGUCUGUGCGUGUUAUAUUACAGUUUCCUAUGAGUUGUACCAUGAGCGUAAGACCCUGAGUGCUGUUUGCAUUACCCUCAUGUAAGCAGCAUGAACUGGUCUUGUGCUCAGACUGACUGUGUCAUACCACCACGAUUUGAUGAGCAGCUCAGAGUGCAAGCGGCAUGCACUCUCAGCAUUUAGAUCUUUUUAUUUAAGAGCGCUGCUUCUGGCACAGAAUCGCCGGAUUGGCUUUUCUAAAUGUUACAUCUCCUGGCCAUAAAGAAACACAAAGUCAAAGCCGGCUCUGCUGUGCAGAAGCAGCGCUGUCUCUUGGAGGAUAGAUAACUAACGUGUUUUUGUGUUUGAGUGUGAGUGUUUGUAGCUUUUAGUCAUUUCACCUUGUCAGUAGUCAGGUCGUCUUCUUCUGCCUCACCACAGAGACUCUAGUUCCUGUGAGAAGAAAGAAUAGCAGACACAUGGUGCCCUGCACUUUUAUUUAAUUGAUCUGUUGAUGUAGAACUAUAAGUUGUCCUCCUUGAGUUUUAUGCAUUUCUGAUUUAAUAAAGCAUGAUUUCAGCACUA